UGGCGCUCUGCGGCUGGGGAGUAAAUUUCUCCCUGUCAUCAGGUCGCGGGGAGAGGAGGAGGAGGAGGAGUUUGUUAAUGUUCAGUUUGUUCAGCGGGAUCGAUGUUUGCUGGCAUCGCCUCGCCCUGUCUUGUGUGUGCGAGGGUGUGUGUGUGUGUUUGUGUGUGUGUGCCUAUGUGGGGGGUGUGAGUGUGUGUGUGUGCGAGGAAGCGGGGGUGCGUGCGCGUGUGAGUGCGUGUGUGAGUGUGUGUGUGUGUGUGUGUGUGUGUGGAUUCCAGAUUUUCUGUCUUUCCAAAACCCGCUCCUGUCCUCUCGCAUAUCACUCACAGACGGGGAUCUGACAGCAGCCACAAACCUACAGUGAGUGAUCGCUCUCCCCCCCCACCCCCGGCACGAAUCCGCCAUAGAGAUCAGCGAGGAGGAGGAGGAGGAGGAAGAGAAGAAGGAGGAGGUGGAGGAGGUGGUGGAGGAGGAGGAGGAGGGAAAGAGGAGAAAGAAGAAGAAGAAAAAGAAGAAGAAACCCACUACCUUCCCAGGAUUGCCUUUUUUUCCUUAUCUUUACGCGCGAGUGUGCGUGAGGCGCGUGUGCGCCCCUCGUCCCUUCCAUCCGAACCUGGUCUUGGAUGUUUAAUAAAGAAAUCAAGUGUCUCAACAGUCACCCAAAAAAAAAAAACGCAAAAACAAAAAAAAAUUCCAAAAGCAAAAACAAAAAGAGAAAGAGAGAGGAAAAAAAAAAAUCCAAAACAAACAAACAAACAAGGCAGAACCAACCUCUACUUCAAAGCAGCCAGCACAAGCCACCCGUGUCUGCCACCCAGAGAGGGGGGUCUCUGGCCCGUGCUGGAGGAGUUGCAGGGGGGAUCGUCAGGGGGACAGAGGCCGAGUGACGUCCUAGGAGCCACCGGGCAAGAGGCGGAGGAGACCCAGAGAGGCCAGAGAGACAGCGGGCCCCGGCGCGCGGCUCGGGGCUGGGGCGCCAGAAGUGGGACUGGAGCGAAGUAGAGGAUGCCGAGGAGAAAACAGCAGGCACCCAAGCGGGCGGCAGGCUACGCCCAGGAGGAACAGCUGAAAGAAGAGGAGGAAAUAAAAGAAGAGGAAGAAGAGGACAGUGGUUCAGUAGCUCAACUGCAGGGUGGCAAUGACACAGGGACAGACGAGGACCUAGAAACCGGCCCGGAGCAGAAAGGCUGCUUCAGCUACCAGAACUCUCCAGGAAGUCAUUUGUCCAAUCAGGAUGCCGAGAACGAGUCUCUGCUGAGCGACGCCAGCGAUCAGGUGUCGGACAUCAAGAGCGUCUGCGGCCGAGAUGCCUCGGACAAGAAAAGCAACACUCACGUCAAGCUUCCAAACGAAACACACAACUGCAUGGACAAAAUGACUGCGGUCUACGCCAACAUCCUGUCUGAUUCCUAUUGGUCGGGCCUGGGCCUCGGCUUCAAGCUGUCCAAUAGUGAGAGGCGGCACUGUGACACCCGGAAUGGCAGCAACAAGAGCGAUUUUGAUUGGCACCAAGACGCUCUGUCCAAAAGCCUGCAGCAGAACUUGCCGGCCAGGUCCAUCUCGAAACCCAGCCUGUUCAGCUCAGUGCAGCUGUAUCGGCAGAGCAGCAAGAUGUGCGGGACUGUGUUCACCGGGGCCAGCCGAUUCCGAUGCCGGCAGUGCAGCGCUGCCUACGACACCCUUGUGGAGCUGACCGUGCACAUGAACGAAACGGGCCACUAUCAAGAUGACAACCGCAAGAAGGACAAGCUCAGACCUGCGAGCUAUUCAAAGCCCCGGAAGAGGGCUUUCCAGGAUAUGGACAAGGAGGAUGCUCAGAAGGUUCUGAAAUGUAUGUUUUGUGGCGACUCCUUCGAUUCCCUCCAAGAUUUGAGUGUCCACAUGAUUAAAACAAAACAUUACCAAAAAGUGCCUUUGAAGGAGCCAGUCCCAACCAUUUCCUCGAAGAUAGUCACCCCUGCGAAGAAGCGCGUUUUCGAUGUCAAUCGGCCGUGUUCCCCCGAUUCAACCACAGGAUCUUUUGCAGAUUCUUUUUCUUCCCAGAAGAACGCCAACUUGCAGUUGUCCUCCAACAACCGCUAUGGCUACCAGAAUGGAGCCAGCUACACCUGGCAGUUUGAGGCCUGCAAGUCCCAGAUCUUAAAGUGCAUGGAGUGUGGGAGCUCCCAUGACACCUUGCAGCAGCUCACCACCCACAUGAUGGUCACAGGUCACUUUCUCAAGGUCACCAGCUCUGCCUCCAAGAAAGGGAAGCAGCUGGUGUUAGACCCGCUGGCUGUAGAGAAAAUGCAGUCGUUGUCCGAGGCCCCAAACAGUGAUUCUCUGGCUCCCAAGCCAUCCAGUAACUCAGCAGCAGACUGUACAGCCUCUACCACUGAGUUAAAGAAAGAGAGUAAAAAAGAAAGGCCAGAGGAAACCAGCAAGGAUGAGAAAGUCGUGAAAAGCGAGGACUAUGAAGAUCCUCUACAAAAACCUUUAGACCCUACAAUCAAAUAUCAAUAUCUAAGGGAGGAGGACUUGGAAGAUGGCUCAAAGGGUGGUGGGGACAUUUUGAAAUCUUUGGAAAAUACUGUCACCACAGCCAUCAACAAAGCCCAAAAUGGGGCCCCCAGCUGGAGUGCCUACCCCAGCAUCCACGCAGCCUAUCAGCUGUCCGAGGGCACUAAGCCACCUUUGCCUAUGGGAUCCCAGGUACUGCAGAUCCGGCCUAAUCUCACCAACAAGCUGAGGCCCAUUGCACCAAAGUGGAAAGUGAUGCCACUCAUUUCUGUGCCCACAAACCUGGCCCCUUACACUCAAGUCAAGAGGGAGUCAGAAGACAAAGAUGAAGUCGUGAAGGAGUGUGGGAAAGAAAGUCCCCAUGAAGAGGCCUCAUCUUUCAGCCACAGUGAGGGCGAUUCUUUCCGUAAAAGCGAAACGCCCCCAGAAGCCAGAAAGACUGAGCUGGGUCCCCUGAAGGAGGAGGACAAGCUGAUGAAAGAGGGCAGCGAAAAGGAGAAACCCCAGCCGCUGGAGCCCACUUCUGCUCUGAGCAACGGGUGCGCCCUUGCCAACCACACCCCGGCCCUGCCAUGUAUCAACCCGCUCAGCGCCCUGCAGUCCGUCCUGAACAAUCACCUGGGCAAAGCCACAGAGCCCUUACGCUCACCUUCCUGCUCCAGCCCAAGUUCAAGCACAAUUUCCAUGUUCCACAAGUCGAAUCUCAGUGUCAUGGACAAACCAGUCUUGAGUCCCGCCUCCUCAAGGCCAGCUAGCGUAUCCAGACGCUACCUGUUUGAGAACAACGAUCAGCCCAUUGACCUGACCAAGUCCAAAAGCAAGAAAGCCGAGUCCUCGCAAGCACAAUCCUGUACGUCCCCACCUCAGAAGCAUGCUCUGUCUGACAUCGCAGACAUGGUCAAAGUCCUCCCCAAAGCCACCACCCCAAAGCCCGCUGCUUCCUCCAGGGUCCCUCCCAUGAAGCUGGAAAUGGACGUUAGGCGCUUUGAGGAUGUCUCCAGUGAAGUCUCGACUUUGCAUAAAAGAAAAGGCCGGCAGUCCAACUGGAAUCCUCAGCAUCUUCUGAUUUUACAAGCUCAGUUUGCCUCGAGCCUCUUCCAGACAUCAGAGGGCAAAUACCUGCUGUCCGAUCUGGGCCCUCAAGAGCGUAUGCAAAUCUCGAAGUUUACGGGACUUUCAAUGACCACUAUCAGUCACUGGCUGGCUAACGUCAAGUACCAGCUUAGGAAAACAGGCGGGACAAAAUUUCUAAAAAACAUGGACAAAGGCCACCCCAUCUUUUAUUGCAGUGACUGUGCCUCCCAGUUCAGAACCCCUUCUACCUACAUCAGUCACUUAGAAUCUCACCUGGGUUUCCAAAUGAAGGACAUGACCCGCUUGUCAGUGGACCAGCAAAGCAAGGUGGAGCAAGAGAUCUCCCGGGUAUCGUCGGCUCAGAGGUCUCCGGAAACAAUAGCUGGUGAAGAGGACACAGACUCUAAAUUCAAGUGUAAGUUGUGCUGUCGGACAUUUGUGAGCAAACAUGCAGUAAAACUCCACCUAAGCAAAACGCACAGCAAGUCACCUGAACACCAUUCACAGUUUGUAACAGACGUGGAUGAAGAAUAGCUCUGCAGUUGUUUUUAGAAAAACUUGAACACUGAUGAAUUUGGGCUGCUAUCAAAUCCUUAAGAAGCAUUUUUGCCAAAUAAGAUGGGCAAAUGUCCUACAUCUGCUAACUAUGACAUGAGAGGCCAUGCACUUUUGAAAAAUGAAUAAAUAACUAUUUCCAACCAAGCAAAGAACUACUAAUGACCUUUUUAAAUGCUGAAAACACAUCCUUGAUAUUAUUCUUUUAUGCCCCCAUCCAUCUGGGCAAGAAAAAAUGGAAUGGAUGGAGCUACAUGAGUUAUGCUGUAGCCCAGUAGAAGGCCACAGUCAGCUCCGGUUUUGGAUAACCAAGUUUUUUCUUUCUUUUCUUUUUUAUUUUCUGGUACAAUGGUCAUUCAGCCUGCUGAGCAGAAAAGUGCCUGCACUGGGACACGUCAAGCUAUCCCCGACAAGAGAAUGACUGGACUCAUAAAAACACGCGCCUUCUACAAAUGUCCGAUGAUCACAGGGUCUCUUCAUUUCCUGCUCCCAUGAGUCUGGCUCUAGUUUUAAGUUGACUACAAGGGGGUGCCUUGAAGAUCUCAUCUUGAACGUGCUUAUUUUCAGUGUCUGGCUCUUUCUGGGCAUCACAGGUGUACAAUAUAAAGAUGUGUUUGGCUGGCUGGGCACGGUGGCUCACACCUGUAAUCCCAGCACUUUGGGGGGCCGAGGCGGGCAGUGGGCAGAUCACGAGGUCAGGAGAUCGAGACCAUCCUGGCCAACAUGGUAAAACUCCAUCUCUGCUAAAAAUACCAAACUUAGCUGGGCAUAGCAACAGGAGCCUGAAGUCCCAGCUACCUGGGAGGCUGAAGCAGGAAAAUUGCUUGAACCCAGAAGGCAGAGGCUGCAGUGAGCCGAGAUCAGAUCAUGCCACUGCACUCCAGCCUGGGCAAAAGAGCAAGACUUCAUCUCAAAAGAAAAAAUAUUUGUUUGGCUGCAAGUAACAGAGAGCUCAGCCUUCACUGGUCUCAGACAAUGGAAACUGGCUUUUCUCACCGAAUAUGAGGCAUCUGCUCUGGUGGUUCUGCUCACCCAUCUUGGGGUCUCCAUGGCUCUUUUGGCCUCAUCCCUCGUGCUUGCAUCAUGGUCUUAGCCUCAUCUGUCUCUGUGAGCAUCACAACUAUGUGCAAGGCAAGGGGACCGGGUAGAGGCAUCACCCAGCUCAUCUGCUCUUCUUGCCAAAAGAGCAAACACUUUCUUGGACGACCCCUCCCUCUUGGCAGAAUUCCACUAGCAUCUUAUUCACCAAAACUGUGUACUCAGCAACACCUAGAUGAACGUGAGGCUGUGAAAAAUCUGUGUAUUUUGCUUCUCCAGCCCCUCCAGUAGAGGAAGCAUAGCAGAGGGGGUAGGAGUGCUGGAGGUGGUGUUUGCUGUAGAGUUUAUAGCCACCCAAGAGGAAGGAACGUCUGAGAUGUACAGAUUUGAAGUGGUUGGGAUUUUGCUGCUGGGUCUCACUGCUUAUCAGCUGCACAAUGCAUGAAACCUUGGAGAGAAAAAAAAAGUUAGUUAAAUAUUUAGAUGAUUUGCCAACACAGGGAACUUGCCAUUGGUAGCAAAGAUUUAUUAAGCAGGCUACGAAAUAUGAUGUCAUUAAGCAGUUGGAAGGCAUGACCUCGUAAUUAAGACAGGAGAAGGUUUCUAUAUGGGUAAUAAAAUCUGGGCUCCAAUUGAGCAUUUAUUUCAUUAAUAUUUAUCGCGUACCUACUGUGUGCCAGGUACCUCAUGAACUAAUCCCAUUAAACAACAAAAAAGUUUCCCUAGUGCCAAAUCUACUGGUAAUAAUAGCUCCCAUUAACUGGACACCGACAUGCUACCAAGCUUGUGCUAAGCAUUUUACAUAACAGCCUAUCCUCACAAGAACUCUAAGAAGUAGGUACAAUUGCUCUCAAUGUAUACAUUACAGUGAGGAACCAUCCCAAGUGUGUCCGAACUGAGGGUUUUCCAGGACACAGGACUUUGAGUGUUAAGGCAGAGAGGUCUCAGGCAAAGUGCUGGGAAAUGAAGAAAGUGAGGCUGAGUGUGGGUAAAUGACCCUUCCAGGGUCACAGAAUCAGCAGGUGGUGCCCCCGGAAUCCAACCCAAUGCCACCUGUUGCCUGCUGCUUCCAGGCUGCAACCUCCCCUUGAACCCAGAAUACUAACCACUUCCCUUCCCUGCCACUUCCAAACACAAAAGAGGUGACCCUCUUCCUAAGCUGUAGAGCUGUCAAGAAAAAAACCCAGUCCACAGGGGAUGGGCUUGGGUGGCCCUUCAGGGGCAACACCACUGCAUAGUAACGGCUGUUUUGAUUCUUCAACACAAUGGCCCGCAUGCUCCCUUCAGUCCUUUCUCCAGCCCAUUCGAACUUAAUUGCCUGCAGACUGUUUCUCAGCCCUGGUCUCACAUUAGUGUCGCCUGGGGAGUUUGCAACACACUGAAGCCAGCACCAUCCAUGGUAGAAUCUGUAGGAGUGGGCCUGGAUGUAGAGCUUCUUUUUAACUUUUUUAAAAAUUGAGGUUAUCUUUUCUGCAGCCGAGUUAAUAAAUAUUAUUAUAAAGUUCAAUGGAUUUUACAUAAGUUCACACCCAUAUAGCCACCCACCAGAUCAAAAUACGAACUAUUUCCAGCCCUUGGGAAAUUCCAUUAUGGGCCUGGAUAUAGUUUUAAACCCCCAGAGGUGAUUCUAAUAUGACCUUGGCUCUAACCCAGUAGUAUGCCCCUAAAUAGGUCAUUUACCCGCACUCAGAUUCAAUCAGAUUGGAAAGCUACUGGUUUAGAGCCCAGAUCCUCUGCGGCCAGAGACGAUUCGUUUUCCAAAGAUGACAGUGGCUACAAGUUCCUCUCUCACAGGACAGAGAAGGGAGAAAAAAAUAAUCCUCAGUAGUUCCUCCCGCUGUGUUUAUUUGCAUAUAUUCUUCUCCACGAUAUAGUGAGCAUCUUGAAGGCAGAAACUGCAUCUUUCUGAGAGCCUAGCAAAGGGCCUUUGCAUAGUAAAUAUUUAUCAAAUGGAGAAAAAAAAAGAAGAAAUAGACAUGUACUGCAGAGUCACGUCUGGUGUCCAUUUAGGUUCAUCAAGUUUCUCUGGGAAGGCAGACAGAGCAGCAUUCAGUCCUUUUUGCAGUCUCUGCUUUCUUUCUUUGACCUAGAAAGGGCGAGUUCAGGAAAAUGUUGAUUCUGGGUCUUGUUCUCUUGCAGAGUUCACAUUCGGUCUGUGCAUAGGUGACACCAAUGACUUGUAGUGUAAUCCUGCCGUGUUGAAAGCUGAUGUCAACUGCUAAAUGGGGGAAAGCAGUGUGUCUCGAUGGUGAUGUGUAUGUAUGUACACGUGCAGCCAGAAAAUAAGCAGAGGACUCAGGAAAUUGAUGUUGUACUUGCAAGAGGCCACUGACAUUUAGGAAUGAUCCAUGUCGAAUGCACAUUGAGCUGCCCUGGGUCAACGGGGGAGGCAUUUUUUUUUAAUGUAUAAAACUUACAAGUUUGAAAAAUAUGUAUUUAGCCUGGAGGGCAGUUAAAAAGACUUUACUGUGUCAGCAUCCCCAGAUCAUUUAUACAUUUUUCUGCUCACAUAUUUUAUUCAUAAUGUCUAUUUUAUUCUCCUUUAUUUUGUAAACUUGGUGUUCAACAUUACUGUUUCUCUUAGAAAACAACCCCAUUAUCUGAACGAGGCCACAUGACUGUGGAUCAGCGACUCGGGCAAGGUUUAAAAUCAGCACGAUGUUAAGCACCUAGGAGGGCUUCAGGGUUCUGGCUUGAGUUUAUUGUUGUAUGGUUCCUGAAGUCAAGUCUUGCAUCAGGGCAAGAGGUGGGGAAGAGGGCUGCGGUUUUAACAAUGACAGAACACUCAGGGGCAAAAGACUGAAGGCCAUUCAGGUUCUUCACAUGAAGGGAGGACCAAGGUUUGCUCACCAACAGGCAAGACCAGGCAGAGUGCUCACAUCACACCACCCCCUAAAAUGGCAAAUAGAGCAAGAUACAAAUCAUUUGCUUUUCACGAAUUCUCUGGGCAGCCCAAGAGCUCUUGGGAAAUGACUGCCAUGAGUGGAGGGCUCAAACCUUGUAUUUAUUCAAAGAAUGACUGCUCUGUUGCUGUUAGGUCACAGAUUGCUAGGCUGCUUCCAGAAGUGUUUCUACGGAAAUCGGGUUCUGGGCUAAAGAUGUGACAAUUUCAGGAUAUUAGCUCUUCUUUCUGCCCUCCCACCCUACUUCCAUCCCAAAGCAUGCAAAGCCCUUGAUUGAAUGCAAUGAAAAAAAUGAAUUUAUCAAAGAGGAAGAGAAGGGAGGGAAAAAAAAAGGAAGAAAAAAGGAAGAAAGGGAAGAAACCACUGUACAUUAGACAAGUGCUAAUGGGAGAGUUCAGGAGAAGGAAUUUGACAAAGAAGAAGAAAACAUUUUAUUCUCCAGGGCAACAAGCAUGGUCUGUAUUUCCAGUAUAUUUCAUACACAUCUCCCGAAUUCACAUGCUACCAGUGGAGUGAGAUCGCCAUAUUAAUAUUGCUUCUUCCUCAACUGUGUCUGUCUGGCCUUUGCAACACACAUGUGUCAGCCAGAAGAUGUUGGAUCUCAGUGCAUCUAACCUUCCUGUCAUUCAAAGUCAUCUGAGAGUGGAAAGAGUAGGAACCCUCCUGACUUGUAAGGAAGGGCAUUUGCAAACCUUCAUUUAGUGUGCUCUGUGCAACACAAAUCACAAAACCCAGGACACAAAAGCAGGGAGGGCUCAUGAUCAAAUGAGUAUAGAUAAUGCUUUUAACUCCAUCUCAUUAUUGGUCAUUCCCAGUGGAUGUGAGAAAAUGAAUAGCUCUGAAAGGCCCUGAAAUAAAGAAAAACUGUUAAGCAUCUAACAUAGUAACUCCCAACUCUAUCUGACCAUGGAACAUUUUUUUCUCCACCUGGAAUUCUUUUAAAUGAGUAUUCUAAAGAACAUACUUUGAAACAAAAGGCAAGAGCCCAGGAGUCAGGAGACUUGAUUAAAGACUAAAUUGCCCUUGUGGGUCAGCUAGUCCAACUUUUCAUUUUAUAGAUAAGAAAAUGAAGAAACAGAAGUUGUAUGGUAAGUGGAGGGUCACAGAGGCAGAAUUAGAACCAAAUGACCCAGGAUAAAUGCAUUUACCUCUGUGAGCUUCAGUUUCCUUGUCCCUGUUGGACUAGAUCAGAGGAUAUCAACUGUUAGCCCUGAAACAGUCUCAGAUGUGUCACCAAAUUCUGAAUAAUGCAUGUAUUUGUUGCCUGUUGCUGUAUAACUAAUUACCCUAAACUUAAUGGCUUAAAACAAUCCUGUUUAUUAUAUCACAGUUUCUGUGCAUUGAGAGCUCAGGCGCCAGUUAGGUGGACCUUCUGCAUCAGGAUUUCACAAGCCUGAAAUCCAGGCAUUGGCCAGGGCUGCAGUCUAAUCUGAGGUUUGACUGGGGAAAGAUCCACUUCCAAGCUCUCACACAUUGUUGGUAAAAUUCAUUACCUUUCAGCUCCAGGAUUGGGGAUUCUGGUUUCUUGCUGACCGUUGACUGAUGACUACCUUCGGCUCCUAGAGGCCAUCUAGUAUUAGACCUCCACCAUAUCAUGUUCCCCAACCUGACCACUUACCUCAUCAAAGCCAGCAAGGGAGAAAGAGUCUCCUUCAAAAUGGAGGUCACCAUCCUGUGCAUUAUAGUCAUGAAACUGACAUCUCAUCUCCUUGCCAUAUUGUAUUGGUUAAAAGCAAGUUACAAGUUCCACACACACUCAAGGACAGGGAACUACACAAAAACAUGCACAUUAAGAGAUGGGGAUUAUGGGACCAUUGUGAGCUUCUGGCUGCCACAAUGUGCAAAAUUUAUUUUUACUGAAAAUGAGUAUACCAUUACAGAGAUAUUUGGUGGGGUAGUCCAUAAUGCUGAGAUGAUCAUCUGAUAUGCUGUAAACCAAGGUAUACCUUUCAAUAAGCUAAAAGUAAGAAUUAUAGCACAGAGCACAAUUGCCUCUCACAAGGUGUAAACUUCUAAAAGCAGCUCGUAAGAGGAAUAUUGCCGAUAGUCAAAAUUACCAUUAAAAAUCUUUUAAGCCAUUCAUAAAGCACAGUACACUUAUGUUGUGUAUUACUAUAUCGUACAUUAACUUGAACUGUAAUUCUUAUGCAGCUGAAGUUUAACAAUUAUUCAGCCAGAUUGAAGGAAUGUCUAUUCCAGAAUCAGGGCAUUCAAACCAUCCUGCCUUAAUACAAAUUUCUAACAGUAAAGCAAAUAUGGAUGAAGAUAUUAAAGCAUCUAGCCUCUAGAGAUUAUUUCAUUCUGUUUUAAAAGCAUGCUUCAGAAACCUUAGGACAUGCUAAUAGGUUUGUUUGAUUGGUGAGAGUUAAAUGAGAUGGAACACAAGAAACAAAUCAGCCCACAAGAAAAAAUUCACAGCCCGGCACACAGUAGGCAGUGAAUUUUUGCAGACUGUGAAUGUGCACCUUGAUCAGACACUCACACACACGCACACUGCCUUUUGAAGAGCUGCAGAAAACAACUUGGCCACAUGUAUCCUGCUUGUCCAAGUUGGCAUUUUCUCCUGUAGUUUCCAAGCAAUUCCCACUCUCAUGAGCAUUGUGCCCAUCUUCAUGAGGAGAAGAUUCUAUAGUCAAUGCCUUAUUUGAAUCAGCAAACAAGACAGCUUACCUGUAGUCAGGUGUGGUGGCUCACGCCAGUAAUCCCAACACUUUGGGAGGCAGAGGUGAGACCAGCCUGGGAAACAUAGGGAGAUCUUGUCUCUACAAAAAAUUAGCUGGGUGUGGUGGCACAUUCCUGUGGUCCUAGCUACUCAUGAGGCUGAGGCAUGAGGAUCGUUAGAGCCCAGGGAGUUGAGGCUGCAGUGAACUAUGAUCCUGCCACUGGACUUCCAGACAAAGGAAGACCCUAUCUCAAAAAAUAAUUAAAAAAUUUUUAAAAGACAGCUUACCUGUAAUGAUGCAAUUUCACUCAUAGGACCAGCCUACAGUAAGGGCAGAUAGUAUGUUCUGGGGGAAGUAAGUAUGUCUCAUAAGUAUGUAAGCACAUAAGGACCGGGCAGCAGAGCAUCCUACUUAGCAACGUAGCACAAUCACCCUGAACACUUUUACAAAUACCUGGAGACGUGGAGAUGUUGUAAUGGAGGCUGCCUGGUAACUAAUCGCUAACUUGUUCAGUUUGGGUGAAAUCUGCCACCAGCAUGUCUGUCUUUUGACGAUAUGUCACACACACCAAAAUGGUGCAAAACCCUGAAUGGCAGUGAUUGUUCCCUUAUCCUUCCUGCCCUAAAAAGAACUAGGGUUCUAAGUCUGGUGUCAAAAAUUCAAAAGCGACAGGAGCCAGGCAGGUAACAUAUAUGAGAAGAGAAGACAGUAGAGAGGGAAAUGGAGUGGGGUGAAACGGCAACAAUUGCUCUAUCACUCUAAAAGAGUUCAGAUUCGGAAACUUCUCCAAGCACUGCGUGGGUGAGACAGACAGGUUUACAGCUGGAUUCAGCCAAUGAGCACAUUGUUCCAAGUUCUUAAUUAAAGGCCCGCAGGUGGCAAGGUCUGUUUAUAUUGUCCCCCAUAUCCUAGAUUUGAAAAAAGGAAAACAUGAUUACCCUGUGUGGAAACAAAAUAGUAGGUUUUUUGUUGGCCUGACCACACUUAAUUAUUAGAGAUUUGGGGUGAUACCACAUUCAUUCAGACACCUCUGGGCAAGGUUAGGAGGAGAUAAGAUUUUUAUUUUCAUUUUAUUUCCAUGAAGGACUGUCUCUCAGUAAUUCUCACUACUGUUAUCCCAUCUGGUUAUAAGUGAAAUACAGAUUUGGGAUAUCAUUUUUAUCUGCACAUAUUUAAAAUGUAAUGUCCAAAUAUUAUGCUGUUUGAAAAGAGACACCUGUCCAAAAAAUUCCCGGGAAGGUUUCAGAGAGUGCACUUAAGCUCAGAUUUAGACACAAGUAAAGCUCAUUUUUCAUUUUGCAGAAACCUUCAGACUAGCCAAGACUUGGAAUACAUGCUGAACAUUUUGCAAAUACAGCAAUGCCUCAUUUGUUUGACGUGGACUGUUCCAUGUAAAUGCAUUUUCCACAUAACUGAAGCCUAUCCCAAUGCACAUCAAAUCAUACAUUUAUUUUAGCCAUUUUGCAUGGGAAUGUUUCUGAGAGUGCAUUACACACUUCCCUACCUCCUUAAAUAGAAUAUGAGAAACAUAAUUUAAUCUUUGCUAUCUGACUCAGGGUCAUAGUCAUGAAUAUCAAGUAUUGGGCUGUUCUGGGCUGAAAUAAAGGGAUGCCUUGGGGUCCCUACAGCAUAAAAGGAGUUGUUUGACUUCACUUUGCAGGAGCUGAGGUUUCCACAUUUUUUUAGAGUGUGCCUACCAGCUCUCCAUCUCAUCCUUCAGAGCUCUCAUUAUACCUAAAAGUCCUUUUGUUCCUACCUCUUUAAAUUUGUCUCAUCUAUAGAAUAGGAAGGUAAAGUGCCUUACUUGGUUGACCAGAAACCCUGGGUUAUUUCCCCAUUUUUAAUACAUUCUUGUACUUUGUUAACCUGCACAAGCUACUUGACCCUCUUGGCCUCUGUUCCACCAUCGAAAAAUGAGAGAAUUAAACACAUUCUCUAAAAUCCACCAAAUCUGCUUCCAUUUGCAUAAUUUCAUGUGAUCUUUGGCUCUGAGAUGAACAGACUUGUUAAAAUUGUGCUUAAACAUGGAGACUCUGGGUCCCAAGUGAGCACUUUAACAUCCCCGUUAGAAGCAGAAGUCAUUGGCUGUGUAUUACCUUAUUUGUUUAUUGGUUCCAUUAUAUUCUACAUUGUUGAAGCUGUCAAAGGUGUGACCACUCAAUAAAUUGAACUACUAUGCUGGCCAGUUGCAGUGGCUCACGCAUGUAAUCCUAGCACUUUGGGAGGCUGAGGCAGGCAGAUCACUUGAGGUCAGGAGUUCGAGACCAGCCUGCCCAACAUGGUGAAAUCCCAUCUCUACUAAAAAUACAAAAAUUACUCAGAUGUGGUGGUGGGCGCCUGUAGUCCCAACUACUUGGGAGGCUGAAACAAGAGAAUCACUUGAAUCUGAGAGGUGGAGGCUACAGUGAGCCAAGAUCACACCACUGCACUCCAGCCUAGGCAAGACACUGGUGAAGGAAAGAAAGAAGGGAGGGAGGGAGGGAGGGAGGGAGGGAGGGAGGGAGGGAGGGAGGGAGGGAGGGAGAAAUGUGGGGGAGGAAGAGAGGGAGGGAGGCAUGGAAGGAGAGAGGGUGGGAGAGAGAAUGAGAAAGAAAGAAAGAGAAAGAAAGAAAGAAAGAAAGAAAGAAAGAAAGAAAGAAAGAAAGAAAGAAAGAAAGAAAGAAAGAAAGAAAGAAGAAAGAAAGAGGAAAGAAAGAAAAUGAAAGAAAGAAAAGAAAGAAAGAAAAAAGAAAGAAAGGAAAAGAAAAGAAAGAGAGAGAUGCAGUUUCAGUUAUCUAUUGCUGCAUAACAAAUCAACCCCAAACCUAGCAGCUUAAAGCCACAGUGGUUUGUUAUUUCUUUAUUUCUUUGAUUCUGUGAGUCAGGUUCUGAGACAGCUGUGCUUGGUGGGGCAUGACCUGGAGAAGCUUCCUUGACUCAUCCACCUGCAAAUGGGCUGAACCGAGAGGUCAAAGAAGUCCUCAGCCACAUGCCUGGUGCUCCAUGCUCCUCCACCUGAUUGCUCUCCUUCCAAUCUUUUUAUAAACAGCCUCAUUUCAUAAUAUAAUCCUAGCUUUUAUUUAUUUAUUUAUUUAUUUUUGAGAUAAAGUCUCACUGUCUCCCAGGCUGGAGUCAGUGGCACGAUCUCAGCUCCUUGCAACCUUCCCCUCCUGGGUUCAAGUGAUUCUCCUGCCUCAGCUUCUCAAGUAGUAGGGAUUGCAGGCUCCAGCCACCACACCUGGCUAAUUUUUGUAGUUUUAGUAGAGACAGGGUCUCACCAUGUUGGCCAGGCUAGUCUCAACUCCUGACCUCAAGUGACCCUCCUGCCUCGGCCUCCCAAAGUCUUGGGAUGACAGGCGUUAGCAACUGCGCCCCACCUACAUCUAGCUUUUUUGCAACAUCAAGGCGGGCUUCCCCACAGGAAAGCAAAAGCUGCUGAGCCUUUAAAGGAUAUGCCAAGAAUUGACACACUAUCACCUCUGCCACGUUUUCUUGGUCAAGUCACAACUCAGAGAGAUCCAAAUAAAGGAGACGCAACCCCACUUCUUGAUGGGUGCAGUUAGUUCCACGCAUGUGCAGGAGGAAGAGGAAUUAGUGGCCACCAUCUUUGGAAACCACUACACAGUUAAAUAAAUCUUCACACGAUACUUUGGAAAACAAAGGUUUUCUUUCAACAUCAAAAGUAUUAAUUGGUUUUGAUGUGUGUGCCUAAUCAUUUUCUUAAGUAGUGUAGAUUUGGUAAAUAGCACUUUUCCUCUGGGAAAGGAAUAAAAAGACAAUCCACACUUUUAAUUGGAUCCUUCUCUUGAAGUGAAUUCCAAGUCUGCAUUUUCUCUUGUAAACACACAGCAAAGUUUCCACGUUUUGAUCCUGUACUUGGUGAAUCAAAGUGAAAUCCUGGGAAAGGAAACAUUACCUCUUUCUGAACUUUCUGUAUAGGCGUGCUUGCCUUUGGUUGUUGUCAAAAUUCUUUGAACGUGUUUGCCCAACAAACCAAAUUAAGCAACUGCGAUGUUCUGUGUGCUCUCUUGUCAAGGGAAGAUAGGUUCCUUUCUCCUUUAGGUUUUUGUGGAUUUCCUUUUUUUUGUUUGCCCUGUUGUUCAUUUGUUCAGUUAUUUAUGCAGAUUGUCUCAGCAUAUUCUAUGUGUCAGGUUUUUAAAACAGGCAGUGAACAAGACAGACAUCAUGCCUCUCUCAUGGAGCUGAUGUUCUAGCACAGAAAGCAGAUGAUAAGGAAAUAACUAAUCCAUUAUAAUUGCAACGAAUGCUACAAAGGAAAAGCGUAAAGGAUAGAAUUUAGAUUGUAGGGACCUGCCUUGGGAUGAGAAAUACACAGAGACCUCCUAGAGGAAGUGAUGUUUCAGCUGAGCUCCGGAGGUGGGUGGGUGUCCCAUAGGUGAAAGGACCAUCGAAAAAGUUGCUGAGGUGGAAGGCAUUCCAAGAACACAUGAAAAGACCCCUUGGAAGGAAAUGGAUGCUCGUGGGUUCAAGGAACAGAGACAAUCCAGUAACAGAAGCAAGGAUAAAGAUGUGUGUGAUAUUUAACCUAAAAUAGCUAUUUAAAAGUUGUGAAAACUUAGGCAUAAUACUCAAAAACUCUGAGACUGGGCUAAGGGAUAGAAAAGGAAAUGGUGACUGUAACCCUCGGUCACCCCCACUCACAAAAAGGCACAAACGGGAAUCUCACCCACCAUCUGGCUAAUUGUCAUUGAGCUUGUAAGUGUAUUGAUAACCUCUCUUAAGUGCCAGGCAUUGUAUUACGUGCUGGGAGUACGAAGAUGAAUAAUAACAAUAGGUUCAUAGAAAAGAUGAAUUGAUUGAGUGAAAAAGAUAGGACCCUCCAGGAGCCCUCGGUGUACUUCAUAGGGAGUUGGCGCUGGAGGAUGGAGGAAUGGAGAAGGCCCUGAAAUGCAGGCAGAGAAAUGAUGAAACAAUUCGGCGGGGCGGGGGGUCAGUCAGGUUAGAUUAAGAUCUUCAGCAGACCUGAAGACUGAUCAGGUUACUAUGCCCUCUCUUCUAUCGACAUGCAUUUCAAAAUAGUAUUUUUAUUUUUAAAAUGACAAAAAAAAGGCUGUGCACUAAAAAUAAAAUAACUUCUUUCUAGGUUUUUUCUUUUGAAUAUGUAAUUUUGGGUAAGUUCAUCAAACCUGAACUCGUUUUGUUAUUUAUUUACUUGUUUAUGUAGAGAUUUGGGGGCCUCGCCUUAUCAAUGAGCUAAGUACCUGUUUGCCCUAACUUUGGGGCCCUUAGCAAGGACUUCAGUGUAAGAAAUGGCAGAGAAGGCAGAUUAAUUCUACUGGGGUGUUGAGGUGGGGUGGGAGAACAGGAAAACUUCAUAUAGGAGAUGUUAAUUAAUCUUUACCUUAAAAAGUGAUAUGCUAGUUAGGAAAAAGAUUCUAAUUGCUGUUUUUUAAAGUCCCUAAUAUAUCAGAAGCUCAAAUAAGAGAAUUUACUUCUCUCUCACCUAAACCAUCCAAAUACAACCAGUUCCAUGACCAGUGUGGUGGAUUCACAGUGUCCUGGUUUCUGCCUUCUUUGUUGUCAUUGCUCUGCUGCCCUCAACACAUGGCUUUCAUUUCGUGGUCUAAAAACAGCUGCUCAGCUCCCACCAUUGCAUCUACAUUCAGUCUGCAAAAAGGAGGGAAGGAGAUAAAAGGAAAGCAUGCUCUUUCCACAGUUGCCACCCGGUUUCGCUUACUUCUCAUUGGCCAGACAUAGUCACACGGUUAUGCCUAGCUGCAAGAAGCGCUGGGUACUUUGGGCUUUAGCUGAGUGGUCAUGUAUAGUACCCAUCCAAAACUCAAGAGGUUCAACCGCUAGAGGAAGAAGGGAAGAAGCAACGAGCAGCUGCUGCCCCAGAUGGCAGGUGGGGAAGGCCAGGACCGGCAGCCAAAGACAGGAGUUUUUAAGGAGCUUAUGAGAGUUGCCCAUGAGGUUUUACAAUGCCCACUUCACAGAAGUAGAACACAGAAACACAGAAAGGCUAAUGUAGAUAAAGUGGCAUAACAAGGCUGAUAGUGGAAUUGCUCCCACCAUAGAGCAGGCAAUAAAGAAUUCCAUCAAAUAAUAAAGCCCAGAAAAAGCCCUUCUGAUUUUCAUUAUCACCAUGCACUAGUAACAGGUAAUGAUUGGUGACAAUAUCAGCAACCAAAUACUCCUCCUCCCUGGGGCACACAUUCUCAGUGCUCCCCACCCCCAUGCCAUGCCAACACAGGAGGGGCUGGCAGGGAAGCCCAAGGUACACUGAGCCUGAAUAAGCAGUAGGGCAGGAGGAGGGCAGUGGGGCAGACUUCGUCUCUAUCCACCCGACAUAUACAGAUAAACACACACACAUAGAUACACAUAUACAUGCAUGCAUACAAACACAUGCAUAUGCACAUAUACACAUGCACACACAUAUGCACAUAGGAACAUGUGCACACAUGCACUCACAUACAUGUGUACACCCUUAUACACACAUACUUAGGCACAUGUGAACACAUACACAUGCACACAUAUACAUAACUACAUAUACACAUGUACACACACAUACAUAUACAUGCACACAACACAAUGUACACACACACACACUUCUCAAUACGGGCUGACAUCUUUGCCAUCGAUUAAUAAGCCCUAUUCCCUAAACCCAGUGGGUUCUGGUAUUUAAGUUCCUAGAGUUAGAUUUUGUUCAAAUGCUGACUCUCUUUUUCUGUAUCUGUGAGUUUGAACAUGUCAAUGAGUUUACAGUCUAUUUAGACCAGUGCUUCUCAAACUUCAGUCAGCAGGAAUCAGAAUCACUGGCAGGCUUAACACACAGACUGUGGAACCCCAUCCCCAGAGUUUCUGAUUCAGUGCUUCUGGGGUGGUGCACAAGAAUUCGAAUUUCAAAAAAAUUCCCAAGUGAGGUCGGUGCUUUUGGUCUGGAGACCACACUUUGAGAACCACUAGUCUAACAGCAGGGAAAGAGCUUUUACCUUUUGUGUCAGGGACUGCAAAUGGUUAUAACAGAACUUGACAUCAUGGAAAGCUAUGGGAGUUUUAACUGAUUUUGAAAACAGAAAAUGCAUACUAAUAACAUUACAUUAUCUACUGGCAUACUUUUCACUUUUCUUUCACAAAGCCUAAGUAUUAUUAACGCUAAUAAUACCUAAGCCUUUUUCACCAGCUCCACUCAAUUUUAAGCUCAACAAGACAGGAACUAGUAAACAUCUGGAGUCAAAUACACCACCUGUCCCAUCAUGAUGGCCCAAUGCAUAUUUGUUGAAUGCAUGAAUUUAUUGAGAUCUUACGAUGGGCGAGUUAUUGUGCUGUACACUUUAUGGGCAUCAUUUCCAUUCAUCCUCAAAAUAACUAUGAGUGGGUUCUGUCAUUGGUCUCACUUUACAGAUGGGGAAACAGAGACUCAUGGAAGUUAAGCCAGGGGCCAUUUAUCAAGAGGUGGCCACACUAGGAUCUCACCCUUACUUUGCGUGACCCCAAGGCCUGCUCUUAAUCAUGCUCUCUCGUGGGGUCAGCAGCCUGCAGGCCAAAUCCUGCUUGCUGCCUUUUUUUGUUGAACUCAUGAGUUCAGCAUAGUUUUACUUUUAAAAUGGUUGAAUAUUAUAAAAAGAAUCUGAAUAAAAGAAAAAAUCUCAUGACAUGUGAACAUUGAAAUUCGUAUUUCCGUGCGGCUCAAUAAAGUUUCAUUGGAGCUAGCUAUGCCCAUUUGUUUACCAGUAUUUACAUAAGCAUUACAGGGCUGAGCGCGGUGGCUCAAGUCUGUAAUCCCAGCACUUUGGAAGGCCGAGGCAGGUGGAUCACGAGGUCAAGAGAUCAAGACCAUCCUGUUCAACAUGGUGAACCCUGUCUCUACUAAAAAUACAAAAAAAUUAGCUGGGCAUGGUGGCGCGUGCCUGUAAUCCAAGCUACUCAGGAGGCUGAGGCAGGAGAAUUGCUUGAACCCAGGAGGUAGAGGUUGCGAUGAGCCAAGAUCACGCCAUUGCACUCCAGCCUGGGUAACAAGAGCGAAACUCCGUCUCGAAAAAAAAAAAAAAUUACAAAGGACUUUUUUCUAGGGUUUUUUUUUAAUAUGUAAUUUUGGGUAAGUUCUUCAAAGCUGAACUCAUUUUGUUAUUUAUUUACUUAUUUAUGUAAAGAGUUUGGGUGAAUCAUGCUCUCAUUGCAGAAUUGAGUGGUUGCUACAGCACCCGUGUCACCCACAAGGCUGAAACUAUUUACUAUCUGACACUUUAGGGAGAAAAGUUGCCAAUCCCUGUUUUUUGGUGCAUGUCAUCCUUUUCAUAAGGAGAAAUUGCUCCAGGUAAAAGUCAUCACAAUAAAUCGUUUCUUUUAUUUUUUUUUUAAUAACACCCUGUUUCAAUGAGCUGCCUACUAUCCCACCAUUAAUGCUUCAGUGUUUUGGCUUAAUGCUGGCUUCAAGUAGUUCUUUUCAAGAAGCAAAUACCUCUGAGAGCAGUAGCUCAUUAUUUAGCUAAUAACAGUGUGAGAAAGCAGUGUGGUGUUAGCAAAAGGCAAUGGUCCAAGGAAAAGUCCACCAAUAUUCCCAAAUGCAGCAAUGUCUAGUUUUCCAGUCUAAUUUCCCAGAGUGAAAGAAACUCAUGUAGUCCAGGCCAGGGUACCAAAAGGUUCUUGCCAGGCUGAACUCCCUGGUCUCAGGCAAGAUAUGCCAGGGACUUACUUAUCCUAUUUGCUGGAUCCCGAAGAAUCAAAGAUAAGGAUUAGAAUGGUUGAGUUCACACAGAGAAUUGUUGAUUAUGUUUUAUCCUUUUAAAUAUGUGUAAGUCAUAGAAAGCUCUGCCGUCAAAAAUAUUGAUUGCAUUGAUCUCUGCCGACCACAGAAGCAUGGGGCUCAUGUGGGCUGCAGCGGAAAGGCUGUGAAAUACUUAAAAUAAAGACGUUAUCUGAUGGAAGAUGCUUUCCUCCUCCUCUCCCCUGCCCCGGAAGCAAGUUUGAACUGAAAAUGCACAAAUGCCAGUCAGCAAAAGGAAAAAGUACUUUUGCAUCUCCAUUUGAACAUUAGCAUGCAGACCUCGAGUCCAGCAGCACAUUCUAGGGCAGCAAGAAUACAAAUUUCUGCAGCAUGCAUGGAUUUUACAAGAAGUGUGUCGGAGUGAAUUGUAUUACAAGGCCUGAUGAGCAAUGUUAGUUUUCUUACAGAGAGCAGCCCCUUUAUCAUUUGAAGGAAAAAAGACAUUGCCGAUCAAAAGCCCUCUUUUUGCAUGUGCAGCCCCUGUUCUGGAGCGAAGUAUUUAUGCAUCAUUCCCUUACUCGGCUCAUCAGCCCUCUGUUCUGCAAGGUGGAGCCCCUACUCUGGUCAGCCCCUCUGAUGAACAUUGGCAACAAUGUCUACAGCCCUGAGAAGUAUGUGGGGAAAUAUGGGCAUCAGUUUGAAGGCUCGUUGGUGGCAAAGAUUUUCAUCUUGUUGGUCUUUCUCAGAGCACAGGGCCAGACAUGUAGUAGGGGUUCACCCAGUGUGUGUUAAACAGUGGCUGGAUGAAUAGGCUGAAUGUAAUACAAGGAAGAGAAAAUAAGCUGGGAUCAGAAAAUGAACAAUUAACAGCCAGAGAGGUGGGGAAGCCUCCAGAAACCAGCUGAGAUUUGAUCUAGGCCUUGAAGGACACAUAAAAGUUCAGGAGGUAGAGAGAGAACAGGGCACCUUAGAAGGAUCCUUUUAGCAGGAGAGGGCAAAGGAUGGGUCUUCCCAAGCCCUUUCUGGAAAUAGGCACUUUAUACAUCAAUACAACUAAGGCUCUCCAUAAAACACACCCAGACCUUCCAGAAUUCAACAUGGAAAUACUCCCCAACAGCAUUCAGAAUGCACCAGAGUUUCAUCCUGCCGUCUUUUGCACGAUUGCUCAGGACCUGGCAAUUAAGACAGUUGUUUCAUACUGUGUGAUGGUGUGAAGAGGAUCCAAGGAGUGCCAGCAGAUCAGUCCCAAACUAGCUUAGGACAGGGCAAGCAGGUCCAGCACAAAUGUUGCACAGAAUUUGCCAGGUGGAGGGACAGAGGGGGAUAGAAAAAGUCGGCAUCACAGGCAGGAACAUAAUGUAGCUUCCCUGGGAGACGAAGAAAUGGUUGCUAGGCUCAAUUCUGCUCAGCCUUUACUAAGCCCCACCAGGGCUGGGCACCAUGCUUGGCAUAGGGCAUAAAACAAGGAAGUCAGCAUAGGGGGCAGCUUGGUACAGUUGGUGAGAACAUAGGCUUUGGAGGUAAAUAUUCUGUAUUAGUAAAUUUUCAUACUGCUAUGAAGAAAUACUCAUGACUGGGUAAUUUAUAGAGAAAAAGAGGUUUAAUGGACUUACAGUUCCACCUGGCUGGGAAGGUCUCACAAUCAUGGCAGAAGGCAAAGGAGGAGCAAAGGCACAUCUUACAUGAUGGCAGGCAAGAGAAUGGUGCAGGGAACUGCCCUUUAUAGAGCCAUCAGAUCUCAUGAGACUUAUUCACUAUCAUGAGAAUAGUAUGGGAAAAACUCACCCCCAUGAUUCAAUUACCUCCCACCAGAUCCCUCCCAUGACAUGGUCCUUCUCAUAUAAUUCAAGAUGAGAUUUGGGGGAGAAUACGGCCAAACCAUAUCAUAUUAAUUCCUUCAUUCAUUAACUCAUUCCAUUCAAUUAAUAUUUAUUGAGCACCUAUUAUGUUUUAGGCACUGAGCACAGUUGUAAAAAGGCCGAGUAAAAGCUACCCUUGUAGAAUUUAUGUUCCAGGAGAGAAAUGCAAUAAAUAAAGAUUAGUGCUUAUUGAGUUCUUAUUACAGGCCAGACAUUAUCUCCAACGCUUUGUAUGUGCAUUAAAUAUAACAUUUAAAACUCACAAGAAACCCGUAAGUUACUAUGACAUUCCCAUUUUACAGAUGAGAAAACUGAAUUUCAGAGAGUUUAGAACAGGGAUACAAGCAUUGGCCUUCAGAGUCUGGUCUUUGACCACUGGGUUGUCCCAUCAUAGGACAGAGAGUGAUCAGGGUUUGGGAAAGGGACAGACAUUUACUAAUAUGACCCAGGAAGCCCCCUCUGAGCAGUGACUUUUGGGCUGUACCCAGAUUAGAAGGAACCCGCCAUGACCACAGUUUCACGACAAGGCUGAGAGUGGAAUGGAGCAAAGCAGAGGGGUCAGCUGCCUGGAUCUCAUGUGGGCUCUGUCACUUACUACUUCAUGCACUUAAGCGACUUAACUUCUCGGAGUCUGUUCAUGCGAAAAAUGGGGACAAAAUCUUUAAGGGAAUGAAUGCAAUGUAUUCACCUAAAGCCCAGAGAGGAGCAAGCACUCAACAAAUGUGGCCAUUAUUCCUGUUAACAAGACAAUUGCCUGCUCUCCAGAAUGUCACAAUUGAGAGAGAGACUGAUUGUUACUCUAUGGUGUGGCUAGAUACCAAAUGUCUGUCAUUCCCCAGACUCAUUGACAUUCUGGGUGUGGCACACCUCUAGCGUUUGCUUUCCCUUCAUCGAGAGAAAGCCCAACCACCCUUGCUGGACCAUCAACCUACACCCCAAUGGCCAAGAAUCUUUCUGAGCCUAUUCACUACCAUCGUCAUCACUGCCAACACCACUGCCAUCAUCAUCACUGACAGUCAUCAUCUUCAUUGUGAACCUUAGCAAAGCACUUACUAUGUGCCACGCUUUGUCCUAAGAGCUCGAUCCUUGUUCUCAUUCACUCAUCAUGUGAAUCUCAUUCACUCAACCAUAGGCUUCUAAGGUUGUUUUAUUAUUUUCCAUGUUUUUCAGAUGAGGAAACUGAGGCAUAGAGAUGUGGAGUAACUUACCCACAGUCACACAGUUAGGAGGUGCAUCUGAACCCGGGCAGUCUGGAGCUGCUGGUCCUGCCUAGAAACAGGAUUUUUGCUUCUGGGCAAUAUUUUCCUGCCACUAUUUGCAUCUAUUUUUCUUGCCUCAAUUCAGACUUUUUACUUAAAUGAACACUUUGUAAAACUACAUCCUAGAGGAAAACCAGCUCUAUUUGUCAUUAAAAGGGGAUCACUAUAACAAUGAAAAUGCAGUCACAAGAAAACUGUGGCAUCAAAACCCUUGCUAGACGUGUUGCCAGUCGAAGGCUCAGAGCUCACAGCCAGCUUUUUCUUGGCAGAAAGGGGAGAUAACAGGUGUUAGGGGGUGUUAAAAACACAUCAGCACAAAGCUCACCCUUUGACUUCAACAGAAAAAAUAAAAAAGAAUUAAGAAGGAAUUGUCCUACUCAACUACCUGUCUUCUUCCAGGGUUUCCUUCCACUUUGGGAGAGACUGAAGUAGAGGGGUCUGGGGCUAUGUCAGGGGACAUGUUUGUAACAGGCUGUGUGUGCUUAAGCAAGACCUUGUGCCUCCUCCCAGUGAUGAAGACAUCGUUCCAAUUUAGGGUCAUCAUCACCAAGAAGCAAUUGGCUGGCCAGUGUGCAUGCAUGAUAAACUUUUCUCUAGACAAAUUAGAAAUAUAAGUCCCAAUAGAAAUGCAAUUUCCAUGAAGAUACGUUUAGUGAAUUUAAGAGACUCUUUCUUGGUCUUAAAUUCAUCCAACAUUAUACAUUCAACAAUUUUUUUGGAAUAACCACAAUAUACCAUCACUCCAGUGGGCACCAGGUUUUCAAUAGUGAGAUUGUUCCUUCUUACUUUAGAAAAAUGAAAAUAUCCUCCCUUGUUAUUACACAAUGCUGAUAGUAAUUCAUCUUUCUUCUUUUGUGUGUCAGUCUAUAGCAAAAUUAAAGUUUGGUUCCUUAUAUAGUUUUCUUUCAUUUUUUUUCUGGACAUUCCACUGUUCUGUCUCUUAUAUCCCCAAAUCAGAGAACUUCUGGACUAAGUGGGUCCCUCUGAGCUCAAGUAUGUUGGCACCAAUUUGUGUAAUGCUUAAUAGAAAUUCCUAAGCCAGCAGUUACAAAUUGAGUGAAGGUAGGUGGAGAGACCAAGCAAGUUGAUGUCUGAUGCCUCAUCUAAAAGAGCAUCUGCUUCUCACCUCUGGGGAACUGUUGGCAUGGAACAAUGUGGACCUGGUGAUGCCUGAUUUCAUGUGGUCUCGAGAAGGUGCAAGCCUGAUUUUCAUCGGGAGUCCCUGUGAGCUGGAUCUAGCAGAUAAGCCACAAGAAGGCUGCCAUCCCCCGCUUUUUCUCAUUAACGAGCUUGCCUUAAGUCCUGUCACAGAGACAGGUGGUAAAAGGAGGGAGGGGGGAUGUCAUGGAGAGAGCUCAGACUUCGGGCGGUGGAUCUCGGGCCCUGCCAUUCAUAACUGGGCGAUCUGGGACGGAAAGGACAACCUCUCUGGGACUCUGUUUCCCUGUCUGUACAUCAGAGAUUUUUAUUCUAUUUUGCCAAUGUUAUUCGAGAUCAGAAAUAAUGUCUAGUGUUACAAGGCAGAGGACAGUGAUUUUAUUUUGCAAGUAAAAGACUUUGAGUGGCCAGGUGUCUGUAAUCCCAGCACUUUGGGAGGCCAAGGCAAGUGGAUCACUUGAGGUCAGGAGUUCGAGACUAGCCUGGCCAAUAGGGCCAAACUCCGUCUCUACUAAAAACACAAAAAUUAGCCAGUCAUGGUGGCAGGUGCCUGGGAGAGGAUUCUUUCCAGCUCUAAACUGUCAGCACUGAGAGUCCAGGUGUGUUCUCGGCACCCCAAGCCACUCCUUGGGGCUGAGGCACCCUCUGUGCUGCUGAGCCAGUGCUUGAGAGUCAGAGGCUGGCAAAUACCUGCCACAACACACAGGGCUCCAGGUGACUCUUACAAAAUGACCUUCCUUGGUGACAUCAAUUUGCUAUCUUGGCUUGAGUCCCUGCCUUCUACUUUGUGAAGUCUGUAGAAAGUGCCCUGGGAAUAUUCGUUUGAUGAAUGAAUGAAUGAUGUACUUAAAGUUUAAAGAUUUAAUGGAAAAAGAAAUAGGUUAAUAAAUAAAUAAAUAAGUGAAAGGACUCAGUUUCAGUUUAAAGAAUUCUUUCUUCCUAUCAAAGCCACCCCAUUUUCAUUUCCUCUAAGGGCUUUUUUUUUUUUUUUUUCUUUUUUGAGACAGAGUCUUGCUCUGUUGCCCAGGCUGGAGUGCAGUGGCACGAUCUCGGCUCACUGCAACCUCCAACUCCUGGGUUCAAGCGAUUCUCUUGCCUCAGCCUCCCAAGUAGGUGGGAUUACAGGCACGUGCCACCACGCCUGGCUAAUGUUUUUGUCUUUUUAGUAGAGACAGGGUUUUGCCAUGUCAGCCAGGCUGGUCUCAAACUUCUAACUUCAGCUGAUCUGCCCACCUCAGCCUCCCAUAGUUCUGGGAUUGCAGGCGUUAUAGGCGUUAGCCACUGUGCCCAGCCUCCUCAGAGGGCUUUAUUAUAUCCUGCUGAUCACAUCGUUUAAGACCAACUGACUUGGAGUAAAUCCUGGGCUACAGGGGCAGAAGGGUGCAGCAGUCCUGGCUCUGACUUGUGGUCCCUCCUGACCCCUGUGUUCAUCUGUACACAGAGCCACAGGGGAGCUUCCCAGUUUCUUUCACUAACAUAUGACAGACAUCCCUCUGUCUGGGCUCCUGUCACCCCCUUCCACAGCAGACAUUUUCUUUUAGCUCCAGCCUUUUUGAGAGAAUGCUUCCACUCACAGAAAUGGUUCCAGCAGUGGGAUCCUCAGGCAGGGAUAUACAAGAAAGGUUUUUGUGUCUCUGAAUCAUCAGAAAGCAGGCAGCCACCUCCACUGGCCACAGCACUCAUGGCCCAAUGGCAGGUGGGUCCAGUACAGAAGCCCUAAGUAGGAAGAGGGAGAAGGAGGCAGUUUCCUUUUCUAUUUUUUGUUUUUUGUUUCAGACAAAGUCUUACUCUGUCACCCAGGCUGGAGUGCAGUGUUGCCAUAUUGGCUCACUGCAAAAAGCCUCAGAAUUUUGGGCUCAAGCAAUCCACCCAGCUCAGCCUCCCAAGUAGCAGGGAACACAGGCAUGCAUCACUAUGCCUGGCUAAGUUUUUGGUAUUUUUUGCAGAGAUGGGGUUUCACCAUGUUGCCCAGGCUGGUCUGGAACUCCUGAGCUCAAGCGAUCCACCCACCUCUGCCUCCCAAAGUGCUGGUCAGAUUCCUUUUCAUCCUCAAAGCCUCUGAUCACAUGUCACCUCCUCUGUGAAGCCUUUGCUGACCUUUCAGGCAGAGCUAGUAGCUCUUUCUCCUGUGAUCCUGUGGCACUUUGCCCAUCUGCUAUGAUUUUGAUGCAUGACAAAAUGCAUUUCCCCUACUGUUCUCCUUUGUUAGCUCAAGAGCACCCUGGAUCAGGAACUAUAUGCCCAUGGCUCAGGCCUGUGUCAGGACAGCCAGUUCUGUGCUCAACAAAAUUGGCUACUUGUAUUCGUAAACAAUCAAAUAGCCAAAGUAACAAUAAAUGGAGUGACAACAGUCAAUGUGGGUCUAGCCACGGCAAAAUGCAUGAAUCUGGCAGAAUUCCUGAGGCCUAAUUAUCAGGGAAAAGACUUGGCAGCUGGCAUGGAAUAAUCCAGAAGCAGUGUUUGGCCUUGGUUAAACUGCGUUAUGAACACAGGAACUGUGAAACUGGAGAUCCAUGUUCUUCCACCGGAAGCAUUUUAUUUUUUCAUGUUUUUCUUGGUUUUUAAAUACUUAGCUUACUGUCAUUUCCCUGAGUUGAGAGCUCCAGCAGUUCCUGACUUGUCUUGGAGCACUGCUCUACUCUGUGCAAUUUCACCUGGACUCCGCACGUCUCCGAGGGGAGGACCUGAUUUCACUAGGGUAUUUUCAUGACUUUCCCUGAAAAUCUAGAUCUGCAAAGUCAUUGUCUUAAUCAUUAGUAAAGAGAAAGGUAGAGAGGCAGUGCUAGGUUGAGGGUUCUGGGGAGGAAGCUGUACAUGUGGAUGUUGAACCCAGCCUGGGAGAGCAGCUGGCCGUUGUUCAUGGACACCACUGCCCUCCAGUGGAACACACGGCAGGUCAGCUCAGGGAGGGCCACUCCUCUCAGGUCAGGGCUUCAGUGAUGGGCCAGGAGUGUCCACACCUGUGUUCCUGCCAUGAGCUCUGCCUUCCAGAAGCUCUCCUUAAGGUCUACACAUCGAAUAACUGAGACAAUUGGCUGCAUGGUGGGGGGACUGCUUUGUUUGUUGUUUCUUUGUUUGUUUUUAGUUGUGUGACUUUUUUGUACCAGCAGAAAUAGGAGAAAAAAAAGCAAAUGAAGGCCCUCCCAGCAACCUGGGUAUCUUGAAGGAAGUGUCUUAUGCCUGCACCACCCCUGCCUCUUCUUUCUCAUCUUUCUGCUUUGAGAACAGGAGAGAAAGGACAGUGCUGGACUAAUGCAUGGCUAAUGGUGGAAUUUUAAAUAUUAGAGGGACAAUGACUUUUGUAGGAUUUGUCCCCAUCUCUUCACAUCAACAAACAUUCCAUGAUUGCCUUUGAUAUAUCUAAGCAAAGGAAUUUGGAGAGCUAAGCAAAGGAAGACAAGACAGGGACUUCUAUCCUGGUGGAGUUGCACUAUUAACAGUUAAGCCAUCUCAGGUUGUAGAUAGUUAAGAUCUCAGUAUUUACAAACUUACCACUUGGAAUUUAGUCUCUUCCUCAGCAAUGCCCAUGAUAGAGAUACAGUAACUUAUCUUUUUGCUGUACAUGAAUUUGAUUUGUGCUGCAAUAUUAAUGGGAAGGGGUGAUUCGAUUGGUCACUAAGUGCCCUUAGAGACCCUCCCCGCCAGCAUCCACCUCCCAAUAAGUCUUUGCCUCCCUCCAUGCCUCACUAUGUGCAUCGUAUUGCUGAUGAUGUGAUAGAACAACUGUUUGGUCAUAGGGAUGUGCUAUCAAGUUGGAGGAGGAAAUAUUAUUAGUAAGAGCUGGAAUAUCCUAUUGUAGAAAGGUAUUUGUAGGAAAUGUGUGACUCUUGAAGAAAGUAAGAAUUAGGAGAAACCCAGGAGCCUGUAUCAGCAGGCCUCUCUUCACAAUUUUAGUAAUCCAGGAAGAUCUUACGCUACCUGCCUUGCAAACUGGCGAAAGGUAGCAGGUCUACGAUUAUAAUGAUCAGAAUUCUCUGAGAUGAAAAUUAGCUCCUGUGAUAUACAAGUUCAGAUAUCCUUGGAAAGAUCAAAGGAGGAAAUAUUUGAAAUAGAGCUUGUUCUGGAAAUAUUUGAAAUUGAGAAGUUCAUGGAAACCGUACGUGCAGCGGGAUAUGUAUAAAGUCUGAUGAGGACAUAAAUGAGAGUGCCUAUGAGCCCACAUUCUCCAACCACACCAGAUACACCCCUGAUAGUGAGACCAUGCUUGACCACCUACAUUUGUUCAUUCUGUUGGGUAGAAUUUAUCAAACCAGAACACACAGGCCAUGAGUUGUUCCUGCAAUCAAGGAAGAUCUCCUCAUCAUCUGGACACUGGCUGUGGGAUGUCAAAGAAUUCUCAGGCCCCUGAGUAACUAAUGACGUAGAGCCAUUAACUCUAUUAUCCAUUUGAAAUGACAAAUGCAUUGGUCCAAAACCUACAAUGCUUCCUGGAAGACCCUCCAAGUGAUAUAACAAAGGUUAUCUUCCAGAGAUGCGAUAUUAGUCCUGUGGUUGCCUGUUUACUCCUUCAUUGUUACAAUAAAUAUUGACUGAGUGCUUGCUAUGAGACAAGCACUGAACUAGGGCUGGGGAAUCAUCAGUGAACAGUCAGAGAAAGUCCUAGAUUGCAAGAGCUUAGACUCUAGUUCGAGUAGAGAAAAUAAACAAGACCACUUCAGGGUAUGAUAAGAGCUUUGAAGCCAUUGAAACAGGCUAAGGAGUCUGGGUGGAAACUGAUUUAAAGAAACUGGCCAAGGAAGUCCUGACCAAUGUGAAACCCUUGUAGUGAGGAGUGGUCAGCCACAGGGAGAGCAGCAAGGGCUAACAGUCCAUCGCAAGAGUGCACUUUGCAUUUGAGGAACAGAAAGGUUUUGUGACUGCAGCCUUCUGAACUUGGAAGCAAGUGAGGGGUCAACCAGAGCUGGCCACGGUGGUAAAGAUAUGCAAAGUGAGGCCUUGGGAGGCAUUUAAAGCAGGGGGCUGGGAUGUGUGCUCGUUACAUUCAGGGAAGAUAAACCUGACGCUCACCCCUAGAGUCCAACACACUCUUCCAUCAUGAUCAGUAGGAGGAAAUGUGUGCCAAGAUUGCUCAAUGUCCAAGAUUGCAGGUAACUCCCAGAUGAAGAUUUUAGCUUCACGUAUGCUGCAUUUUAUUAAAAAAUCCGCAUAAACAGAUAAUCCACCUCUGUUUGUAAGUAGUUGGAAUCUCAGUACAGACUUAUCAUUUGUAAUUUGGGCUCCUUAUUCCUGAGCUACUUACAUCUCAGAGACGUAGUAACUUGUCCUCUCUGCAACGCUGAUCAGAAGGAGUAAUGUGAACUGUCCCGGACACCUGUGCAUUAGCCAAUGAAUGAUUGAAUAUUGAUAAGCCUUUGACAAUUUAUUAUUCUACAUACAGAAUCAAUAGCAAAGCAUUUUCUUUUUUAAUUUAGUGAGGAAUUAGCCUCUUUCUAUUCUAAUCAUAAGAGCAUUAAAAGUUAUAUGGUUCCUUUUUCCCACCGGUUGCCAGGAAGCUCAUCUACAAAGUGAAUGGUUAAUCACAGUAACCAUUCUAAGUUUUAUUAUUAAGAUAUUUGCCUUAUCCUCCUUUUUUAGCUUUUUUUAUUUAUUUCCUUUAUAUGUCACCUUAAAUCUUUUUGUAACUAGAGGUGCAAUAUCAAUUUUUUAAAUUGCAUGUUUCAAGCAAUAACCCUAGCCUACUUGACAGAUACUUUAGAAAUUUUAUAUCCACCAGUGGCAGGGUGUGAAUAGUUAAUUGAAUCAGCAAUUAAAUAUAUCAUUAUAUAAAAUUUCUAGAAAAUGUUAAGCUUUGGGACUUUGGCCAAGAAUUUAUCACCUAGGCAAGUAUUUCUACUAGAAAAUCAGGUUCUUCCAUAAAUUCAAGAUCUGACUCUAUUGCCAUCGCAAGGGUUUCAGGCUUAAUAUAAACCAGGAAUGUUUCUCAUCACUUGAAUGCAUUUGCCAAAGAACUUCAACUUCUGUCUCCUUUCCUGUUGAACUUUAAAAACCGGAGAGGCAACUGUCUGUCGAGACUGUUUUGUCUAGAGCAGGGCUGGAGGCAGGAAUCCAGCAUUAUAAGUUUCAGUUCUUGGUCCCCAACUCAAAGCUAUGGGAAGCACCUUCAUUGUACCUUGUUAAUUGCAAAAUUAACUUAAAAAUAAAAGAGUCUGUCUUCUCUUUGCUUCCUAUGAAGCAGGAUGUACGGGGGCGGUGAUUAUACACAGACCCCAGGACUGUAUUCUGUGAUCUAGCAUCGAAAACCAUUUAUGACUGGAUUUAACUCCGGAAAUCCCUGCUUGCGCCUUUCCUCUGAUCAUCCAUAUCAAUUUCAGUCUCAUGACUUCGGCAUUUACUGGCACAGCUGACUGUAAACACACCGCAGCCAUUAACCAGAUAAUCAUCCACAUGUGGAAUUUGGCCAUAAACGUGGGCCUUGCUUCUAGACUAAUUAUAUGGAUAAUGGUUGUGGGGAAGAAAAGCAAGGAAAAAUGUGAAAUUCUAGAAGAUAUUCUAGAUAGUUUUCUGUAACUUUUGUAAAAACCAAGAAAUCAGCUAAAAAUAGCAAGCACUUGAUUUUUUAAUAAUAUAUCUAAGAGGUGUCCAUUGAAGGAAAAGAGAGGGCAAAAGAGAAGGAGAGAGAGAGAGAAAGGGAGGGCAGAGCCAGACACAUUAAUGGGUCCCAAAAUGUUAGUUUGUAUCAUUAACAUUUUGGGAUACAUUAAUGUUUACUACAAAAAUUCUGGAUCAGGAUUGAUAAACUGAAACCCCCAGUCCAAAUCCAACCCACUGCCUAUUUUGUAAGUAAAGUUUUAUUGGAACACAGCCAUGCCCAUUUGUUUACACAUUAUCUAUGGCUAAUGUAAUGAUACAAUGGCAGAGUUACAGAGACUAUAUGGUCUGCAAAGUCUAAAGUACUUCUUUAUUAUCUGGCCCCUUCCAGAAUAAGUUUGCCAGCUCCUGAUCCUGACUUUUUUGUCUCUACCUAUUUAUCUUUUACAUAGUCUUUGCACAUUUUUUUUUAAUUUUUUGGUUUGAAAGAAUUAUAAAUUCAUAAGAAGUUGCAAGGAAAUGUAAGACGAAGACCCGGGCACCCUUCCCAAAGCUUCCCCCAGUGCUUGCAUAACUAUAGGACAAUAUCAAAACCAAAGCUAGUUCAGAUUUCACCAGUUCAGCUGCAAUCAUUUUGGGUGUUAUGUAAGCUUUUUAAACAUAAAAGGGAUAUGAAACGAAAUGCCUUUAACGUUAGGAGUGUUAAUAAUGAGAAGUCCUCAACUGAUGGACUAAGAGAAAGAAAAGUGAAUAAGGUUAGUGGAGCCUGAGAAUCUCCUAAGAGCCCAGUAUGAUCCAACAGUCCUAGGAAAACCAGACCUAUUUCCUCUAUACCAGUAGUCACUCCUAAGUCAUAACAGCCAGCACAUUUGGGUGGAGAUUGUAUGUUUUAUUUUCUCCUAAACUUACAAUCCUCUCUACUUACUUUCUUCUGCAUCAUCCCCAUCAUCUUGACACUAAACGAAGAAACAGAAAGAAAGACAGAAAAUGUGUGCAUGAAAUGUGACUAGGGAAUCAAAGAUGACAGAGCUUUGAAAAGGCCCAGAAGGUCUCAGCCCCUCCAAAGCAAGGGAUUAACAAGAAAGGUGACGUUCAGUUUAUUCAAAUAUGUUUAUCUGACAUCUGUCUGGAUUUCAUCUAAAGUGUGUAGGCUCCUUCUGGAUCCUUCCCCACAAGGGCCUGGCCUCAGUAUCAUACACUUUGCGUGGGAUGAAGUUCUCAAGCCUCAACAGCUAAGGAAAGCUGCCAGGAUGUCUGCCAAACCGUGUAAGAUGGAGAAACACCCCAGCUCUGAAUUCAGCCUGCUGUGAAUUCUGUUAUAACCGAUUGGUUAUAAUACAUGGACAGAGUUACCAAGUGUCUACUUUUGGAUAUACUAAUAUUUGUUUGUGUUGAGUGAGGCUGGGCUAAUGAGCCUAGGUUAUAGGUGUUUGGGAGAAGUAUGAAUACAGUUGGUAGGGAAUAGUGACAAAGCUUUUGUUCUGUUUUGUUUUUAACAAAGGCUAUUUAAGAAGCUGGAAUUAUAAAGCGUUGUGGUCUGAGAAAUUUAAUAGGGCAGCUUGAACGGAAGAUAGUAACUAACUGGGGAGAAGCCACAGAAGUGGCUUCUGAAUCCUCUCCUGGACACUGGAGGCUUGUGCCAGAAAAGCAGAGAGAACUGAGGUGCUUGGUUCUUCUUCCAGGACCUGGUGGGAGCCAGGAGAUGUGAUGUGAGCUAGCACAGCUGGGCCAGGGGUAACCAGAAUCCUGUUACCAGUGGCACUGCCAACCACUCAUGAUCUCUGAGGGGCAAGGGAAGAGGACCAACAGGAGAACCAGGCAGGAGUCAGAAGAAAGAGGAGCAGGAAGGAGCCAGGCAUAGAGAAUGGACAGCAGGUGUCAGACACUGAUGUGUGUGGUAGAGGUGGUCACCGGGGAUCAAGGGGAGUCAGUCUCUCAGCCAGAUAAUGAAUAUUCACUGAAUUCCUGCUGCAUUAGUCAGAGUCCCCUAAGGAGACAGAUGGCAAAUUCAAAUUAGGAAGAUGUGUAAGGGUUAUGACAACCAGAAUGUUUUUCUGGGUGGAGCUGGGGAAUGCGAGAGGACCACAGGGACAGGGCAGGAAGCCAUUCCUGGUGGCAGUAGAGCUCUUGACACCUCUGCACUCAAUGGGUCAAGGGGAAUGAAUGAUGUUCAGAAUCUGAGAAUAGAAAGUCAUUUGGAGAGAAGGGACAGUGACACUCAGUCAGCCAUUGGAACAAGCUUGGGACAAGUGUGCAGGGAUGGAGCCAGGAGGACAGAGGCCCCAUCGUCACUGCCCUCCUCUGGGCUCCCAUUCACUGAACACAUCCGAAGCCAGAGGGCAAGGAGGCCUCCUAUGAAGAAGGCAGGGUGGAGCAAGGCAGAUGAGCUGGAGGGCACCCCACUGAAGAUUCUGGCACAGCUACCACUGGCCAGCCACCGUGCUGAGCAUGGGACCCACCCUGCUGAAGCCUGAGGGUAAAAAUAAAUCAUCGUGAAUGAGCUGAAGCCAUGAAGAGGCCCCAGUGCCCUGGAGUCACCUAACAAGGACAGCCUCUAGCCUAGUCCUGGGGGUCCAGAAAGAUGCUUCUAAGCCUUGAGCAUUUUGCUAAAAUAAGAAUGCAUGGCCAGGCAUGGUGGCUCAUGCCUAUAGUCCCAGCACUUUGGGAGGCGGAAGUGGGUAGAUGACGAGGUCAAGAGAUCGAGACCAUCCUGGUCAACAUGAUGAAACCCCGUCUCUACUAAAAAUACAAAAAUUACCUGGGCAUGGUGGCGCAUGCCUGUAGUCCCAGCUACUCAGGAGGCUGAGGCAGGAGAAUUGCUUGAACCCAGGAGGCGGAAGUUGCGGUGAGCCGAGAUCGCGCCAUUGCACUCCAGCCUGGGUAACAAGAAUGAAACUCUGUCUCAAAAAAAAGAGAAUGUAUUAGCUAGGCAGAGAACAAAGACGAGCGUCAAAGGCAAAGACAGCAGCAUGUUCAAAUGUCCUGGGAUGCAAACAUCAUGUUUCAGGUCGGAGGGGAAAGGGCAAGAAGAAUGAAAAAGGUGAUAGCAGAACAGAGGCUGGUCACACGAGGCCCUGUAGGCUUUUUAAGGAAUUCACACAUGAUCCUGUGGGGGAUAAGGAGAAUUCAAAGUAUUUUAAAUGCAGAAGGGAUCUUAAAGGGUUUGUGUGUGCAUGUGCACACACAUGCAGGCAUGCAUGUGUGUUUGGAGUGAGGCGUAAGGCUAAAAGCCAAGUGGAAUGAAGAGGUGAAACUGGAGAUGCCUAAGAAGCCUGAGUAGUGUGCUAAGCUAGUUCAGGCUGGAUUAGGGAGUAGUUAGCUAGGGUACCAACUAUUUCCUUUUCUUGUGUAGUUUGCACUGAGAGAUCUUUAGCUGCAAGAUGAAAAGGCACAGAGACCUGACGGCUAUUUUCAAAUCCUGGCAGAUGCACUGUAAGAAAGGAGGACUCAAUUUGUUUUGUGUGUCUAAGAAGCAACAGGCUGUUCCUUCAAGACCACUGGCAUGCAAAACCUACUGCAUCUGGUGCCGGCCUGGGCACUACCACAUCUUUUACUCCUUCCAACAGGCCAAGAUCCUUCCUUCUUUCAGCUCCUGCAUUAACUACACUGGCGUGUGUGUGAUUCUCUCUCCCAGGACUUCCUGGGGAUGCCUCCUUCUCAGAACUCAGAUCUCAGCUCCAAAGGUCUCUCCCUUCUCUAUCCCAUAAGCUCCAUGAGAGCAAGCAUGCCAUGUGUCCUGCUCACUCUUAUAUUACCCUCAGUAUCUAGAAAAGAGACGCUUAUGUUGUGGAUGUUCAUUAUUUUGUGGAUUGAACAAAAUUUUUUUAGAGUUUUGCAAAAUCUGAUGGAAGUACUUAGGAGGGACUAAGUGUCCUAAUCUUAGAGGUAAAGAAGUAGAGACAAGUUAAUUAGAGAGAGCAUUGAGUUCUAAAAGAGGCUAGAUUAUGGAUUGAAAACACAAUUGUUGCCUUUGAAGAACAAUUUUAUCAAGCAGAUUUUGAAGUGGGGAAAUGGAAAUGUCCUGGUUGAAUGGGAGGUGGGAGGCCCAGAGCACUCCUCUAGGUUUCUCUGCCAAAUAUGGUUUGAAACUCUUGAGCUACAUAGCUCUUAUGUUUCCUUCCUAGCCAAGAUGCAGUGACUUUAUCUCUAGCAUGGGCAGAAAGAUGACUCUUGCAUCUCCACUUGGGAAUAGAUAAAAGCCACCAUCUCAAUGGCCAGAUCACUAGGAGAAAAAUCUCUAGGCUAGAGACUUCAAAAUGGCAGUCUACAGGAUUAAGUCAGACCACAGAUUGGACAAUAUUUGCAAUGUUCUUGAAUUUGGCCAACGUUCUUGGCCAAAAUCUAAUGACCACAUCCAGAUAUUCCCACACACCAGAGCAUCUGUUCAUCCUGGGUUUGCCUUCCCUCAUUCAUCCAUGUAUUCAUUCAUUCAUUCAGUGAAACGUGUUGAUAUAAUGGAGAAUAAAGCAGAUAUAAAUGUUGUCCUAAGGAGUUUGCAUUCUAAGGGUAAGACAUGAAUAAAAAAUAAGUCAUGGAAUGCAUCAGACAGUAAGCCCUGAGAAAAAUAAAGAAAGGAAAAAACAACAGCUUGUGGGAGGGGAUUAGGUGAGGUCAAGGGAUACAGGGUUGGAGAGGGUCUCACUGUGAAAGGAGUCAUCUGAGCUAAGACCUGAGGAGGUGAGUGUGAAAGCCAUGCAGACACUGAGGAAGGAGCAGUCUAAGCAGGAGACCAGCCAGUGCCAAGGCCCUGAGGUGGGAGCACUCCUGGUAUGUUGUGAAUGGGGGAUCGCUAAGGGGGGUCAGCAUGGCUGAAGCAGGGUGGUGAAGGCAGGGGGCUGUGGUCAAAGGGAAAAUGUGAGGAGUGAGGGGUCUGACUGAAAAUUGCACUUCCAGUGUGUGGCCAAGGGGAGAAGCAUUGAUCUGGGGCCUUGUAGAGAGUGUAAAGAACUGGCAUACUCCAAGUGAAAUGGAUUGUGAACAGAGGAAUGACGUGGAUUUACUAUUUUUAAAGAAUCCUGUGUUGAGAAUAAACCAUAAGUACAAGUAGAUACCUAGAGACCAGUUAGGAGGCUAUGGUAAUAACCCAGGUGAGAGAUGACUGUCUUCUUAGACCAGUGGUCCUCAAAGUGGGUGUUUUUUUUUCUUAGAGGUGAGGUUUCUCCACGUUGGUCAGGCUGGUCUCAAACUCCUGACCUCAGGUGAUCCACCCACCUCAGCAUCCCAAAGUGCUAGGAUUAUAGGCGUGAGCCACCGCGCUCUGCCAAGGUGGGGUUCUUAAGUAAGCAGCAUCAGCAUUGCCUGGAAAGUUUAAUUGUUUUGUUUUGUUUUUUUGUUAAUCAAUGAGAGCUUCUUAUGUUGCUCAGGUUGGCCUUGAACUCAUAGCCUCGCCUCCUCAAGUGCCAGGACAACUGGCCCAAGCCAACACGGCUCCUGUGGAAAGUUUUCUUAAAGAAAACUUUUUUGUCUCACCAGAGGCCUACUAAACCAGAAACUCUGAGGAUGGAGCCAGCAACCUGUGUUCAAAUCAAGUCUUGAGCUGGUUCUGAUACACAGUAAGAUUUGAGAUCCACCACUGCCUUGGACGAAGAUGGUAGUCAUGGAAGUGGUGAAAGAGCUUGGUUCUGGAUGUUUUAAAUAUAGACUUGGACAACAGGGAAAGGCUAAUAGAGUGGGUCCCUAAAGACAGGAUCAGACGUCUCCAGUUUGCCCCUGGCCCCACUCAGUCCUUUAUGUUCCUCCCUGGACCCUUUAGGCAUUUGUCUUUGUCCUCUGCCCUAGACCUCUGGAUGAAAACGGUAGAAAAUGCAAUGGGAAUCCCAAACACUUCUAUGCAAAAAAUUGCCUUGGGUCAUUUCCUUUUGCAUGGAAUAAUCAUCGCAAUCAUUCUCUUUUGCAAGUGUGAGAAGGGAAAAGUGAAAUGUCUGUACUGAGGCUUUGGGGGAGGGGUGUUGAGGAAGGGAAGGAACCAAUGAGCUCAUGAUUUCCUAUUUCCAAUCUGGCUCCCCUUUCCCAGAGGGAAUACUCAGGACCUGCUGUUACUUCUCACAAGCAUGAGAGAAAAAUCACGUUCCAACCUCAUCUGCCAGGCGGCAAAAGUCUUAGCUGCAAACUGCAGUUCCCAAAUGCAACUCUUAUUAACGUCGCUAUCACAUUCAGCCCAGACAGUGACCCAUUCUGUCGCCUGAAAGAAUCCGCAAUUAACAUGGGGAGUCUAAUCAGGAUAUUAACGAGUUGGGUUUUGAAUUCCUAUAAUAUUUUCAUCCGUUUUUUUAAAAAAACUCAUUCAACCUACAUUAAGCUUGGCAAGUGGAUUCUGUGGGGUGAGAAGUGACAGGAUUUGCGAAAGCUUUUAUUUUCUCAUCAGGUAAAAUGCAAGCAUAUGGAAUAUUCACUUUGUUUUAAAAGAAACCUUCAUUAAGAAAUGAAAGGUUGAGCCUGUGACCACUUUGUUAGAGGAUGACUGAGCUGCAGGAGAAAAGAUGAGGGCAUCAGGAAGAGAAAGUGCACUGCCAAGGAGGGCUGAGAAUUUCCACCACUUCUCCCUUCCAGGGCUGGUUAUUCCAUAGCUUCAUGCCCAGGGAAAUUACACACGCAAAUCAGACACUCCAAAAUACACAGAAGAUUAAAUCAAGUCAAUAUUUGGUUUGUAGCUAGUAUAUUGUAUUAAAUCUAAGAAGCUGCGGAUUACAGGAUCUGUCAUUAUUUAGGACCCUUUCCAUGAACAAAACAAAAAGGAAAAUGCUCUGAAUUCAUUGUAAGAUCUCAUUGAUUGGAAGAUGCAUUCUGAUUUUAGUGAUAUUAAGAUGUCUGGGGGUAGACAGUCCAAGCUGAUGGGUAAGCGCAGUGAGGCCAACACACACCCAUGUUCUUUCUACCUCUUUCUACUCCAUCAGCCUUAGCUUCCAUGUCUUGUCCUUGUGUCUGCAGCACGGUGGUAGAUGCAUCUUCAUACCUCACCUGUACCAUGCAAAAGGAGAGAGAGUGUAAUCAGCCAGGACUGUAUCAGAGAAGUCACAGAACCAUUUGUAGAUAUCUCUCUCUCCUCUCUUUCUCUCUGUACAUAUGCACGUGUGUGUAAUGUAUUAUAGAUCUAUGAAUAGAUCUGUGCAUAUACAUAUAUGUAUGUGUACAUACACACAUACAUUCCAUACUUGAGUAAAUAAAUACAAAUGCAUAUACAUAUAUACAGAAAGCAAGAGAGAGAAUGAGGUUUACACAGUUGUGUGGCAUGGCUGGGCAAGCCUGACACCUGCAGGGCUGGCCAGCAAGCUGGAAGCUCACAGGCAGGAGCUGAACUUGCAAUCCAGAGGCAGAAUGUCUUCCUCAGGAAAGCUCCCUUUGGGCCUUGAGAUCUUCAACCGAUUGAAUGCACUCUGCUUGCAUUGUUGAGGAUAAUCUCCUUUGCUUAAAGUCAAUUGCUUAUGGACUUUAAUCACAUCUAGAAAAUACCUUCACAGCAACCCCUAGAGACUUACUGGUUGAAUAUUGAGGGACUAUUGCCUUGCCAUGUUGACUCAUAAAACCAACCCUCACAAAAAGUGCCAUGAUUUUUUUAAAAGUCCCUCCUAACAAGGUUUUGCCUUUUUCAUUAGGGAGGGACCCAUUCCUUGUAAGUUUCAUUGAACAGAACUAUAUCACAUGACCACCCCGAUUGCCAUGGAGGCUGGAGCUGGGGUAUGUAGUUUCUCAGCCACCGUAGGAGGGAUGUACCCAGGGAUGGCAGCUGUGAAUGGAUGCUGAGUGAGCCAACCCAUAGGAUCUUCCAUGACCUAUUUACGGAAUGUCUAAUGACUACAAGAGACUGAACAACCACGUGUGGCUCAGAUUCGAUUCUUGUUAAUCAUUACCAAAGAUAAUUAAAUACCAUUGACUCCCAAUGUGAAAAACUCAUUUCCCUUCCAUGCAUGGCAGCUGAAACUGCUUUUCGAUGUAGAGUAGGGCUAUAAAAUGCCUUUUAAAGUGUUUAGGCUAAAAUGGAAACCCUCUUCAAGAAAAAUAUUUAGGAAGCGCCUUGGUAGUAGUUGUACGCUGAAGCAGACAUUGGGAAACUGUCAUGUGAGUCGCUUAGGCAUGAAUCACUGAUGACACUGGUUUUUCAGUGCUUCCCCUAGCUAAAGCACAGGCUCAAUGCUAUGUUAUCCACGUCCCUGGCCAGGCAGCAUGAGGUGUGGUCGUGAGAAAGUUAAAAAACCUCUCUGACCCUCCAUUUCCUCACCUGCAGAGCAGGGACAUGCCAUAAUGUGGCCACGAGGUCAAACGCGGUCCUGCUAACUCCUGCAAGGUGCCUGGCCUGUCGUGGGCAUUCUUCAGCCGUGAAGUUAUUGUUACUGUUUCAUUCAUAAUUUAUCUGAGCAAAGAGAAUGUCUUCAUAAUUCGUUCCACAUAAAUUGAAGGGUUUUAUUAUAAAAAGAGCGAUGGGCCUGGGUUGGAGGAGGACUUAACCCUACCGAGCCAUAAUGUUCUCCAUCUAAGGUGGGAUGGUGAGAACAAUGGAAACAUUGGUGAGACCCAUUCACCUCUUCAAGGAGGGUCUCCUGUGAUGACUGGCUGGGUCCUCCCUACCAGAAAAAGUAACACAAUUAGUAUUCUGUCUUCCAAAAGGAGUCAUUCAGGCACUUCAUGGUUAAAUAACUUGUCCCAGGUCAAACAAGUAGUAACUGCCCAUACUAACUUGAAAUCAACAAGGUGACUUUGCCUCCUAGGGGCCAGCUGACAAUGCCUGGAGACAUACAUGGUUGUCAUGACUUGGAGUGUGGUGGGGGGGACUGGCAUCUGGCAGAUAGACCCCAUGGAUGCUGCAUAACGUCCUACAGAGCACGGGACAGCCCACCCCCCACAAGAAAGGAGCACCCAGCUCCAAAUGUCGGGAGUACUGAGGGCGAGCAGCCCUGCUCCAGAGUCCCUGCAAGCCUGGACUCACAGGUUUUCAUGAGGGUCAGAUGAGGCCAGCAUUCUACAAACAUCAGGCAGGAGCCAGGCAUGCAUAGGCAGUGAUCAGAAGCACUGAGGAAGCCUUCUUAGCAAAGUACAGACGUGUUGGCCAAUGCGUAAACUUAUGGAAGUGGGUUCCAAGUCUCUCUCUCUGAAUCAUUGGCAAGUAGCAAUAGAAGACAAAGAACUAAGCGCAGUGUAGUCACCAAACUAGCUGUGUCCCACCUCUAAGUUAAAUACUCAGUCCAUAAGCUCAGGUGCAGAGGAAAUGUAACGUUCUCUUAUUUUUCUUCAACUGAACUUCUAUUUCCAAUCCCUAUUCUUCAUGGCAGAUACUUCAUCUUAGUCAAUUCAGGACUCCUUCCAAGACAUACAGCGAAUACUGGGGCAGGCCCUAUGCAGGGCGUGGUGGGCAUAUUCAGGCCAGGGAAAGAAGGUUCAUUUACCAAGGUGGCUCUAGAGGCCUGAGUUGUCCCCAGCCUUAAGCUCUCACAGCGUUUUCUGGUUGCCAAGGGCCAGGGCAUCACUGGCUGUUCCUGAGCCACUCUGAACACUGAAAGGCCUCAUCACGUGUAUUCUGCCGUCAGACUUGCGAGACAGCUAUGUCCUUCUCACACUGGGGCACGUGGGAGCUCUGUAAGGCGGCCACAGCCAGCCAUAUGAUUUUCAGGGCCCAGCGUAAAAUGAACAUUCAGGGUCCCCUGUUCAAAUAUUAAUAGGAAUUUCAAGGUGGCAAAUUGCAUGAGGCCAAGCACAGAGCCCUGUGCAACUGCAUGAGUCAAAUGCCCGUGAAGCUGGCCCUGGAAUGGCCCUCAGGCCCAUCUGGUGAGAUGCUCCUCUUGGCCACUGUGCUGUCAAUCCUCCCUUCCUGCACUGGAGCCUGGGGAAGCCGGGGGACUCGCUGCUCUCCUGGGCACUGCUAGGGGAAAGGAUGCAGGUUUUUGCUACUCCUAAAUCCAUGCAAAACUAUCAGGAUUUGCAUCAUUUCCCCUUCCUCUGGAACACCAGGCAGCAUCUGACUCCCCAGGCCACCUGCAGCUCUCAUCUGCCCCCCACAUCCCGAUGUGUGUCUGCUCAGGCCCAGCACAGAACGUCUGCGCUUUAGUCAGGCCUUUUCCUUUGCCUGAGUUGUCUCAGGAAUCUUGCUUUUGCAAAACCUGCAUUUGUUCAACUCAAAUUCCUUUUCUUUCAUUUUUGGUGUGAUUAUCUCUCCCCAGAAGCAAUAAAUGCUGAUGCCUGGUUGGGAGGAAAGCAGGCAAUGCAGGAAUGCUAGGAUAAAACAAGGUGAUUCUUCAAAAAGUUAUUGCACAAUGUGCAGUGAGCCCUACAUCAUCGUCCUUUCAAAAUAUUCUACACUGGUCAUUUCCAAAGACGAAGAAACUCAGUGAGGAUUGCAUGGGAGAAAUUGUGGUGGGCACUCCUGUAAAGGACCCCAUGUAGGCUUUAAGAUCUCACUUAGAAUAUCCAAAGGACUAUAAAUCGUUCUACUAUAAGGACACAUGCACACGAAUGUUUAUUGCAGCACUGUUUACAAUAGCAAAGACCUGGAAUCAACCCAAAUGCCCAUUGAUGAUAGACUAGAUUGGGAAAAUGUGGCACAUAUACACCAUGGAAUAUUAUGCAGCAAUCAGAAAUGAUGAGUUUGUGUCGUUUGUAGGGACAUGGAUGAAUCUGAAGAACAUCAUUCUCAGCAAACUGACACAAGAACAGAAAAUGAAAUACCGCAUAUUCUCACUCAUAGGCAGGUGAUGAAAAACGAGAACACAUGGACCCAGGGAGGGGAGUACUAAACACUGGGGUUUAUUAGGGGGAAAAGGGGAGGGCCAGUGAGGGGGGGAGCUGGGGAGGGAUAGCCUGGGGAGAAAUGCCAAAUGUGGGUGAAGGGGAGAAAGGAAGCAAAACACACUGCUGUGUGUGUACCUAUGCAACUUUCUUGCAUGUUCUGCACAUGUACCCCAAAACCUAAAAUGCAAUAAAAAAUUUUAAAAAAAAAGAUCUCACUUAGAUUCUCUCUCUUCCAGGAAGUCUUCUCUUAUUUCACCCAACUCGGGGUUGUUCAUCCUUCUGAAGCUCCUGUAACAUAACAGCUGUGCCUCUAGCCCUCUCUUUCUGUCUUCUUUGUCUUGUAGACCUGAGAGACAGCAGUGAGUAAUGGGACAAUCACCAAGCGUGGGAGAGGGAUGGAGAUGGGGUAGGCUCUGCAUCUGUGUUUGCUUGUACAAAGGGCCUAAGUUCUCCAGACCUCAACUUCUCAAUCUGAAAAAAAAAAAAAAUGAGUGCAAUUAUUCCUACUCUGCUGGCUUGUUUGUUGUUGUGCUUGUCGUUGUCAUUUUUAAUUUUUGUUAUUAUUGUUAUACAAGUUUCAGGUCUGCUAUUAGAUGUAGGCGCCUUCAGGCCAAGAUCUUAUUGACCUGUAUGUUCCUAGCCCCCUUUUAUUCCAGCAUAGAGGAAAGUCCCUGGCACAUAGCAAAUGCUCAGUAGUAUUUGUUGGGGCAGUGAGUAAAUUCCCAGCCUCAGUUUGCUGGUCCUUGAGAAGGUAGACAUGAAGUCAGGACACACAGCUUCCCUUAUCCACCUCCAGUCACCACCCUUCCAGAGCAUUUGCUGAGCUCACUACCAGGGAAUGAAUGCAACAACAUUUGUUGGUAUGCUGAGUUGUGUCAGACUCUGUGCUAAGGUUGGAGUGACCAAUAAUCCCAGUUUGCCUGAGACUGAGGGACUUCCUGGGACAUAAAACUGUCAGUCCUAAAACUGUGAUAAUCCCGGAAGAAGGAACAUUUGGUCACCCUUGCUAAGACUUUUCAUGUAUUAUCUCUUUCUUUUUCUUUCUUUCUUUCUUUUUUAAUAGAGAUGGGAUUCUCCCUAUGUUGACCAGGCUGGUCUCGAACUGCUGGCCUCAAGCAAUCCUCCCAUCUCAGUCUCCCAAAGUGUUGGAAUUACAGGCAUAAACUGUGGCGCCCAGGUGCAUUGUCUCUUAUCUAUUUUAAAUAUGCUUUGUUUCUUAGAAUAGUUUUUUAUUUAUUUAUGUCUAUAUAUAUAUGUAUCUUUUUUUGGUGGAAGCAGGAAGCAGGGGGACAGAGUCUUACUCUGUCACGCAAGCUGGAGUGCAAUGGCAUGAUCUCAGCUCACUGCAACCUCCACCUCCCAAGUUCAAGCGAUUCUCCUGCCUCAGCCUCCCAGGUAGCUGAGAAUACAGGUGCCCACCACCACGUCCAGCUAAUUUUUAUAUUUUUAGUAGAGACAGGUUUCACCAGGUUGACCAGACUGGUCUCAAACUCCCGAGCUCAGGUGAUCAGCCCACCUCAGCCUCUCAAAGUUCUGGGAUUACAGGUGUGAGCCAUCACACCCGGACAGAACAGUUUUAGAUAUACAGAAAAAUUGAGAUGCUUGUCCAAAGAGCCCCCACAUGCCUCACACCCAGUUUCCGUUAUUUGUAACAUCUUACAUCAGUACAGUAAAUUUGUCACAACAACAAAUGAACCAGCACUGAUAUGUUAUUAUGAACUAAAAUCCAUACCCUAUUCAGAUUUCCUUCAUGUUUCCCUGACUUCAUUUUCCUGUUCCAGGCUCACACCCACAAUACCACAUAGCAGCACAUAAACUUGCCAUGUCUCGUGUCUCCUUGGGCUCUUGUUGGCUGCAAUAUCUUCUCAGCCUUCUUUUCUGUAUUUGAUGAUUUUCACUGUUUAAGGCUUACUGGUCAGGUUUACUGUAGCAUCUCAUUUAAUCCUCAUAUAAACCUUAAAGAAUGGGUACUAUUGCUCCAGUUUCCAGAUGGGGUUGCUGACACUUAGGUCAGUGUAACCAGCAAAGGGUUGAAUGGUAAUAUGAGUUUCCAUUGGGGGCAAUGAUUCUUUAAUAACAUCAAUAUCAUAAUAACUGUUACCUUCAGUGCUUGUUCUGUUCUAUCCCAAGUACCCUGCAAAGAAGCCUGUACAGAUUACAUUAUUUCAUCCUUACAAGCAGAGUGGUGUAGACGCUCACGUAUGCCCAUUUUACAGAUAAGGAAAUUAAGGCCAAGAAAGGCUAAGUCCCAGGCACAAGACUUGCAGCUGAUGGAAGAAUGUAGACCCCAAUCCAGGGCCUUUGCAAUACUUUAUGCUCUGUCUUUCUAGGAAAUACUUCCUUCCUACUAAAGACUGAUCCAUUUGGGGGAAUAUCUGCCCCCACCCCCUACCAUGGAACAUCUACACCAGGGUUUCUCAGACUUAACUGUGCCUACUCAUCACCUGAGGAUCUUGUUAAAAAUGCAGAUUCAGUAGGUCUGGGGUAAGGCCUAAGGACCAGUAUUUCUUCUUUAUUUCUUUUCUUUUUUUUUUUUUGAGACCGAGUCUCAUUCUGUCACCCAGGCUGGAGUGCAGUGGCACAAUCUUGGCUCACUGCAACCUCCACUUCCCGGGUUCAAGUGAUUCUCCUGCCUCAGCCUCCAGAGUGACUAGGAUUACAGGCGCAUACCACCAUGCCCAGCUAAUUUUUAGUAGAGAUGGGUUUUCACUUUGUUGGCCAGCCUGGUCUUGAACUCCAACCUCAAAUUAUCUGCCCAUCUCGGCCUCCCAAAGUGUUAGGAUUACAGGUGUGCCCCACCAUGCCUGGCCAGGAUCUGUAUUUCUAACAAGAUGGCAGGUACGGCCACACUGGGAGUAGCGAGGCUGGACACUGUCUCCUACCUCACAUUUUCCUUUCUUUCCAGUACAAACACGGUAACUGCUGUAUAGCCACACAAGGCAGUGGCCAGAAUUCUCAGGUCACUUACUGACUCUCUGGACCUCCAACUGCCAACAGGUAAACAGAAACUGAGGCACUGAGAAAUCCCAGACGCUACCAAUCCGAACAACCAAUUGGCAACUCCAACCUCUCCAGCAGGGUUUGUUUAAAAAAAAAAAAAAAAAACAUAAUGAGCCCAGGUGAGGCUCAUUAGAGCCAGCCUGGAAUUCUGCCAGUGCUACCAUAAGUUUUAUGCCAACCCUUGAUUUUCACAUCAGUGGCAGCACUGACAAGGAAGCUGGAAGGCAGGCUGAGAUGAAGCUUUGUACCCAUGGAGCCCUCCUCCCUCCUCCCCUUCCAGGAGCUCUUGCCACGAGGUGAGACGGUUGGCUUCAUCAAAUCAGAACCGGCUCAUGAGUAACUUUCACUGUCCUCCCCUUUCUAACAGGCUGGGCCCCAGGUGAUCCUAAAAAUUAAAUAAAGCUCAAAAAACGAGACACUUAGGAGAGCCGGGCAUGAAUAGCCCAUCCCCGGCUCCAGCAAAAUUCUUUACUUCCCUUGUCAACUUCCUUGGAAUUCCUUUGGGCCUUUGACUAGUGGCAAAGUUUCACUCCAGAAUCUCACAGCUCUGGAGUAUUUCUGCCAGAGGGUCCCAGUCCCCUGCAUGUUUUCUUGUUCUCAUGCAAAAUUUCAAAUGGGCAACAGUAGCCAGUGCUGUCUUUUCUCCCUGUAAAUUGAGAUAUUUACACGGAUGCAAUAUUUUCAGAAUAGGAAUCUAGGCUGCCUCUCAAGCUUCCAGAUACUUCCCAAAUUGCAGCUAAAAAUUCUUCUCCUCCUCCUCCUCCUCAUCAUCAUCCCUUUAUCAUCACUGUCAUCACUGGGAUUUACUGCAUGUUAGGCACAAGGCUUGCAUUUUGCCUGUAUUUUCCCAAUUAAUACGCACAACAAGGAAGGUCAUAUUGUUGUUCUCACAUUACUGAGGAUAAAACAGGCUUAGGUAAAAUAGCUUCCCAAAGCCACCCUACCACUGAGUUGAGUUGACCAUCCUAUCCGCUUGGCCACUAAAGUGAGGUAAAGGGCAUUUUCACUAUCCAAAUCCACCAAAGAAUUUUGGAUAAAAAUUGAUUGACUUACAGUUCUGGCCAAAAGUCAAGAACUGAUCAUUGGUUUUUAUAUGACAGAGAGACUGACAAAGAAAGAGAAGGGAAAAAUCAUUAAAUUCACAAAAUAAUGCCCUAGAGGUUUAUAAAUGAGGGCAAAAAAUGACAUCAACAACACUGUAUUUGUACUAAUCUCUAAAAGCAAAUGAACUCCAACUGGCUAUGUUAAAAGUAAAUGUAUGUUGACAUGUAUGUACUAACCUAAUAUGAAAAAAAGUAACCCCAUUGGAAACGUUAGAAAUAAAAUUUACAAACUUCACUUUCUCCCCUGAGCAGUAGAACCUAUGCUCUGAUAAAAUUCCGCAACUUAGUCAUUUGUUUAUUUAAAAUGCAUUUGUUGAGCAUCUCCUAUGAGCCAAGGAGUAAAGAUUGUGUAAAAAAAAUGAACUAUGUGAGUAGAUGGACAAUUCAACUAGCAAAUGCAAUGCACUGCGAUUGACAAGUUUGAGUGUUUGUGUUAAGAGUUAUUUGUGUGCACACAACAGAAACUGACUGGUGAAUCCUAGCAAGUUCAGCAUCUCAUGAGAAAAAAGAGCAUCUAAUGCAGAUCUAAGGGAAGUAGUCAGGGAAGCCUCCUGGAGGAAGUGACGUUUCAGUCGAGACUUGAGGAGGAGGCAGAGGAACCUGUGCCAAAGUGUGGGUGUGUGUUUUUGUGGGUAUGGAGCAGGGCAGAGAGGCUGGCAGGCAAGUGUCCUCAGCAGGGGACAACACACGUGAGAUGACAGGGAACUAGGCACAGAAAAUUCUUUCAUGAGGCAGUCACUGGAACCACCCCCACCAUUGCCUGUUGCACACCUGGAAACAGCUCUUGGUGAUUGGGAGAAAGGGGGCUAAGUGAGAAACAACAUCAGGAAAUAACCCUCGUGGUCCCCUGUCCCCCAGUGUAGACCAUCAAAGAAACGCUAUGCUGUAAGAAAUCACAGAGGAAGGAGGCAGCACAAAUUAAAACUCCUACUAUCAUAAGCGUCUAGCCAGCAUUUUAUGAAGCUGCCUUGCGAGGAAGUACUUCACUCUAGGAAAAACCCUCCUGGUUACCAUGACUCAGAGAAUGAUCUGCAAAAUAAUUCACCAAAUUAGAGUUUGCCGAGGGUACCUUUGUAAAUCUGAUCCCGCCUGCCCGCCCCCCCCAUUCUGUUGAUUAUAUCUUUCAUCCCCAAGAAUGAGGCCAAGAGCCUCCUCCUUGCCCCUCCUCCCCUCUCUCUGUAAUCCUCACCCCUCAUUUCUCUCCUCUCCCCACUUCUCAGCAUUCUGCCACCCCUAAGGCUGUGGCAUGAUCGCGCACUGCUUUCAGAGUUUAUUAAAAACUGCCACCCUCCCUGUUGACCACUGGGCACUCCCAGCAGCCCCUGGGGCCAUGGUGCUAGCAAGAGCACUCCGCUCACUCAAGAGGGGCCGUCCCACUCUGAGGACAGGGACCCCCUUGCACAAAUAAGAAGAGUCAGCAAACAGUUAAUGGUUUAAUCCUUUGCAGAAAAAGUCAAGGCAGACUUGUGAUUCUUGAUGUUAAUGAAGGUGUCACACAUUGUCUAGAGAAAGUUGUGCCUGGCAAUCUUCCCUUUUUCGGAUGCCUACCCCAGUGACAUUUCAUCUCACAUCCACCUUAAUGAAAUGCAUAAUUAACAUAUUCUAAUUGUGCUGAGCGCUGCGAUGAUUUUGACAGAACUCACUUUCCAUGUCUAAUUUGAUGCUAAUUUAAUCUGUUCCUCUCCCGCUGACAUGACCUUUCUUGAUUGAGUUUCACUGAGGAAAUUUUUUGAUGGAUUGAUUUAUCAGCAUUGCAGAGACAACAAAGGCUCAGGGUGCAUGACAGAAAAUAGGAAGGGAACGGCCCUCGAAGCCAGCGCUCUGAACUUGCCGACUGGAAUGUCCUCUUUCCAGAGACGGCUUAUCUGACCUACUGAUGGAAUUUGAGAAAUGUGACACCUGUGUGUGGGUUUGAUCUCUCCGGUAAAGACAGUAAAUAUCUUAUUGUGGUUAUGAAGCUUCGCAUGGAAAACUUCUCUAGGGCUAUUCGAAGGAAGCCUAGGCUCCUCCUAUGUACCAAAACCCUAAGCACGUGUGGCCAGUCCACAGGUUGAUGGCCUCUUCUGGCCUUGCUUCCAGGGUAGAGUGUUUGCUCAUUCGCUUUAACCAGGAGAAAGCAUGAAGAGGCGGAAGUGCCUAUCUCAAAUUAAAAUGGAGACACGUCGAAUCUGCGUAGGUCAUUGAGGGUGGGUUUCCUACUUUCAGAUGUUUUGUAGACAUCUACAAAAAGGGGGGUGGAACCUAGAUCUUAUGGAGGCCUUUGUAGAAUGUCCCCCAAUACCCACCCCCAACAGAUACACAGAUUCUCAAGGCUAUUAAUAUAAACAUCUCUUUGUCCCGUUCCUGAUCUUUGUAGAAGUAGUUGCUCGGGAGAUUGAUGACAGUCUUGGAGUGUCCCAGUUCUCACAUGGUCAAGUGGCUGAGGGCAUUAGACUUCCUCAUCCUGGAGAUACAGGGGUCAAAACCAGAACCAUAGCUGAAUGGGCUCCUGGGAGAGCAGCCCCUCCCACUACCUUAUACAAAAGUGACUGCUUUUCAGCAGCUGUGAAGGCUCAGAUUCCCAAGGGCUACACCAAAAUUCUUGGGUUCGGCACUAUUGUCAUUUGAAGCUGGAUCAUUCUUUGUGCAGGUGGCUGGGGAGUGUCCUGUGCACUGUAGGAUGUUGGGAAGCAUCUCUGGCCUCCACCCACUAAAAGCCAGUGUCACUCCCCUUCCUGAGUUGUGAUGACUAAAUUUGCCUCCAGAUUGUGCUAGAUGUGCCCUGGGAGGCAAAAUCACCACUGGCUGAUAACUGCUGUGGCAGAGGGACAAGUGACAGUGCCUGUGACCCCCACAUGUCUGCAUAGCUCAACACCCCCCACUUCCUCUGCCUAGUGUCACCUCCUCAGCUAGACCUUGUCCAAUGGAGCAGACAACUCUCUGUCCACCCCCACAACCCCUCAUUCAACUUCUCCCUUCUCCAAAGCUAAUGUGACUAUACUGUAUCAAAUAUUGAUUUAUUUAUUGUCUGUCUCUACUCAAUAAACCAUAAGCUUCAUAAGGCUGAGAUCUUGUCCAUCCUUUUUUACUUUUUUUCCAAUUUUUACUUCAAGUUCCAGGGUGCGUGUGCAGAAUGUGCAGGUUUGUUACACAGGUAAACUUGUGGCAUCACUGAUUGCUGCACAGGAUCAACCCCCCACCUAGGUUUAAGCCCAGCAUCCAUUAGCUGUUCUUCCUGAUGUUCUUUUUUUUACUUUAAUUAUGGUAAAAUACACACAACACAAAAUUCACCAUUUUAACUGUCAUAAAGUAUAUGAUUCAGUGGCUUUGAGUACAUUGACAAUAUGUGCAUUCAUUCCACUGUCGAGUUUCAGAAUAUUUUCAUGACCCCAAAAAGAAACUCCCAUACGUGUAAUGUAGUAAAUUCCUAUUCUUGGCCUCUUCCCAGCCCCUGAUAACCACUAAUCUCCUUUCUGUGUCUAUUGAUCUGCCUAUUCUGUGCAUUUCACUUCAAUGGAAUCUUACAACAAGUGAACCUUUGUGUCUGGUGGUUCCUCAAUAAGAUAAACACAAAGUAACCACAUGACCCAGCAAUUCCAUUCCUAGGCAUACAUGCAAAAAACACCGAAGACAAGUGUUCUAAUGAAAACUUUUAUAUCAGCGUUCCUAGAAGCACUAUUUGCAAUAGCCAAAAGGUGUCCAUAUGCUCAUGAAUGGAUAAACAAAAUGUAGUAUAUCUAUACAAUGGAAGAGCCAUAAAAGGGAAUGAAAUGUGGAUACCUGGCACAAUAUGAACCAACCUUGCCCAUGUUUUCAUCAUUACAUCCUCAGCAGCAAAAAGGCCACCUGGCACAUAGUAGGUACUCAGUAAAUACAGGUUGAAUAAAUGAAAGGCAUAUAAAAGUAAAUGAAUUGAGGGUAGUCAUGAACUGUGGAGGGGUCAUUCACGUUAACUGUACUGCUUUUAAUUUAGGGGAAAAAAGAAGAAAAAAAUAGAUCCCCCUUGGGGGCUAAGGGAGGGAUAGCAGGGAUUGUGGGGAUAGCGGAAGGACAGCAUUAGGAGAAAUACCUAAUAUAGAUGAUGAGGUGAUGAUGCAGCAAACCACCAUGGCACGUGUAUAUCUAUGUAACAAACCUGCGUGUUCUACACGUGUACCCCAGAUAUUGAAGUAGAAAAGUAGAAAAAAAUAGACCCUCCCAAAAUAAACAAAGAAACAAAAAUGAACCUGAUAUUGAGCUGGAAAAUUUGGUGGAGGAGACGAUCACUAUAUGUGAAAAAUUGUUGAAUCAUGGAGGGGAGCUGGUUACAAAAGUGUCACUAAAACUUCCCUGCUUUCUGUUCUGUUUUGUUUUGUUUCAAUGUCAAGCUCUACUUCUUCUUCCCAAAUGUUUAUUUCAGAAGCAGAUAGUGAGGGUAUCCAUAGUAAAUAGAUAUUUUCCUUCAAAGUACUCUCCUGGGAGGAUGAAACAUUUAUUUCAAAGUGGUUGCCCUGACUGCAAAGAUUUUUGCAAAAUUUCUUCAGGAGCUGCCUUCUGAGCCCCCCAAGGAUACCAAGCUAACGAGACUAUCAUCAUUAUAAUUACACUUCAUCAUAGAUGAAAAGCAGUUUAACUCAGCAAAAUGACCUGGCCUGCUUCACUAGUCUUUAUUCUAAGGGGCUGCUGGCUUUGUUCAAAGGCUAAAAUCUCUCUGCAAAGCCCAACUGAGCAGUGCCCAGGUGUGCCCCCAAGGCAGGGCCAAAGUGGAGCAUGGUCUAAGGGUCCAAGCUACUGAGGUCUCAAUCCUUGCUCUGAGAAACUGUGCCUCAGUUUCCUCAUCUGUAAAAAUUGCAUAGUAAUAAACCUACCUCAAAGAGUUCUCUUAAAGAUUAACUUAGUUAAUAAUACAUAUGCCAGGAAGUGAAAACAAGGCUCACCACAUAAUGAAGUCUUUUAGAUAUGAGCGCUUCUUAUAAGAAAUGUGUCUGAGCCUUUUCAGUAAUUGUGUAGUGGCCAGAUGUAUAACCCCAGCACUUUAAGAGGCAGAGGCAGGCAGAUCACUUGAGUCCUGGAGUUCAAGACCAGCCUGGGCGACAUGGCAAAACCCCAUCUCUACAAAAAAAAAAAAAAAAAAGAAAGAAAAAGAAAACUACAUGGGCAUGGUGACAUGCACUUGUAGGCCCAGCUACUCUGGAGGCUGAGGCGGGAGGAUCACUUAAGCCUGGGAGGUAGAGGUUGCAGUAAGCUGAGAUCACACCACUGUACUCUAGCCUGGGUGACAGGGUGAGAUCCCACCUCAAAAAAAAAAAAAAUGUAGCUUUCCCAGGUGAAGUCUGAAAGGGGUAUUUGCUAUUUUUUAAAAUAAUUAUUAAGAAAUCAAGUGUGCAGUUCUAAUGCUCAUCUUCAGUGGUGGAUUCAUUCCUAUGACUGCUGUAACAAAUUACCACAAACAGUGACUUAAAACAACACAAAUUCAUUACCUUGCAGUUCCAGAAGUCAGAAAUCGAAGUGAGCCUCAGAGAGAAAAAAAUCAAGGUGUCAGCAGAAUCAGCUCCUUCUGGAAGCCCCAGGGGAUUGUGUUCUUGUCUGUUCAGCUUUUGCAAGCUGCCUGCAUUUUCUGGCUCAGGGGCCUCUUCCUUUAAUUACUCCAACCUAUUCUGCCAUCCUAUCCUACUAAUGACUGAUCCUCCUCCCUCAUAUAAGGACCCCUGUGAUUACAUUGGGUCUACCUGAAUAAUCCAAACCAAGCUUCCUAUCUCAAAAUCUUGAAUUUAAUCACAUCUGAAAAGUCCCACUUACUAUAGAAAGUCACAUCUUCACUGGUUCUGGGGAUUCGGAUGUAGACAUCUCAGGGACAUUUAUUAAGCCUAUUACAUAUGACUUCAUUUUAGGCGGAAAGUGGUUCUCAGUGGAGGAUAUCAAUUUCUUUCUAUCUCUCGGUGCAACUCUGUUGUGUCAUUUUGAGAACAGAAAAAAAAUGUGGAGUUAGCCACUGGAAUCCAAGGUUGGAUGGACCUCUAGGAUGGUGAAGUCUACUGUAGUUUUCUUCCUGAGUGGCUUUGUAAAGAUUUUGUUAUGUUUGGCCAGCAACCCCAGGACUGGAGUUAUUCAAGGGGUCUAACCCCAAACACAUGUCACGCGAGAGAAUACCAAUUUGGCUGUAAGUUUCAUUGUGACAUUGUAUCCUACUUGAUAGGUUUAAGAUAGCACAGUCCCCUAGUGCACCUGGCUAAAGUCGUUCUUACAUAGCCUCCAUCAGGUCAUGAUUUUUGUUCUGUUCUCGGAUAUUUUUGCUGCACCCAGCGAAGUGCCUAGCACCUUACAGGAUUGAUACUGAGAGUUUCUACAGUGUUUAAAGAUAACUGUUUUUCACAAAGAUGAAACACAUUUUGUCUAUUUCACCAGUACCCCGCCUGGAAUAUCCUAUAUUUCUCUGAAUUUUAACCGUAACCUGUGGCCAUCUUGAAACUUCCAGCUUUUCCAGUAUGAAACUGGAAGACAGACUAGGAAAACAAUGUUGCUUCGAGCAAUGCUAGCUCACCACAUCGUUUCGUUAGAAUAAUUUGCUUCAAUAUGAUACUGGGCAGUUUUGAUAAAUCAGCAUCUGGGGAACAAAGCUGUUAUGAAAUGACUUACUUAAACGUUCCAGCCAUAAUUUUUGGCCUCAGAAUAUUGCUGGGUGUUUUUUCCUUUAUCAAUCUAAAAUGAAAAUGUAACAUUUCAGUUGCAAUUCAUUAGAAAGAAGCAAAGAAGGGGCUCUUUGCAUUUGAUCCCCAAAUUGGACGAGAAUAACUUUCAUCAGCAUCUGAUCUGCCAAUACUCAGCUUUUUUCUGGAAUCUAAAGUAAAUAGUCAUUAAUUCACUGGUUUCCCUUAUUGAGUGAAAAGAUUUUUUUUCUGUCAACUGUGUUUUUAUCCAAAAUCAGCGAUAGACUAUUUCGCAUGAUUAAAAACUGGGGAGGUGGGAAUUGACAUUUCCUUUGAACUCCAAACAAAUGACAAACUUCAGAAAAUGCUUGAUGAAAUACCGCAGUAUUAUAACCCAAAGAAUUUAUGAUGGAGAAAAAUAUGAAGAAAAUAAAGAAUUAUUUUACAAAUGGAUUCUAAUGAUACUUACAGUAUGUUGGUUUUAGUGUUUACAAGUAUUAAUUGAUUUUUUGUCAAAAAAGCAAGUUACAUAAAUUAACUCAGUUAUCAUCAAUCCAAAAUUUUGAAAGACAAAAUGUAGCAGGUAGAAUUCUAAAUCUGGCCUCUCAGAUUCCUAUCCGGUGUUUAUUCAAACACUUAUCUAGGUGCAGCUUGUGAAGGGAUUUUACAGAUGUGACUACAGUGUCAAGUCAGUUCACUUAAAAUAAACAGAUGAUCUGUAUCACCCGAGUCUCAUCCAACCAUGUAAUCCCUUUAAAAUCAAAACUUUUUCCCCAGGUGGUAGCAAAGGGAGGCCUCUUCCUCAAGGAGGAAAACAGGAAGAGAAUCAAGGUCAGAGAGAUUUGAGUUCAAAUUUUCACCUAUUGAUUUUAUGACCUUUCAACAAGUUUCCUAAUACCCUGUGCUGCCCUUCCUAAUUUGUGCUACUAAUCACUUCCAAAGUUUAAUGGAAGGAAUUAAGAGAGAGACUGUACACAAAAUAUUUGGUCAUGUGCCAGACACAUAAUAUGUGCACAAUAAAAGGUAACUAUCAUUAUUUUAGAAAUUAUUCCCUCUAUAAGAUUAUCAUUCACGGACUCUCUUGCAAACUGUAUUCUGAUUCUAAAAACCAUGUGAAUUCACACAAAAUGACACAGAAAAGCAUAAUGCAAGUGUGGAAUAUCUGCCAUGUGCAAAGUUUGGUUGGAGCCAGUUUUUCACCCCUCUGCAUUCCAUUUUGGCCCCUCUCCGAAGCUCUUUUUUUCCUCUAUUUAUUGCAUAAUGACCAACACUAUGAAUUGCCUGAAGCCCAGUUCUUUUUUUUUUUUUUUAAGAUGGAGUUUCGCUCUUGUUACCCAGGCUGGAGUGCAAUGGUGCGAUCUCAGCUCACCGCAACCUCCGCCUCCUGGAUUCAGGCAAUUCUCCUGCCUCAGCCUCCUGAGUAGCUGGCCAGUAGCAGGCACGCGCCACCAUGCCCCGCUAAUUUUUUGUAUUUUUAGUAGAGACGGGGUUUCACCAUGUUGACCAGGAUGGUCUCGAUCUCUUGACCUCGUGAUCUACCCGCCUCGGCCUCCCAAAGUGCUGAGAUUACUAUCACCAACAUUCUCCACAAAAUUUAAGUAGGUUGUGCACUGGUCUUACAAGGGUCCAAUGAGGAAAUAGUUUUAUAAACUAAGACUAAAUUGAUAAUGCCCAAUGAUGACUUAGCUUUCCAUAUGCACUUCAUUAAAGGCAUUUGAUGCCUUAUCUCUAAGAAAUAAGGUGGAAGGCUGGGUGCAGUUGCUCACUCUCCCAGCACUUUGGGAGUCCAAAGUGAGUAGGUCACUUGAGGUCAGGAGUUCAAGACCAGCCUGGCCAACAUGAUGAAACCCUAUCUCUACUAAAAAUACAAAAUUUAGCCAGGCAUGAUAUAUAUACCUGUAAUCCCAGCUACUUGAGAGGCUGAGGCAGGAGAAUCACUUGAACAUGGGAGGCAGAGGCUGUAGUGAGCCAAGACUGUGCCACUGCACUCCAGACUGGGCCACAAAGCGAGACUCUGUCUCAAAGAAAGAAGAAAAAAGAAAAGAAAUAAGAUGGGAAUUUUAGGCAUCAAGUUCAAAGAUGAAGGAAAAAUUAUUUGGAGUUGCAAAUGCCUUUGGUAUUAUUGAAACUUGACCCACAUGGCCAGUAGCCUCCACCAUGUCCAGUAAAUGUCAUCUUCCUCUGUUGCUAAUCCUUCUGCUUAUAUAUGUUUGCCUAAUUAUUGCCCUGACCACUGUGAAAAGAUUUUCCCAAGUUCCUUUUUUCUCAUAUAAAUAAUUUAUAUUACUUAGAAAGAAUAAGGGUAGUGCAUAUUUAUUUAUAAAGGACUAGAAGACAAGGAAAAUUAAAAUAGAAAAAGUAAAAAAUUAUCUAUAGUCUCACCCUUCAUAGAAAAUGAUGGUCCAGGAUAUCAGUUAAGGAGGGAGGGGCUAAAGGUUGGUAAAUCAGGUUGGAAGAUGGCCUAGAAGAUUUCCCCUGAGGCUGCAGCUGCAUAGCAAAUACCCAGUGAUACCUGGGAGUGUGAAGGGGUUGCUGAUAGAGAUGAAGGGAGGAAUGAAGUCUUGAUCCCUAGCUAUUCAAGACCAUCUGCAACUGCCCACUCUCAGUAUUUUGUUUGUAUUUAUCAUGUGUGUAUACACAUACCUGUCGUAAAAUGAUUUAAUUUUUGGUAAAAGCUGAAGUCAAACCUACAUAUUGGUUUGUAAAUUGAUUCUUCCUAGCCUAAAAUUGUAAACAUCACUCCCACACCACUAAAUAUUUUCUUCUAUAUUCAUUUUUAAAGGCCAUACAAAAAUAUUCCACAGACCAAAUACACGUUUUAUCAUUGGCGUAUGGUUGUAUAUUUAGGUUGUUCCCAACUUUGAUUCUAAUUAACAGCACACAACUGAGCACUUUUAUGACCAAACUUUUGCAUACAUCCAUGAUUUAUUCCUUAAAUUCCUGUAAGUAAAAUUGCUGGGCCAAGGAGUUACAUAUUUUAAGACUUUUCUGAAAUAAUUGUGUCAUUCAGUUUCUCUCAGAUUCAUCAUCAGGCAGUUGAAACGAGGUUAUUAGAAAUCCAUUUAGACAAAUAUGAAACUGACAUCAAGCAUCAGCUGUCUUUAACAUAAACUUUUUGUUGAUACCAAAGAGUAGGGGGGAAACAACUGUUUCUAUUUGGCCAGGACAGAGGGACUUUCAGGCAUGUGGGUCUUUCAGGGCUAAACCCAAGACAAUAUCAGGCAAAUUAGGACAGUUGGUCACCCUGUCAGAGAAGAGCAGGGGCUGCCUGACCAUACUGAAAGAAUUCAGUGUAAUGCUCUCCUAGGCACCACUGCCAGAGCCAUGGUCAGAACAAGAUAAAGUUUAACUACAACAUUAGUGGUAACAUGGAAGAAGGCAAGUAGUGAGUUUCAGAAGCCAUGUUCAAGAACUUUGAAAUGUAAGGACAUAGAAGUAGGGGGUAGAAAAUAUAGACUAGAGAAAAUGCAAGCUUCUAAGAGUACAAUGACAAUUUCAGGAAACAUUAGGAGACAUGGUGUUCUCGUGGUGACCUCUAUUGGAAUCAGGUUUGCCACUCCAGUAGUGUUGAUUUGAAAACGUCUAAUAUUCUUUCUUUUAGGAGAUUUUCUUGAUAGUUGCAGAAAUUCUGAUUGGAGUAGAUGAAUAUCUUGCUAUUUUGGCUUCUAUAGUAGCAAUAUAAAAUUCCACUUCUUCUUAACUGAAGAAAGCAUUUAAGCAUAAGAAGAUGACUCAAACUAAGCCGCCGCAAAGCAGGUGAAGUGCUCAAGACAUUACAGUGUUUUCUCAAUUUGAGUCAUAUUUUCAUUCUCUUGAAUCAAAGAGUCACUUGACCAACAUGAUUUCAUCAUAUAUGUCUUGCCUGCUUUUUAUUAUCACACAGAAAUUCAGAGACAAAAUCUCUAGAAAGGUGUCAUUAACUCAAGGAAGACAAGGACAGAGUUAGGCCAGCAAUUAGACACUCUGUGUACAGUUUCAUAUGCAAGCAAGCCCUUCCUUUCAUUAAUAUUGAUAAAAAAAAAUAAGUAUCAUUUGUGCAUUCCCUUUUAUGAUAUACAAUUAAUUCUAAUUUAUUUCCUUUUGUAUGUAAACAUCCAUGUUUUUCUUCUGACCUUUUCCUCAAGUCUUACAUCACUUUUAAUGGCUGCAUAUUGGAAGUGGUCCCUGGAGAAGGGAUGUUGCCUUUUAAUGGUGGUUUUCCUUUUUUUUUUAAUUGGGCAAGGGGGUUGGAAGUAUUAUUUACUCAUUAUGUGGAUUCCUCUAAAAAUGGUCCAAUAGAGUAUGGAUUCAUUUAUUCAUUUACUUAACAAUUAUUUAUUGCCUAGCGUAUACCCAACACUGAGGACAGUAAUGAGCAAGACAGUUCUAAUUUCUGCCCCAAGGAGCUUAAAUUGUAAUUGGAAAGAGUUUUUGUAAUAAGCAAAAAAGAAAAGAAAAAAUAACUACAAAUGAUAAGUGUUCUGAGGGAAAUUAACAAGAUUCUAAGAGAACACUUCAGGGACAAGAAAACUUCUUUGGGCAACAUGGCCGAGAAAGUCCUUUCUACUUGCAUGAAAUGUUCUCGGUAGCAUCGUUCAUAAAUAGCCAAAAAAUAGAAGCAUCAAAAUAUCCUUCAGCUAGUGAGUGGACAAAUAAAAUGUGAUGUAUUCAUACCAUGGAAUGCUAAUGAGCAAUUAAUAAGAGAUGAAGUACUUGUACAUACUAUUACAAUGAUAAACUUCAAAAACAUUAAGCCAAGUGAAAGAAUCCAGACACAAAACAUGUUUUGUGUGAUGAUUCCAUUUAUAUGAAAUGUCCAGAAAAGGUAAAUCUACAGAGAUACAAAAGAAGUAAGUCAUUCCUCAGGGCUAGGAGUAGGAAUGAAGAGUGACUGCAAAUGGGUACUAGGUUUCUUCUUGGGAAGAAAAAAAAUGUUCUAAAUUAGAUUAUGGUGAAGGUUGAACAACUGAAAUUAUACUAAGUACCAUUGAAUUGUACCCUUUAAACAACUGAAUUUUAUGGUAUGUAAAUUCUAUUUCAAUGAAGCUGUUAACAAAACCAAAAGAAGGUAGGAUGGAAGAAAGAGCACAAAGAAGAAAGGAUUUCCUAAGAAGGUGACAUUUGAACUGACAUAGGACUUGUGCAAAGGGGCUGGGAGAGAACACUCCAGGCUGAGGCUGGGAGAGAACACUCCAGGCAGGAAGAGUCUGCAUAAAAACCUAGUGAUGAGAGAGGGUUUGGCAUCUAUAACAAACUAGUGGAAGGCAAGGAUGGCUUGAGUAUGUUGAGCAAAGUUCGGAGGCGGUGAGAAAAGAAAUUGGGAAAGCAGGUAGCAGCAGUAAAUUCACACAGGACAUUGCUUUGCAGGCCUGAUACUGAGCGUACCUCAUGUGCUACAAAGAUCUUGAGAGAUUUUAAUUGAUGCUUUGAUGUAUAGUUGACAAGUUGUAUAUAUACAAUGUAUAGUUGUAUAUUCUUUUCUAACAAGAAUAAAAUCAGCCAAUACUGUUGACUUACUAUUCUAUGGAUUUUACACAUACUGGCUAGUGUAUUCUUCACAAUAACCCUAUGAGGUAGGUAUCCUUAUUGUUAUAAGUAAAGAAAGUAAGAUACAAAAUAAUUUACUCAAGAAAGCUGAGGGAUAAUUAUGAUCUGAGCCCAGUAAGUCCAGAAUCAGAGCUUGAAAUCUUAACUACUGCCCCACAUUUGAAAGCAGGACUGGCUUCAUGGGAGUACAACCUGUGCAGUCACACAGGGCCCUGUGCUUAGAAGAGUCCCAUGCUUGCUUUAAUAGUCUGUUGUCACCAUCUUUAAAUGCUUAAAAUUUUUUAAUGCUUAAAUUGUGAGAGACCUCACAUUUUCAUUUUGCACUGCAUCUCACAAAUUAUGUAGCUAGUAUUACUUGAACAGUUUUUUGGAGUUUUUACUACCAAAGGAAUUAUUAACCCAUUGAAGAUCAUAGAUAAGCUGGCCAGGGAGAAAAGGCAAACCCUUAGAAUUAACACACUAUGUCUUAUGUGAGUCCAUUUGGGGACAGAACUCCCAAAGGGAUCCAUAAGUCCAAAGGGUUAAGACUCAUUGAUUUACCAACAGCCACCAUUCUGAUAUUUGGGAAUAGCUAGGUGAUGGAGUGGACUCUUAUUAUUCAGCUUCCUGUUCUCCUACAUCUAUUGAUAAAGGGUUGCAUUGGCAACACUCUUUCCAGAAAACAGGAAAAAAAUAAUAAUAAUGAUGAAUGCAAAUAAACAGAAAAAAAUAAAUUCUAAAUAAAAGAUUUUCUUUAGUGUAUGUGCAUGUGUGUGUGCAUUUUUCUCAAGGGACCUAAAGUUUGUCUUUUUCACUAUCAUUAUAGUUUUUUAAAUCCCUAAAACACAAAAAUCAAGAACAAAGAGACAGUUUUGUGAAUUUAUACUAAUAAAUUUCAUCAAAUAUAUCACUUAUUUUCCACCAGUUUGCAUGAAUUCAGUUUCUCUUAUUUCAGAGGCUGAUUUGAGUUAUUGGAGAAUUUUAACAAUCACUAUUACAUAGGACAAUACUGUGCAUACAAUAAUUCCACAAUAAAUUCUUGUCACUUGUUAAUUUUGACUUUAUAAUUAAUGUAUCAAUAAUUUGUUACUAUUAUUAUCUUAUAAUCUGGGCUUAUUUGCAACUAGAAGAAAACUAAAGUUUAACAGCAAGUUUUCAAUUGUAUUUAAAACAACCCCAGGCCAGACACAGUGGCUCACACCUGUAAUUCUAACACUUUGAGAGGCUAAAGUGGGAGAAUCACUUGAGCCCAGGAGUUCAGACAAGUCUGGGCAACAUAGUGAGACCCUGUCUCUAUUUUAUAAAAAAAAUAUAUAUAUACCCCUAAUUAAUUUCUAAGCUAGUAAAGGCAAGUAAUUUUUAAAAAUUGAGCUCUUGGUACAAAAUUUUCUAGAAAUGUUUGUGCUCAAGAAACAAUUACAUACUCAUGAAAAUGUGAUUAUCCACUUUAAGAAUAAUAGGGAUUAAAAUAGGCCUCUGAAUUUGAUAUAGUGAAAUGAUUGUUCUUCCUCACCUCACACACACAAAAGAGGUGCUGCUUUCUUUGUAUGCUUCAUUGUACAACCCAUGAAGUCCCUAGAGCUUUGAGCUACCAAACAAGUGAUAUCUGUCUCCUGGGGCUCUCGCAGAGUGACCCCACAAGGAGACCUUCUGACUUCGUUUAUUCUUAGAGUGAGGGAUUCCAUACAAAUAGAAGAUGUUGUGACACAGGCCACCAGAACCCAAUACAGAGACAAGAAGAUAUUUCUAUGAAAACAAAAAAUUAAUUCUACCCUAAACUAAGGCUAAGCUUUCCAAAGCAGAAAACUAUUCCUGGAAAGAACCAGGGAGAGAUGCUGUAGUUUCAUUUUCACAUUGACUACCGCAAACUCAAGCCUCUUUAAAAGAGCCAUAAUGAACCCAAGACACAAACGCUGGCUGUGAGGCAAAAACAAGGAUUUUCUCAUUUGUCAUCUAACAUCCUUGUAAUUUCCCAGUUUUAGCCUGUGUCUUUAUGAGGAAAGAAACAAAAACAAAAACAAAGCAAAACCAGCUUUGCACUGUUUUCCCGUGGUCACUGAGCCUGGGUAAACUGGAACAAAAUCCUAGCAACUGAGACCAGGCAGAAAAAAGUUUCUGCGGUUCUUUUUUUUUUUUUUUUUUUUUUUUUUUUCCAAACAGUCUCACUCUAUCACCCAGGCUGGAGUGCAGCGGCAGGAUCUCAGCUCACUGCUACCUCCGCUGCUCAGGUUCAAGCAAUUCUCAUGCUUCAGCUUCCCCGGUAGCUGAAACUACAGGCAUACACCACCACACCUGGCUACUUUUUUUGUGUUUUUAGUAGAGAUUGGGUUUCACCAUGUUGGCCAGGCUGGUCUCGAACUCCUGACUUCAAUUGAUCCACCUGCCUCAGCCUCCCAAGGUGUUGGGAUUACAGGCGUGAACCACUGCACCCAGCCGUUCUUCAUCUUUUUUAAAAAAAUUUACUUCCAACUCUUUGAUGAUAAAAUCCACCAAGUGGAUUUUAUAAAAUAAAAUGGCAAGUUAGAUUUAUUUGGAGAGAGUAGCAACCAUUCAUCCAUUAGAGACUUUUUUUUAAUGGUCCUGUGCCACUUGAUGAAGCAAAAAUAAAACUUCACUCAGCUGGCACAUGAUCUAGGUGACAGAAUCCUUUGUCUCUACCUUAUAAAAUGACUGCUUUGAAUUUUUUUUUUAAUUUUAAAAACGAAAAAUCCUUUGAAUGUUGUUUAUUAUUUUAGUAAUCAAAAACCAAAUAUCUAUCAUGAAUACAUGUCUAAGAAACAGUAACAUGAACCAAUCUUUUCAAAAUGGCCUACUUUUUCUCGUUCAAAACAUUCCCACACUAGUAUUUCUCUUCCCAGUUGCUCUGUUAGCCUUAUCUAUAAAUGCUAUUUUUUGAGGGCCUACUGUAUGCCAGUUGUUUUAUAGACAUUAUGUCAUUCAAUCCUACCAACAACUUUAUGAAUUAGGAGUUACAAAUUUGCUUUUGCAGAUAAAGAAGCUCAACAUCAGAGACCCUCAUUCAUGAAAAGGGUGAUGAAAGUCUGGGGUCAGAGUGGGGCCAAACCCAUCCUGGCUCUUUCUUGCUGGGUGAUCUUAGACAAGUUAUUUUACCUCUCUGUACCCGAAUUUCUUAUCUGUAAAAUGAAAGAAAGUAGUACAUGCCUACAAUUCCUUAACCAUAAUUUUCAAAUCAAAAAAAAUCUCUGAAAAUUAAAGUGUUUUCAUAAAUAGGACAGCAGGGGACAUACUUACACAAAAAUAUUGCACGUUGUUUAUCUGAAACUUACAUUUAACUGGGUGUGCUGUAUUUUCACUUGCUAAAUCUGGCAACACUACUUUGGCACCCACAUUCCUUUGGCAUAAAGAUUAAACUGUGCUGGCAAGAGGCUAUUACAAUCUUUAUUUGUCCCACGUGGUGAAGAUCUGAGCAGCGGGGGCCAGCAAAUGCAACGGCUCUGAGCCAUGUGGUUGGUAUGUUCGAGGACAGAGAGAAGGCCACUGUGGCUGGAACAGAAAGAUGGCUGGACAAGAGAGGGAAAGGAGAUCAAGUCAGAAAGGCAGGCAGGAGUCAGACAGUGGAGGGAUUUGAGCCAGGCUAAGUAAGGAUGGCAAGAAGUAAGUCCAAGGUCACACUGAUGGUGAGCAACAAAACCGGGAUUCAGCCCUAAGUCAGGCUUGUCUGUGCAUUGCUGAAUCUCUCAACAAACAUCGUGGGGGAAAGUCAUCUUUAAGACAUCAUUUUAAAGACGUCUUCAGGCUCUGGAACUAAUUGAAAGAUUAUCAACAUGGCAGCCUAUCAGCUCCUGCAUUGGCUUUGGUACUAGAAGGAGGUAUAAUUACAAUGGACUUUUAAGUUCAAGGUGAUAAAAACCCUUGCCGAGUUUCUGUGCAAUAGGAAAGCAUCCUCAUGAAAAGAUUUCAGAGUGAAGGGGAAAAUGAUACACUUUGUAAAUGUAGUAUAAAUAGAAUUAACAUAUAAGACAAUGUAACGAUGAUAAUUCAGUAUAAGACAGUGUAUGCCAUUUUAUCACCUAUCUUGCACACUUACAGUUACACAGACAUCACCUCCUUUGUGUCCUAAGGUGUAAUUUACACAGUGCUAGAAUUGGUGGAAUGUGGUCUUCUGGUCAACCUACUUUAAGUAGUCUGACCAUGACUUUUACUUUUGUUAACCAAAGUCAAUAAAUAUUUCUUGAGCUUCUACUCCAUACGAAGCACAGUGCUGGGCAUAAGAGACCUAGAAGAAGACAAGAUAUGGUCCUGAAUUCACCAUAUUUAUAGUAACUAUAUAUAUUUUUUGUUCCUAGAAUGUACAACAAGUGAUAUUCCAUGGUUCCAAGAUGGUGUGAUUUUUGCCAGGGUUUUAAUAGUAACACUAACAGAUAAACAUUCUUACAAUGUGCUAGGCACUGUGCUAAGCAUUUAUGAGGAUUAUUUUACCUAAUCCUUAGAAAGCUCCAGAAUUUAGCAUUAUCCCCAUUUUUCGGGUGGGGAAACUGAGAUUCCAGAGAUUAAGUGUCUUAUGCAAGGUCCAGGUCUUGUAAACAGUAGACCUGGAGUGUCAAACCCAGGCAGUUUGACUCCAAAGCCAGCUCUUUUAAUAUAAAGUUGUGCUAUGACAAACCUGAUAUUAAAAACUUUUGUGUCCAGGAUAAUGCCAGAAACUAAGCUUCCUUCUAUUUUAGCUAAGAUGAGAUGGUUUUUCCACACAGCAGGGCUGCCUCAAACCUCUUCUUUUUCUCCCCCUGGGGGGCUAGUUCAGGCUUUUCUUUUGAACUAGUGAAGCAUGGGAAAAAUCCACUCGUACUGAAUUCUCCACACUGGCUCUGUACCUGCUGCCUGCCCAGCCCCCAGGAUUUGCCCCAGCGUGGCUGUGCUCACUGUCAACACCAAAGCAUCAUUAAAUAAAGAACACCCCCCAAAGCUCAUCAGAUUCUUCUGCACUGGUGCACACACCCCGAUGAUGAGCAUACUCCUCUAUCAUUUGCCCAGGAUCUCUGAAUUUAGAUGCUGGGUCAGGAAAGAAUGACAUUUUUGCAGGAAGCUGUUCUUUGGGAGAAAUGAUAUUUUUUAGCUUCUUCCUCAGGCCUGCAACAUAAUAAGCAGGUAUUGUCCUGGUGAUAAAUGAUAGUUCCUCUGAAAAAAAAAAAAUUACAACACUGUGUGUCAUAAGCCAAGGCUUCUCCAGCAUUCCUCUCUGUUGUGGAGUGGGUAUAGAUCUCGCCACAAAAAUCAGAAGUACCUGCAAAACGAACUCUCUUUUGUAUAACUCAACUUGAAUUUUUUGUUUCAAAUUCCCAUUGAUUUCAAUUAAUGGCAAAUUGUGUCUCAGUCAUUCUUGGGGUUUUCCUUCACCCUUUCUUUUGACCAAUAGUUUAUAAAUGGGAAUAAUACCGCCCUUAGUCAGCUUUCCAGAAAUUAUUUCGGGGGAUCGUUUGUCACAAAGAUUGAGAGGUGACACUGUCAUUUAUUUAGUGGUCAGAGGCCAGAGGUGCCAAAUAUCCCAUAAUGUACAAGACAGUCCCACACCAUGAAGAACUGUCUGGCAUCCUGACUUUUGAAUGUCCACUAGACAUUCAUAUAGGUGAAACAUUGGUUUCUAACUCUCCAAGCCUACAGCAUAAGUCCAUUUGACUUAUACAGACAAAGCAUUCUUCACACAGUUGGAUUUUGGUUUUUUGUUUUGUUUUGUUUUGUCUGUUUGCUUGUUUGUUUAUUUGGAGACAGUUUCACUCUGUCACCCAGGCUGUAGUGCAAUGGCACCAUCUUGGCUCACUGCAACCUCUGCCUCCCAGGUUCAAGCAAUUCUCCUGCCUCAGCCUCCUGAAUAGCUGGGAUUACAGGCGUGCACCACCACACCCAGCUAAUUUUGAAUUUUAGUAGAGACGGGAUUUCACCAUGUUUGCCAGGCUGGUCUCAAACUCUCAACCUCAGGUGAUCCUCCCACCUCAGCCUCCCAAAGUGCUGGGAUCAUAGGCGUGAGCCACCACACCCAGCCUCUUCACACAGUUUUUAUAUGCUCUGAAUUGCAGAGAAAUGUAAAUACCCUAUAAGUUGAGGGAAGACUGCUCUUUAACUGUACCAAAAGUUGUUCAGCAUAUCAAAACUCGUGUCAUGAAGGCAAUACUGUGAAUGGCGUUUGAUUCUCUCACACAACACAGCAGUCCAACUCUGUAUUUGUGGCUGUUGAAUUCAAUGUUUCUAUGUAUAAUCAUAAGCAUCUGAUUGCUCCACCAUGUGUUCUAGUGUGUCAUGCCAAAGUAUUUAAACGUUGGAAUGUACAUUAAUUCAUUAUAAAUACUUUCCUCUUAUUUGCCCCUUAAAAAUUGUGCUUGUAGAUAAGGGAUUUCAGAUGUGGACAGGAGGAGUUGGCAGACUCUGCAUAGCCCACCCAUUCCUCUGAACACUCAUCUCCACACAUCAGAAGAUGGCCUCUGCUAUCACCUGCCUCCCUCAGGUGCCGCUUUUCCUGGCCUCAAGACAUUUUCCUGAGUUUGGGAUCACACUCACAGCCAUGCAGCAUUCCAGGAUGUAAUGAAUGCCCCAGAAGCAGCCCUUGACCAAUGGUGCAGUGAGUGGGUGGACAAUAUGCCUGUCACCCUGUAGGUGGGAUAUGCCUGAGGCGUGUUCUGCAGGUCUCCCAGAAGUCCCCAGUGGGAAUGAGCCUCGAUCUCACAUCCUGGAUUGAUGGGCAGAGCUUUGAUCCCACAUCCUGGAUUGGUGGGCAGAGCCUUGAUCCCACAUCCUGGAUUGGUGGGCAGAGCCUUGAUCCCACAUCCUGGAUUGGCUUCUGGCCUUUCCCUAUCUUGCUAUACCAUCACCCUAGCUGUGCUUCCUGGGAUCAUCUUCCACAUCGGCUACUAAAAUUCGUGACUUUGUCUCAAGGUCAGCUUCUGAGAAGCCCAACCUAACAUAUGCCAUUAUCAAGAAUUUGGUUCAAAGAGGGACACUGAUUAUAAGAGGGUUAAAAGCCAGUGCUCCAUACACCAUCAAGAUUUGGAAUUUUGUUCAAUGCCAGGGAGCGUAUCAUUGAGAUAUCGAUCACCCCUUUUCAUAUGGCGUUGAAAGUCAUGCAGACACAAACAUCUUUUGUGACUGGGCAUGGUGGUUCACACUUGUAAUCUCAGCUACUUGGGAGGAUGAAGUGGAAGGAAGCCUGGGAAGUCAAAGUCACAGGGAGCCAAGAUUAUGCCACUGUGUAACAGGGCCUGAGUAAUAGCAAGACCCCAUCUCAACAACAAAAACAACAGCAAAUUUGUUUCCCCACUUUAAAUAGAAAUCUGAUUCAUAGAACACUCAUUCUUUCAUUUAAGAAAGACUUAUUGAACAUCUAUUAUAUACCAUGUACCAGGCAUCGAGUGAUGAACUAAACAGACAAAAUUAUUUUUUCUAUCAAGUUGGGAGAGGCUGAUAAUAAAAAGCAACCAUAUGGAGGGUGUUAAAUAGUAAUAAAUACCUCUGAGAAAAAUGAAACAGGAGAGGGGAAGAAGGAGAACUAGAGGUGAAGGUGGUUUUUAAAAAACAGGCCAGGGAUGUGGCAAUAAACACUCAGCAUUAAGACCAAGUGUUUGACUCCUUUCUGGAAGAGGGGUGGGCACGGUGCAGGCUGGCGGGCUCUGGCUGGGAGGAAGGUGCUUCUGCUCGGCUCAGCAAGGACAGCUGUGUGGGAAGACAAAGCCCAGUUAGCAGUUCUUCCAAUUUUCCAGAGGAGACCAACAGCCUUACCACCUGCUCGGAGAGCUGCUAGCAAGCAGGGCAAAGUUCUCCACAUAUUUAAGAGUUCAAACUUCCCUUCCCGCUCAGCGUGUUCAAAACACGAGUUGGAGAGUCAUGCUGGUGCCCUCUCCUCUCCAUCCUGCUCCAUGCCUCCCCUGAAGCCAUUGCUUUCUGCCUGAAUGACGGCAAGGGAAGGAGAGGGGAAGAAUGUAAACAGAAAACAAAUCACAGAUUAGGACUAUCCGGCCCCACUUGUCCAGCCAGUUUGUUUUCUCUUCUUCUCGACAUAGCCCGAAUGUUGGAAGCAUUGCCUUGCAAAGUCAGUAGUCGACAGGGAAGGUUAGGAUUUGUUGUUCCUUUGAAAGCUGCAGAAUGGGAUGUUGCUAGAGAUCCCAAUGGGAAACUUCCCAGAUAGGAAAGCCAUAUUGGCUGGUGGAGUGCCGGGGCUUGGCAUGGGGGCACUGCCUUGGCAGAGCUGUCUUGAUGUUUAUGGAAGGCAUUGCCAACACCAGCGGAACUUCCAGCAGGAGUUUUACGACCCUUUUUCAUCCAAGCCACUAUUUGGGCAGAUGCCUGAUUACUUCUAAUGACUCCAUUUCUGUGGUGAUGGCCAAGUCCUCUGUCAUCCUGCCGUGGCCUGGAAUGGCCCUGGUUUUAGAAAAGAGAUGCUCCUUGUAGCGCGUGGAGGCACUCGUGGCUGCUCUCCCAGGUCCUGACCUCCUGUGCCAACAGGCAGAGCAGCCAAAAGCAACAAUGCAAGUGUGCAGAAACCAUUUCUAAGACAGGGGGAUCAUUGGUUUGCCCAUUACUAAAGAUGCCCAACUCUUCACUAGUUAAGAAAACCUUUGUUCUUUCAAAGUUUGUGUAUUUCUCUAACUUCUGAGGAAGCCAAGGCCUGAGAAUGAAGGCAACUUUGGUCACAACGACUGAUGGUUGGGCAAAAAUGAUUGCCCCGUUUUCUGGUGCUAAAACAUGCUCCUAAGUGUCCAAUUGGCUUCUAGCCAUAAGCCAAGUGAUGUGUACAUGUGUCUAAAACAACUAUCCCAGCUUGGGGGGUCAGGGGAGUCUCUAACUUAUUCACUUAGUAUGUACCCUUAAAAUACACAUGCCAGGGUUUCUAAACUGCCACCUCCCUGUGACCCCAUUCCCAUAUUGCUGGAGGAUGGGGGAGGUCAUAGCAUCUGAAGUUUUGCAAGUGGAGAUUUUUACUUAUAGUAGGUGAAAUGGAAACUGACGAAUACCUUAGGACAUGCAUGGGUGCCAUUUCUGCUAAGAGGUGAGCAGCUAGAUGCUGGAUUCUGACAAAGCAAAGGUAUGGUCCCCCGCCUCAGGUGACGGGCAGUGGUCACUGAAGUGAAUGCUGACAAUGCUUACUCUACCAUGUGGCUUCUAGGCUUUCAAUGGAUGUUCUCCACUACUCUUCUCAGCCAAAUCCACCCAUCUAACUCCUUCCAAGCCUUGGUCUCUCUUCUUGAAAAGUCUCUCCAGCUCCCAGAAGUCAGGGACUUCCUGGGAACCCACUUUCUUCUCCCCUAACUCAAAUCCCUGCUGGUCUGAUAGUCCAGGGACCCUUCUUUUUCCAGAGAGCACUUCCUCCUGUUGCCUCUGCCACAAAAAAACCUUUCACCCUCAUUGUUCUUUGUUCUUUUAUAAUCCUCGACCUUGGAGAUUGUUUAGGCUCAAAGCCAGAAUCAACCAAAAUUCAGUUCCCUUUCCUCAAAGGCAGAGAGGGCUUAGCUUUCAAACCUUCCGAUGUCACAAGGAAAGGAAGGGGGAGUACAAACUGCUCAGUCUCUGUGUUGAAAUAGUCUGAAUGCCUAUUCACCUGAAAAAGAGAGUUACGUGGUCCAUUCUCCAGGAGUGUAUUUUGGAGUAAGUCACAACUUACUUGGUCCAGGAUUCACUGCCCACUGUAGAGGCAAAGUUUCUCAGAUUCCUUUAUCAGUGCCAGGAACCAAGCCAUUCAGUCCCACAGUCCAUGGUUUUACUGAGAAUUUUUCUGGAGAGUUCAUAAGUUAUUGUCAUUCUGCCUGUCUGUAUCUGUCCACCUAUCAUAAAAAUUAGGUAGUGGGAAAGGCGUUCAGUCUUUUUAAGGAAAUAAAUACUCAAAAACUAGUUUUUGUCUUUGUGUGUGCCAAUACACCGCUUGAUUCCAAACAUAACCAUUUCGGUGCCUAAUUACGUCUGCCUGGGAUCUAACACUGGCUCUGCCUCUUACUACCUUGGUGGAAAAUGGGUCAAUCUCUGCGAGUCUGUUCUCUUCUCCCAACGCAGAGUGCAAGAGGCUUUCCUCAUAAGGCUGCUGUAGAUGUUAAAAGAGAGAGGCUAGGUCAAGUACAUGGCAAAGAGGAAAGACCCGUUUCAUAUUAGACAGGGCUAUUGUUAUUAUUAAGUUGGGACAAAUAAACCACACUCUGUUUCGUUUUUUCCCUCUUUGGCCUGUAAUGUUUGCUCUUGCACAUUCUUAAAAGCAACAGAACCACAUGUCUUUUCAAACAGUAAUAAUGAUAGAUAUCAGCAUGCCGUUCUGUCUCUAUGCGAGGCAAUUUGCAUGCAUUAUUUCAUUCACACCUGGCAACAAUUCCAUGAGGUGCCACUACUAUCAGUUCAACUUCGGAAAGGAGAGGCUAGGGCUGUGCGACUUAAUCAAGGGCAUUGCCCUUUUCAAUGUAGAUGCCAGGAUCCAAAUCUGGUUCAAACUCCUUAGCUGAUACUCUUAACCAAUCCUGCAUAAUGCCUCGUUAUUCAAAUGCCAAAUAAUUCAGCAUUUUGUAAUUCUGCAAGAACUUUAUUCUCGGGCCAGCGAGGUGGCUCAUGCCUGUAAUCUCAGCACUUUGGGUGUCCGAGGUGGGUGGAUCACUUGAGGUCCAGAGUUCAAGACCAGCCUGGCCAACAUGGCAAAACCCUGUCUCUACUAAAAAUACAAAAGUUAGUCAGCCAUGGUGGCUCAUGCCUGUACUCCCAGCUGCUCAGGAGGCUGAGGAAUGAGAAUCGCUUGAACCCAGGACGGGGAGGCUGCAGUAAGCAAAGAUCAGGCCACUGCACUCCAGCUUGGGCGAUAGAGCAAGACUCUGUCUCAAAAGUAAAAAAAAAAACAAAGAACUUCAUUCUCCUGAAUCCAGAAGGGAUCGACUUCACUGUUCCUGUGCUCUCACUUUGUUUAGCAACCCUAGUAAGUAGGCACUGCUGGAAAUAAAGUUACAGAAGUUUCUCUUCUCCCAUUCUUUUAUCCUUUUUUUAAAUAAGCUGGGAGCUAGAAAUGAAAACCAAAGACAAAUCUAUUUAUUUUUAUUAUUUCAGGAACUUUGGAUAUUAAAAAGCAAUGAAACACUGAUCCACUGAAGUGAUUUCUGCACACUGGUUUAUACGUGAUGUAAUGUCGAUUUCACAAUUUGGACUCUAAAGUUGUUUUCCUCCCCCGCCAGGACAGAGACUCAUGACAGCAGCUCGUAGAAGCCCCCACAGAGACUGCCAUCCAAUGAUUCGUUUGGUUCAUGGUUUUGGGGGGGCUCAUGUUUUUUCAGUUGGAGGUAGGGUUUCUUCUAGGGGAGGUUCAGUAACCAAUGGCUAUAAGAUCUUUACACAGAAUGAUUACUGCUAAACCAAACCAAAAUAGCAACAGCAUUUUGAACUCAAUGGUAAUUUUUUUGUUUGAUUGUUUUGUUUUGAUAAAGAGUCUUGCUCUGUCUCCCAGGCUGGAAUGCAAUGGCAUGACUUCGAUCCAUUGCAACCUCCGCCUCCUGAGGUCAAGUGAUUCUCCUGUCAAAGCCUCUUGAAUAGCUGGAAUUACAGGUGCCUGCCACAACCCCCAGCUAAUUUUUGUAUUUUUUUUUUUUUUAGGAGAGUUGGGGUUUCAACAUGUUGGCCAAACUGGUCUUGAACUCCUGACCUCAAGUGAUCCACGCACCUCAGCCUCUCAAAGUGCUGGGAUUACAGGUGUGAGCCAUUGUACCAGGCCCCCAUAGUAAAUUUUAUCACAUGAUAUUAUCCAAGGAUGAAGCCACAAACUGAUAACAAUAUAGGAUAAUAUUUUUACCUUUUGUGAGCAAAAUGAGGGGAAAUAAAGAUGGUGUGAGGGUUUUCAACAAGUGACAUUUGCUCAAUAUAAAGUAUUAUACUUUAUUUGAUCCAGAUCAAUAAAGUUUAUUAAGCAUACUUUGUGUGCCAGGCACUCUUCUAGGCAUUCAUGAAAAUGGAAUCCUUGUUCUCACGGAGUUCUUAUUAUAUUGGGGAUAGACCGACAAUAAACAAAUAAAUAUGGACUGGGUAGAUAGCAAUAAGGGCUAUAAGAAAAGCCUGCAUGAGGGCAUAGAGGAUUCAGUAGAGGCCUGGCAUGGUGGCUGAUGCCUGUAAUACCAGCACUUUGAGAGGGGUAGAUCACUUGAGCUCAGGAGUUCGAGACCAGCCUGGGCAACAUGGUGAAACCCCAUCUCUACAAAAUAAAAUAUAGCCAGACACAGUGGCUCACACCUGUAAUCCCAGCAUUUUGGGAGACCAAGGCAGGCGGAUCACCUGAGGCCAGGAGUUCAAGACCAGCCUGGCCAACAUGGUGAAAUCCAUCUCUACUAAAAACACAAAAAACAAAAAUACCUGGGCAUGGUGGUGCAUGCCUGUAAUCCCAGGUACUCGGGAGGCUGACGCAGAAGAAUCACUUGAACCCAGGAGGCAGAGUUUGCAGUGAGCUGAGAUGGCACCACUGCACUCCAGCCUGGUCAACAGAGCAAGACUCUAUCUCAAAAAAGAAAAGCCCCUGAAGAAAGAACAGCUUCAUGUGUUCAAAUAUGACAAGGAGGCCAGUGUGCAGAGGUGAGGGAGAGCAGAAGAGAGGCAGUGAGGUUUUUGAGGAUCUCAUGAAAAGCCUGUUAGGGUCAGCAUAGUUUUUAUUUCUACUCUGAGCUUGUGUGUUUUCUGCUAUGUUGGUGAUGGAAAACCCUUUCUUUAGUGCAAAGAUAGUAAAGCAGUCUUCUUUUUUGUUGGAAAGUCAUUAUGUCAAUUCCUUGAAAUUUUUUUUAACCUGGUCUGUGAAAUCCAGAAGUCUGGGAAUGUCUGUGCCAGGAGACGUCUGGCGGCAUUCUGUAGGUGGGAGUGUCACGGUGUCGUAGGAAGUUCAGGAAUCUGAAGUCUGUGUCCCAGCCGUCCUCUGUUUCAGACACGCUGGGUGACAUUAGGCAAGGAAUUUCUAUUCCUGGGUUUCACUUUUCUAGUCUCUAAAAUGUGGAGAGCAGCUUUAAAGAAUCCUGAGUCAAUGAGGGCAUGAAGGACAAAGAAAGCCUGAGAGGAAAAAAGGGGAAGAGUGAGGCAGAUGGACUUCCCGGAGGAGGGGUCCUGGGGAGCUGUUCUGGGCAGGCUCUUUGUGAAAGGACAGCCCUACUCAGUCUCUAUGUGGGAAGUCUCAGGGUUACCAUGUCCUCCUCGAAUUUUUCAAAAAGAAACAGAAAUCAUGGUUUUUAUGUGCAGUCUCUCUGUUCAUAAAUAUUAGCAACUGCUUCAUUUAAAAACUAAACAAGGCCAGGUGUAGUGGCUCACACCUGUGAUCCCAGCACUUUGGGAGGCCGAAGCAGACGGAUCGCUUGAGCCCAAGAGUUUGAGACCAGCCUGGGCAACAUACCAAGACCCUGUCUCUACAAAAAAUAAAAAAUUAGCCCAGGCAUGGUGGCGUGCGCCUGUGGUCCCAGAUAAUCAGGGGGCCUAGGUGGGAGGAUCAGUUGAGGCCAGGAGGUCAAGGCUGCAGUGAACCAUGAUGGUGGCACUGCCCUCCAGCCUGGGCGACAGAAUAAGACCUUACUCAAAAAACAAAAUGAAACAAAACCAUGUAAGCCCAUAAAACACAUGUUUGGCUUGGGUUUGGCUGAGGGAUGGCACAUCCAUUUCCUGGGGUUGCUACAACAAAUUACUAUGAACUCAGCUGCUUAAAAGAGCAGAAAUUAAUUCUCUUGCAGUUAUGGAGGCUGGAGGUUGGAAAUCAAGGAGAAGGCAGGGCCACACCCCCUCUAAAGAUGCUAGAGAUGAAUCCAUCCUGGCCUCUUCCAGCUUCCAGUAUUCCUUGGGUUGCAACCCCAUCACCCCAGUCUCUGCCUCCUUGUUCCCACGGCCUUCUCCCUGGGUGUCUGUCCUCUCUUCUUAUAAGAAUGCCAGUCAUCAGUCUUCAGGCUUCCCUCAUCUUAGCUUGAAUACAUCUGCAAAGACCCCAUUUCUAAAUAGGGUCGCAUUCACAGGCAUUGGAGAUUAGAACUUGAGCAUAUCUUUUUGGGAGGACAGAAUUCAAGCCACCAUGAUGGAUAUGGCCUCUAUUAUAAAUUCUUCAUUGUAGAUACAAUGAAAUUCUUCAUUGGCCUAGGAAUCUGGGAACCACAGAAUGAUUAAAAGCUGCUCUGUAAAGUUUACAAAAUCUGUCUCUCCAGGAAGUGAAUGAUGAAUCUGAGAGAGUUCAUACGGGUUUCUAAACAGGAUUGUCCUGGCUGCGAGACCCAGGUCAAGUCAGACACACUCCACUCUUCAGAACAGUGUUAGGCAGCGUAUUCGUUUCCUGUGACGGCUGUUUGAGGGACCACACACUGGGUGACAUAGGGCAACAGAAAUGUGUUCUCUCACAGCUCUGAAGGACAGAGUCUGCCAUCAGCAGUCAGCAGGGGCUGGGCUUGGUGGCUCACACCUGUAAUCCCAGCACUUUGGGAGGCCGAGGCAGGUGGAUCACUUGAGACCAGGAGUUCAAGAUCAGCCUGGCCAACAUGAUGAAACCCUGUCUCUACUAAAAAAUACAAAACUUAGCCGGGCAUGGUGGUGUAUACCUGUAGUCCCAGAUACUCUGGAGGCUAAGGCACAAGAAUUGCUUGAACCCAGGAGGUGGAGGUUGCAGUGAGCCAAGAUUGCACCACUGCACUCCAAUCUGGGUUACAGAGUGAAACACUGUCACAAAAAAAAAAGUCAGCAGGACAUGCUCCCUCAGAAGGUUCUAGAAAAAGACUCGUCCUGCCUCUAAAUUUCCAGUGGCUCCCAACAAUCCCUGGUGUCCCCCAGCUUGUGGCAGCGUCACUCAAUGCCUGCCUCCUUCUUCUCCAUGUUUCUGUCUCCUCUCCUUGUCUUACAAGGACACCAGUCAUUGGAUUAAGGCCCACCCUAAUUGACUCUGACCUCAUCUCAAUUACAAAUGGAGAGACCCUAUUUCCAAAUAAGAUCACAUUCUGAAGUUCCAAACGGCCAUCAAUUUUGAGGUGAUUCUCUUCAGUUAGUACCCAGUUCAGGCUAGGUACGGUGGCUCAUAUUGUAAUCCCAGAACUUUGGGAGGCCAAGGCAGGUGGAUCAGUUGAAGUCAGAAGCUCAAGACCAGACUUCCCAACAUGGUGAAACCCCGUCUACACACACACACACACACACACACACAAAAUUAGCCAGGCAUGGUGGCAUGAACUUGUAGUCCCAGCUACUUGGGAUGCUGAGGUAGGAGAAUCACUUGAACACAAGAGGCAGAGGUUGCAGUGAACCGAGACUGUGCCACUGCUCUCCAACCUGGAUGACACAGCAAGACCUUGCCUCAGAAAAAAAGAAGAAAGAAAGGAAAGAAGGAAGGGAGGAGGGAAGGAAGGAAAGGAGGGAGGGAGGGAGGGAGGGCCUAGUUUAUUCACCCAAUACCAGUUCUAUUGUCUCCAGGGUCUCCUCCAUCUGCCUGACUGUGUGACUCUAACUUUUCUCUCUCCUUGAGAGCCUUUGCUGGCCUUUCCAUUCAGCCAAUUUCUUAAGGAACUUCCAUCAACUUCCAAACGCCACCAUCAAUUUAAAGCUCAGCUUCAGCUGGAAGAUGUCUUAGUGGUGAAAUGGUUUAGGGAGAAACGAGGCUUUAUUUCCUCCGAUAUUUUUAAACCCCAUAGCUCCUCUUUCAGACUUUCAGCUGCAGUGAACCUCUCUGAAAAUCCACCUCCUGGAAACAUGGGAUAGAGCCUUCAGGGGAGGAAAAGCAAACCACUUUCUCACUUUCUAUGUCCCAGGGAAUAAUGGACUUCAAGAAAAGUGCUCCUUACCUUUCCAGCCACAUUCCGCACUGGACUUUUCUAAUCACAGCUCUUUAUUAGUUUCCUUUCCAUAAUGUCUCCAAUGAGUCUUUCUGUUGCUUUACAUGACAAAAUACAGCAAAUCCUCAGCUUGUUCUUGUGAGAAAAUGGAAAAGUUCACAAGGAAAGAAAAUGACAUAAGAUGAGGGAGCCAUGAUAUUCAAAAGUAAGGAGAUUAGAUAAUGAUGCAAUUAGAGCCCAUUUCUAUGGUUUUCUAUAACUCUGAACAUUUGCUGACGACUGACUGGUUUGGUAUUUAUUCUUACAUCAUAUCAAUUUAAAAUCACCCUCUAUGCUACGUCCACAAGGAAUGAUAAAUUGUGAAGAAAAUAUGUUCAGAAGAAUUUUUUUAAUGGGUUAUCUGAUGUUGACCUGCGAUGUUACUAUGAGGCCAUCCAACCAUUCUGGUCUUUUUUUUAUUAUAUUAUUUGUGUUCCAAGCAUUCUAAAUAUUUAAGUGGCCUUUCUUCUUGUUCCUUAAUGAGAGUUUUUUGCAUCUGGCACAUAAUAACUGACUAGAAAUGGCUUUCUCCUUCUUGUGUUCUCGAUCCCGUGGAAAUGGGGAAACCACUGAGAAAAGAAAUGUUGUCAACCCAAAGAGAGACAUUUCAAGUUAGUGGAAGUGAUGAGAAAUAGUGGCAUUCGGGAUGUAUUUUCAAAUUCAAGCCAACAGGAUUUUCUGGAGGCUUGGCUAUGAAAUCUUACAGAAAGCAAUGAGCCAAACAUGUCAUUACAAUUCUGAGUGAGGGUUUUAUAAAGUCAGAGCUUUAGGUCAAAAGCACCAGCUUCCUAGAGUCAGGAUGUGAGCGGGCUUCAGAUGGGGCCUGCGUAGAAUUCUUCCUAGACCAAAGGUUCCCAUUACAGUGGCAACUCCAAGUUGGCUUCCGAUUAAAAGGAGACCAGAUCACCUCGGAGUAUAUGACUGCUUCCCAAAGUGUGAUAUAUGUACUACAUGUACUAACAGGAAGAUUUUAUGUUUUACAAAACCUAUUUAUUUUCAGCUUUAUUUUAGAUUCAGGGGUACAUGUGCAAGUUUGUUGGUUUGUUAUAUAGGUAAAUUGUGGGUCACCGGUAUCUGAUUAUUUUGCCACCCAGGUAAUAAGCAUGGUAUCCAAUAGGCAGUUUUUCCAUCCUCACCCUCCUCCCUUCACCCUCCAGUAGGCCCUGGUAUCUGUUGUUUUCUUCUUGGUGUCCAUAGGUACUCAAUGUUUAGCUCCCACUUAUAUAUGAGAAUACACGAUAUUUGUUUUUCUGUUCCUGUGUUAAUUCACUUAAGAUAAUGGCCUCUAACUCCAUCCAUGUUGCUGCAAAAGACAUGAUCUCAUUCUUUUGUAUGGCUGUGUAGUAUUUUGUGGUAUCUAUAUGCCACAUUUUUUUCAUCCAAUCUACCACUGAUGGGCAUUUAGGUUGAUCCCGUGUCUUUGCCAUUGUUAAUAGUGCUGUGAUGAGCAUAUAUGUGUAUGUGUCUUUAUGGUAGAAUAAUUUCUAUUCCUUUGGAUGUAUGCCCAAUAAUGGGAUUGCUGGGUUGAAUGGUAAUUCCAUUAUGAGCACCUUGAGAAAUCUUAAACUGCUUUCCACAGUGGCUAAACUAAUUUACAUUCCCACCAGCAGCAUAUAAGCAUUCUUUUUUCUCAGCAACCUCACCAGAAUCUGUUAUUUUUUUGCUUCUUAAUAAUAGCCAUUGGCACUGGUGUGAGAUGGUAUCUCAUUGUGGCUUUGAUUUGCAUUUCUCCAAUGGUGAGUGAUACUGUACAUUUUCUCAUGUUCUUGGCCACAUGUAUGUCUUCUUUUGAAAAGUGUCUGUUCAUCUCCCUUGCCCACUUUUUAAUGGGAUUGUUUCUUCACGCACCCUUGUCAGAUGCAUAGUUUGCAAGUUUAUUCACCUUUUCUGUAGGUUGUCUGUACACUCUGCUGAAAAGAAAAAAACACUUUUAAAUUUUUAAAUAGUCUUAUCCCAAGUCAUAAUCCAUGAGACUAUGGUUUUGAUGGGUGUAUUUUUUAAAUGUAUUUUGGGGUAUUUAUUUCAUUGAGAAUUACAUGACAUAUACACAGGUGUACACACACACGUGCACAGAAACACACGCCAGCCCAUCAAACCCAGGAGUGCAUAGAUUAUAGCCUAAGGGUAAGACUAAAUUAAAAAAAAAAACUGGUCAAUUUUUUAAACCAUUAGGAGACUAAUAAUAAAAUUGAUUCUAGAAUACAGCAAAAAUUGUGAAGGUGGCCUGAAAAUGAUUGCAAGUUGAAGAACACAGAAUUAUAUCAAGUCUUCUCUGCAUGCAUAUGAAAAUGACAGAAUAAAAUUCAAAUUCGGUUAGUGAAAAAUCCUUCUUAUACACAGUCUAUGUACUUCUACAAAUCAAGGCGACAAACUAGCAUAAAUGCAGAGAUGAAAUGACAGGAUGUGAGGGGCGAUAUGAGUGGUACUUAUUCCCCAAAUGAAAUAAUGACUUACUAAAGGAAAGUUGAGUGAGGAAAAACAUUGAUAAUUGUCCAAUAAAUCUUUCCAUAACCUCCCAUUAGUCAUCACAGCAUUUCAGCCUCUUUUUUACCUAGGAAGGGAAGUCACAUGCAACACGCAGGCGAGCCGUUGCUAAAGCCGUGCCGGGGGCCACAGCGCUGCUGGCUUUGUCACCUCAGGGUGCCUGUGAGUUUUCUCCUUUCCUGUAGCAUCAAGACCAUCAGAUGGCGUAGAAGCCCAUUUUAAAUUGCCAUUUGCCCUUCUUAGAACUACUGGGAAACAUUCUUGUAUGCACCAAAGUUACAUUUUCUGCUCUGGCUUUGGGACCUGGGUCAACUUAAGUUACCUUCUCAUUACCAAAGGGAUUUGAAAACAGUCGUUCCGAGUACUCACUCGUUUGACAGUUUGCCUUCGUUUCUGUUUUUACUAUUUCAGCACAGAACUGCGAAUCUCAUACUCUAACAGAGGAGAAGAUACUUAUCAGAUAAAUACGUAAACAUCUGGCAAUUCAGUUUGGUGUUACCAAGAAGUACAAAACGUUGUUAAGGUCUAUAUUAAUGAGGAGGCCUUGCCUUAGAAGUCCUGGGAGUCAGAGAAAACCACUCCAAGAACUUGAAGUGAGAGGCCAGGCAUGGUGGCUCACGAAUGUAAUGCCAGCACUUUGGGAGGCCAAGGUGGGCAGACCACCUGAGUUCAUGAUUUCUAGACCAGCCUGACUAACAUGGAGGAACCCCUGUCUCUACUAAAAAUACAAAAUUAGCCAGGCAUGGUGACUGAGGUAGGAGAAUUGCUUGAACCCAGGAGGCAGAGGUUAGGGUGAGCAGAGAUUGUGCCAUUGCACUCUAACCUGUUCAACAAGGGCAAACCUCUGUCUCCAAAAAAAAAAAAAAAAAGGAGAAAAAGAAAAGAAAUUGAAGUUUGGGGAGAAGAUAGCCAAGUGAGAAGAUGGGAAAUGAACAUUCCAGGCAAGGAUACCAGUUUGAACUAAAUCUCUAAAGCACAAAGGACUUCGUGUGUUUGAAGAACAGAAACAAAUUUGUCAUGUCAUGCUUAGGGUGGCCAACUGUCCUGGUUUGCUCUGGACUGAGGAGUUUCCCAGAACGUGGGGUUUUCUGUGCUAAAAUCGGGAAAGUGUUGGCAAACCAGAACAAUUGGACCAUCCUUGUAAUAAGCAAUAGGAAUAGUGAUGUUAGACCAGGCUGGAGAGCUGAGCAGGGGCCAUGCAUCUGAAUCACCACUGGUCACUGCUAGGAUUCCACCAUCCUGUCUGACUCCUUGGGACCUCAAGAAAACAAGGAUAUUCUCUUCUGCAUAUCUUCCCAAAAUUUAGAGGCUUAAAAAAAAUUAAGUAUUAUGAUCUCUCACAGCCUAGGAAUUGACCUGACUCAGCUAGGACGUCUCAUUUAGGGUCUCUCAUGCAGUUGCUAGGGCCGGAAUCACUUGAAGCCUUUACUUCCAGUUGGAUUUCUCCACUCAUAACUGGUAUCUCAGCUAGAACAGCUUGGCUCUUCCUAGAACAGCUGAAACAAUUGAGAGCUAGCUAAGCAUCUCCCCUUCACCUCUCUUUUGCUUGUACGUGCAUGUGUGUACACACUCAUGUGCAUAGCCACCCCAUACAACUAAUCUGGCUUCUUCACAACAUGGCGGUCUCAGCAUAGUCAGCCUUCUUACAUGGUGCCAACUUUCCCUAGAGCAAGCACUCUCAGAGGCCCAGAGAAGUUACAAAGUCUCUUAUGACCUAACUUUAGAAGUUACCUCUUUUGCAUUCUAUGGGUCAAAGUGAAUCACAGGCCUAGGCCAGAUUCAAAAAGACUGGAAAUAGGCUCUUCUCCAUGGGAAGAACAGCAAAAAUCUGUGGCCAUCUCUCUUCUAUAGAUGCUUUGGGUCAGUGUGCCUCACAGAAUCAUGGUAUACUUUACUGACAACAAGAUAUGCUUGUCCUCAUGAAAAGAAGCAAGGAGUCAUUGCAAGUCUAAUUCAGACAUGUAUAUUUUGCACGAGACGUGUGUAAGUCAAGGGCUCAUUCUAAUACUGCAUCAUUUUAUAGUCCCUUUCAAGAACCUCACACUUGCUCUCUACACUGCAUCAAGGAAUCCAGCAUGAUGGGCUAGAGAAGGAGCAAGCCUACCAAUGAGAUCUUCAACCUCAGUUCAAAAAUGUCUUCCUUAGGUACUUUCUUCUUGUGACAUGUUGGGGAGUUCUACGUCCCCUUGUGACUUUCUUACAGUUCCCAAGCAAAUCAGAGCUCUCUCACUCCAUAGCUUGGAAGCAAGACUACUCCUUGGCUCUUCCUUGUUUAUACAGAAUCUAUUGACUAUCCGAUAUCAGCAAACUUACUCUUUAAAGGGUGUGAUGGUAAAUAUCUUAGGCUUUCAGGGUUUUGCCUUCUCUGUUGCAAGUACACAACCUGAGGGUUAUAAACUUGAUUUCAAAAACAGGUUGCUGGGCUGGGUGUGGCAGCUCACAUCUGUAAUCCCAGUGGAGCCCAGCCAACAUGGUGAAACCUCAUCUCUAAUAAAAAUACAAAAAAAAGCCAGGCAUAGUGGUGCACUCCUGUAAUCCCAGCAACUCAGGAAGUUGAGGCAGGAGAAUCACUUGAACCCAGGAGGCGGAAGCUGCAGUGAGCAGAGAUUGUGCCACUACACUCCAACCUGGGAGACAGAGCAAAUCUCUGCCUCAAAAUAAUAAUAACAACAAUAGAACUUAAUACAGAGCACAAGCUAAAGGAUUAGCAGAGGAAAAUGUCAUUCAAAUUCUCCCUCACCUUAAACUUGAAGCCAGAAAAAAGAAAAAAAAAACACUCUUCAAAUUUGUACUGAAUUUGUACUUUUAAGCCCCAACAGGUUUUCUCCCUGUUUCAGUGUGUCUCUGAAUAUUCAUAACAAAUUUAAAACCCUAUGUAGUGUUUUUCACAUGACAGGAGUUCGAUGACUUCAUUUGAAAAUUAAAUCAGUGUUUGCCAAAAUGUGAAACACACACCUCUGGUAAUAAAUGAAAUUUGAGGUAAGAUAGCUAAUGAAUACUCUUUGUUUGAAUUGUCUAUUUAUUGAUCACAAAACUUAUUUUAAUAUGUCUUUAAAAAUAUAUAACUGUCUCAUGGAACCUAUUACCUUACAGAUGUUGCUUAGGACAAGCAAAAGAAGAUAUUUACACUUUUAAAAAGUCUGUUGAGGUAAAUAGCACAGUGCUUGCUACAUAAAAGGUCCACAAUAAGCCAGGCAUGGUGGCACACAUCUGUCAUUCUGGCACUUUGAGAGGCCGAGGUGGCUGGAUGGCUUGAGUCCAAGAGUUCGAGACCAGCAUGAGCAACAGGGCAAAAACUUAUCUUUACAAAAAAUGCAAAAAUUAGCCAGCCGUAUUGUCAGGUGCCUGCAGGCUGAGGUGGGAGGAUCAACUGAGCCCAGGAGGUGAAAGCUGAAAUGAGCCGUGAUUGUGCCACUGCAUUCCGGCAUGCGUGACAGAGUGAGACCCUAUCUCAAAAAAAAAAAGUAAACAAAUAAAGGCCCACAAUAAAUAUAGAAUGAGUGGAUAAAUUAAGUUGUCACUCAGAUUAUUAGGUUAAUUUGAGUCAUGGAAAAUAAUCUCACACUAACUCAAGGAUCUAGUAUUUCAGAUGUUCUUAAGAACAGUCUGAAGUUUGCAGAAUGGAAGAGAUGAGCUUGUUUAAAGUCGGUCAGUUAGAAGUGGACAGUCUCUUGGGAUGUCUUUGCCAAGAGAAGCCCAAUGGUGCCAUAAAUCAGGAUGCCUAAUUGAAGCUAUGCUUUAGGAACUAAACAGCAACUAAAUUAAAUGGGAAAGUUUCUAAGGGACACCUUUGAUAUCAUGGGGGGAAAAGUCAAAACAACCCCAAGGGUCUAUGGGAAAAAAAUAGCUUUCUUCCAAAAGGCUUGCUGGUUAAUAAUUAUCAAACACAUCUGUGAUUCAAACCCUCUUUCUUCCAAAGGCUUUAUGAUCUUACCAUAGACUUCCCUCCUUGAACAUCAUGAGCCAAAGCAGAAAGAUCACUGAGGUAUCACAAAUGCAGGAAACCAUGGAAAAAAGACUUGGAAAGGAAAUGUGUAGCAAAAACUUUCAUCCUGCCGAAAACUAGUUUUAUGAAACUGAUUCUCAGAAUAGAUGGCAUAACGAGUAUCUGUUUACCCAGUGAAAGUAAUUUAAAGCAUUUCAGCAUCAAUGUCCCCAACUUCAAGAGAAGCCUAACUUGAACUUGGAGAUUGAUGGUGGAAGAGUUGUAUGUGUGUGAGAGUGUGCGUGCAUGCACACGUGCACGUGUAUAUAAAAGGUUUAUUUAAAACUAUGGUAAAUUCUUUCAUAACAGUGUUUCCAAAAACAUAGAACUCCUACCUUCAAUAGAGGUGAUUUUAGGUAAAAUGUGAACAAAAAAACAAAGCCUUUCUUAUUUUAGCAGUUACGUAGUUUUUUGUUUGUUUGUUUUUUAUUGCAUUUUAUGUUUUUGGGGUACAUGUGCAGAACAUGCAAGAUAGCUGCAUAGGUACACACGUGGCAGUGUGAUUUGCUGCCUUCCUCCCCUUCACCCACAUCUGUCAUUUCUCCCCAUGCUAUCCCACCCCAGCUCCCCCUCCCCACUGUCCCUCCCUUAUUCCCCCCAAUAGACCCCAGUGUGUAGUGCUCCCCUCCCUGUGUCCAUGUGUUCUCAUUGUUCAUCACCCACCUAUGAGUGAGAACAUGCGGUACUUUAUUUUCUGUUCUUGUGUCAGAAUGAUGUUCUCCAGAUUCAUCCAUGUCCCUACAAAGGACAUGAACUCAUCUUUUUUGAUUGCUACAUAUUAUUCCAUGGUGUAUAUGUGCCACAUUUUCCCAGUCCAGUCUAUCAUUGCUGGGCAUUUGGGUUGGUUCCAGGUCUUUACUAUUGCAAACAGUGCUGCAAUGAAUGUUCGUGUGCAUGUGUCCUUAUAGUAGAACGAUUUAUAGUCCUUUGGAUAUAUACCCAGUAAUGGGAUUGCUGGGUCAAAUGGAAUUUCUAUUUCUAGGUCCUUGAGGAAUCUCCACACUGUCUUCCACAAUAGUUGAACUAAUUUAUACUCCCACCAGCAGUAUAAAAGUGUUCCUAUUUCCCCACAUCCUCUCCAGCAUCUGUUGUCUCCAGAUUUUUUAAUGAUCGCCAUUCUAACUGGCGUGAGAUGGUGUCUCAAUGUAGUUUUGAUUUGCAUUUCUCUAAUGACGAGUGAUGAUGACCAUUUUUUCAUAUGUUUGUUAGCCAUGAGUAUGUCUUCUUUUGUAAAGUGUCUGUUCAUAUCCUUUGCCCAUUUUUGAAUGGGCUUGUUUGUUUUUUUCCUGUAAAUCUGUUUUAGUUCUUUGUAAAUUCUGGAUAUCAGCCCUUUGUCAGUUGGGUAGACUGCAAAAAUUUUUUCCCAUGCUGUUGGUUGCCGAUUCACUCUAGUGACUGUUUCUUUUGCUGUGAAGAAGCUGUGGAGUUUGAUUAGGUCCCAUUUGUCUGUUUUAGCUUUUGUUGCCAAUGCUUUUGGUGUUUUGGUCAUGAAGUCCUUGCCUACUCCUAUGUCCUGAAUGGUUUUGCCUAGAUUUUCUUCUAGGGUUUUUAUGGUGCCGGGUCUUAUGUUUAAGUCUUUAAUCCAUCUGGAGUUAAUUUUAGUGUAAGGUGUCAAGAAGGGGUCCAGUUUCUGCUUUCUGCACAUGGCUAGCCAGUUUUCCCAACACCAUUUAUUAAACACGGAAUCCUUUCCCCAUUGCUUGUUUUUGUCAGGUUUAUCAAAGAUUGUAUGGUUGUAGAUAUGUUGUGUUGCCUCUGAUGCCUCUGUUCUGUUCCAUUGGUCUAUAUCUCUGUUUUGGUACCAGUACCAUGCUGUUUUGAUUACUGUAGCCUUGUAGUAUAGUUUGAAGUCCAGACUCAAUGCUAUCCCCAUCAAGCUACCAAUGACCUUCUUCACAGAACUGGAAAAAACUACCUUAAACUUCAUAUGGAACCAAAAGAGAGCCCGCAUAGCCAAGUCAAUUCUAAGCAAAAAGAACACAGCAGAAGUUACAUAGUUUUAUAUAAAGCAAAAUAAAAAUAUACUUAAUACAUCCAUGAUGGUAUGAAUUACUGCUUAGAAUGAGGCAAAGUUUUUUUAAAGUACGUUAAUUUCCCUAAAAAGAAUAUUAAGAAAAUAACUGAACAUAGGGGUCACUCUCAAACAUGGCAAAAUUUAUAAAAAUUGCUUCCCAAAUGGCUGAGGAUUGUGAAACACUGUUCUAUAGCACAGUUCGGACUCUUUCUAACAUACAAUGCAAAAAAAGGGAGUUUGCAUCCUUUGUUUAAUAAAAUCCAACAAAAACUGCAAAAAGAAUACUGGGGCAGAAGGUAGGGAUGCAGAAUUCACUUUUCAAGUUCAGAUUAUCCCAGCUGAUUAUCGAAGUCAUCACUUUGAUGAUGAGAUUCUGGAAAAAUGAAUCUUCAUUGCCCACAUUUCACCUUACAAGCAGGUAACCACUUUUCUGCAUAUUUAUGAAAGAUUUAUUCUGUGAUGGUUCAAGAGGAUGACAGUUGUGCACAUCUCACUUUAAAAAUAACUAUCAUUAUUAUAUUAUCACUAUCAUUAGUUUCAUUAGGAAAUCCUCUCUAUCCCAACAAACUAGAAACCACUUACAAGAAAAUAGAUACUAUAGUAAUGACUAUGCUGGUCUCGUCAAUUCAGACAGUAUUUUGAGUCUGUCCUAUGCAGAAUCCUGUGUUAGUGAUUCUAAUUCAGGAUCUAGCAUUUUGUAGCUCAGUGAUUUUGUGAGACUCGUUCAUCCACGAAAUCUUGGUUGUAACAUCUGUAAAAUAGAGAUAAUGAUUCCCACUUCAGGUUGAUAAUUAAAUAAGAGACUGUAUAAAAUACCUACAAAAUACCAAUCAUGAAGUAGGUCCUCAGCACGCGUUAAUUGGUCCCAGUUUUCUAGCCCUCUCCACUUUCUCUUCACCCCGUCACUCACUUUAGCAGUUCACCUGUACGUCAGGUCUCCCAUACAUCAUCCACAAAGCCCUCCCAUGCGAAAGGUAGAAUAUGAACCCAUUUGCUUACCAGUAAAUGUCUACCACUGCCUCUAAUAUCAUUUUCUGGAAUCCAGCUUGUAUUAGCAUUCUGAAUCAUUCAUGCCUUCAUUCAACAAAAAUAAAUGGACUGCCUCCUAAUGUCCUGCACCACGCUUGCUUCAUGGAAAAGAAACAAGCAAGUAAAUGCAUAUGUCAGGUACAAUUUUCACAAAGCACCAGCCCCAGCAUGUGAAAAAUAUAACUUGCUUCAUUUUUAUUUUAUAAAUUAAUUUAAUUUUUCUUGAAGCCCUCAUUAUAUCUAGAGGGAAAAAAAUGCCUCCGUUAACGAAGGGUCUUCUUGGCUAAUUCAGGGAUUUCCUACUUGCCUUUGCUUGCGUUGCUUCUAUGACUUAGGCAGAGGAAGUCAAGGGAGAAAUUGGGGAUUUGUCUGCUUCUCAGUGUUCAUUUCCUCCCCAUGACCUUUGGUGUCUGUGUAUGGUCCCUACUGGCAGGUAGUAGGGACUGCGCUUCCCACACUGCAUCCACAGAGAUAUCCCCAUUCCCAAAUACACAGGGUUACCCUCUGUCCCUUGUCCCUGUCCCGUUGUGGGCAUUUGCUUUAUCUGCCAGUUCUUUCUUCUCAGUUGAAUUCUGUACCUUUUUGGGGGACAAGGAAAAUGUUGGCUCUUGCAAAAAGCUAUUCUAAGGCUACAAAAAUCGAGAUAGGCUGACUCAAACCCUUCUUGCAGAUAGAGCUCUGGUGCUUCCCAGGGCUGCAAACUUACCUGGGGAAUAUUUCCAUGCCCUCCCUCAGUCUAACCCAACCUGGGGGUAGGCAGUCAAACUUCGGAGUUCUUUUCAGAGACCUAUCCCAGUGCUUUACUCUCUUGUGUUCCUGAAAGGCUCUUUUUCCUCCCCAAAUCCUGACAUUCCUUCCCCGCUGGUGCUGGUGUCGGGGCUAAGUAAGGAUAUAGGCUGGCUCAGGAAAUGUUCCCCCAAAUCUGUAGUGAUUUGGCCAUGCCCUUGGCCUUUGACUCUCUAAAACCCAAAGUUCUGUUCCUUUGCCCUCAGGCUCAGGUUCCUCCAUGACUAUCUCCCAUCCAAAUGCAGAACAGUCCCAGUGGUUAAAAGAACUGGAAAAGGGGGAAGAAAUCAAUGAACCUGUCCCAAGAUUAUCCCACCAUAUGAGCCAACACAACACAGAGUGAGAACAGGGGCCCAGAGGGAGCACAGAGCAGCUGCAAGGGGACGUCAGACAAGACAAGAAAUAGAAGCUUCGAGGUAAUGACAUUCAAAUUGCUCUUCACGAGCCCUGGUGGCCUUUCCCAGGCACUCCAUGGCUCCCUCUGGGCCACAGCUUCCUGUCUGGAUUAUAUCACUCAGCACUGCAGGAGAUGGGGAUCAUAUAGUUCUGAAGAUUAAUUAAUAGUAACCACUGCACAUGUGACUGCAAAACCCCAGACUCUCAUGACCAAAGAGACAACCUGGUGUGUGGGGAAAGACGGAGUCCUGUGGCUUGGGUUUGAGACAGGACUUCUCUAGCUCCCUCAGUUAUAUAACUUGUCCACAUCACUGCUCCUCUCAGCCUCAGUUUCCCUAUCUGCAAAAUGGGAUACCACUUCUGCUUUUACAGAAAACGGAGACUUUCUGAGACUGUCUUUAAAAAUGCUUUAUUGGCCGGGUGCAGUGGCUCAGGCCUAUAAUUCUAACACUUUGGGAGGCCAGGGCAGAUGGAUUGCCUGAGCUGAGGAAUUUGAGGCCAGCCUGGGCUACAUAGUGAAACCCCAACUCUACUGAAAUACAAAAAAUCAGCUUGGUGUGGUGGCGGUCACCUGUAAUCCCAGCUACUCAGGAGGCUGAGGCAUGAGAAUUGCUUGAACCUGGGAAGCAGAGGUUGCAGUGAGCCAAGAUUGUGCCACUGCACUCAAGCCUGGGCAACAAAGUGAAACUCUGUCUCAAAAAAAAUAAAAAGAAAAAGAAGAAGAAAGAAAAUGCUUUAUGUACCAGAAAAACUACACAAAUAUUAGGCAUCAUUUUUAGUGGUAGUCUGUCAUCAGCCUGAAUAUAGACCUAAUCUUGGGAUGUAUCUUAGAAGUUCUAUAGGGGUGAAUAAAUCCCUGAUUUUUAUUUUGUAACUACUUAAUUGCUAUUACAGGCAUGAGCCACCAUGCCUGUAAUCCCAGUACUUUGGGAGGCCAAGGUUUGUGGAUCAUUUAAGGCCAUGAGAUCAAGACCAGCCCACCUAUUUGGCGAAAUCCCAUCUCUACUAAAAAUACAAAAAUUAGCUGAGCAUGGUGGCUCACACCUGUAAUCCCGGCUACUCGGGAGGCUGAGGUAGGAGAAUCUCUUGAACCCUGGAGGUGGAAGUUGUAGUGAGGCAAGAUUGUGCCUUUGCACUCCAGCCUGGGCGACGGAGUGAGACUCUGUCUCUGAAAAAUAGUAACAAUAAAAAUAAUUAAUACAAAAAAAAGCCCUGUUUCCAUUUCCUCGUAAACACUCCAUUUAUUUAAGAUUGCUAAUUAUUUCAAUCCUGGAAAUUUAUCAGGAUAAAUGAUUAACUGUUCCUUUAAUAUAAUUUUAGGAGGUAACUAAAAAGCUAGGCUUCCCAAAGUCAGCCAGAUCCUACUUUGGCAGUUUGACAUGUUCCGGAACACUCCUCUGGUGACAUGUGAGUUCCACCUGGGGCUCUGCAUUUCACCCUUUUGCUAUUUUGGAAACCUGAAGACAUCGGAAUGGUGCCCAGGGCAGGCCCCCAGAGACAAAAAUGCAAGACCUUGGCCAAGGGGAGGUGUGAGAGCUGACCAGAUUUCCCAGGAGCUGGGAGAGGCAGAGAUUUCUUCCAGAAACAAGGAAAUUUAUGUGGGGAGCACACAGUUGGGAGCCGUGAGCCAGUUCUUGCUUACAAAUAGCAGGAAAGGACGAGACGGGGAAGAAAGGAAGACAUUCAUUACUGAAGGCGAGGGAUUUGACUGGCCCUGGAAACUCCAAAACUGCAGUCCCAAAUUGCUUCAUGAACGAAGCCAUUCACUAUUAGCCGCAUGCAGACCAUUUAUUUAAAUCAAAUUAAGAUCUGAAUACAGCAAUUUUAAUCAUUUAAUUUUUUGGUGGGGAGAGCAUCAUACAGUCUGUAUCUUCUUUCUGGAUAGCUUCGCUUUGGCGAGCAGUGUCUGUGAAUCACGCAUUGGGUUUGCCAUCUAUCGUCAUGACAUCUAAUCCCUCCCUGACCACUUCCUAGCUGUGUGACUUCAGCAAGGGGCUUGACCUCUCUGGGCCUGUGUUCAAUUUUAUAAAAUGACUGUGAUGCCUGCUUUACCCUUGAAGUUGUAAGUAAAAAUGCUCCCUGAUCAAAAAUGAGAUACAGUAAUAAGGAUCCAGGUGGUACCAGCGUUACUUAGCAUCCUCAGUGCUUUUUUCAGACAUAAACAGAGGAUAUGUCUAAGUCUACAAUUAAAUGACACUGUACUUUCUCGUUUUAAAGAAUAAAGGAGUCAACUCAGAACCAGAUACAUGGAGAAAGCAUGCCACAUAUAAUAGGAAUAAUAUAAAAAAACAGGAGGUGGAAAGAAGCUAAGCCUUUCUUACAAGGGAUUUUUUUCUUCACUUUGGAAUGUCAUAUUAUUGACCCGAUAUUUCAGCUUCUCAGAAUUGGAAAAUAAAGGAAAACUGAGAAAUGAGUACUGCAAAGACACUGGCUAAGUAUCUGUUUUCACCCCCACAGAAAGAAAAAGGCUAAUGGAGAUACUGGUGCGCCCCAAAGGAGCACUCACGCCUCCCUCGGUGUAGAAAAGGCAGAUCACAGCUGUCAAGCGGUGAAGGGACAAUGCUCCAUACUUAGCAGUCAUGGGAAGAAUGGGUAUACCGUUCUCAGUCAUGGGGCACGACAGCCAUCCUCACAAUUCUUCCUUAAUAAUUCUCUUAUCUGCUGUCACCCCAGAGAUGUUCUUAAGGACGCUGUUAGAGCUCCAGUUUUAACCCAGGGUUCCCAAGCCAAGCUCUACCUGGUCAAGCAGCACUUGGUCCACGGGGAGCAUCACUCAUUCAUUCCAUCAAUUUGAUUUAACUCCUUCUGAGCCACGGACCAGGGAUAACCAGGAGGAACAAAGCCCAGGCCCUGCCUAAGGAGCCUGGAACUUUCCCUUUCUUUCUUUUUUUUUUUUUUUUUUAAGACAAAGUCUCAUUCUGUCGCCAGGCUGGAGUGUGCAAUGGCACCAACUCGGCUCACUGCAACCUCUGACUCCCAAGUUCAAGCGAUUCUCAUGCCUCAGCCUUCUGAGUAGCUGGGACUACAGGCACGCUCCACCAUGCACAGCUAGUUUUUGUGUUUUUAGUAGAGACGGGGUUUCACCAUGUUGGCCAGGAUGGUCUUGAUCUCCUGACCUCAUGAUUCACCUGCCUCAGGCGGGCGGAUCACAAAGGUGUAAUCCCAAAGGUGCUGGGAUUACAGGCAUGAGCCACUGCGCCCAGUCAGAACUUUCAAGAAUCUGAAAAAAAAAGCUGGAGAGGCUGGAAUCUAGUGAGGAAAGCAAGGAGAAUGACCUAGACAAGCCCGGAGAGAAAAGGAAAGACAAGAUCACUCCAGACACCAAGGUGAUGUCCCACCUCUCACCCCGAACGAGGACGUUAGACCCAUGGUCUCAGGCCCACCUUCCUCUUUAAACCAGUGUUCCAAUUGCCUGUGCCCCCAGCCUCCGGAUGAGCCUGGCUUCCCCACUGGAGAAGGCUGGGCCCUGAGUCUCACACAGUAUUUCCGCAGAACCCACCCCUCACCUCUUAGCGUGGCUUGAGUACCUCAACUGCCUCGGCAAGGCUCUGCAUUUAUGUAACAAGCCCUGCUCAAGCAUUUGUAGGCCUCCUGUUUAGAAACACACAGCAGGGGCAAGAAAGAAUAAAUAUGGAAAUCAAAUGUAGAAACUUCUGGCUCCUGCAACCGGCUUCCUGGGGGAAUUUUCCUCUGUGUUCUUUCCACUUCUUCUACUCAGCGGAAUGACUGCUAGUCAUUAAGGAAAUCUGUGAGGAGCUCACGGUACAGGAAUUGUACACCAGUGCUCCCAUCCUCAUUUGCAUAUCCCAUUUUUUGAUUGGCAGCUGUACAUGAAAUGCCAUAUCAGUUGAAAGUAUGUUGUGAGCUGGCACUAAUGAUCCUUUGGCUCCAGGGAAACCUGCCAUAUUGUAAUUUGGCUAUCAGGCAUGAAAGAAAUAAUUCUAAGUGCCAGGAAUGCAAGACUGAAUAAAUGUUUCACUGCUGCAGGUUGUCAAGGGCGACACUUCUGAUUUAGUAUAAACGAAUGCCCCGUUGCCUUUGGGGUACCGGGAGUUUGCAUUGUAUCUGAGCUGUGUGUAUAAAACAUUAGUCUAAGAAAAUGGCUUCGGUGUAAGACGGGAAACAGAGGCCUGCUCCCAGAAGGCGGCGGAAUGUUUACAACUAAUCACUGGAUGAAAGGAUUUUGCUACCUUCAAUAAUGACAGGCAAACAGGAUUUGCCUUUCCUGAGAUGGAGAAUAAUGGUUAUGUUAACUCUGCCUCGCCUAGCCUUUUUUUUUUUUUUUUAAUGAAAUGCUCUUUUGUAAAGAAAAUCACAUCUGUUUCCUUUUAUGUAUGAAAGGGAUAUAAAUUCUUUUUCUUUCCCGCCCCCUGUGUGAAUAGCCCAUGGUGUACCUUGGGAUUAAAUAACCCUUUCUGAUGUCAUUGGGUUUCAGAGGUCUGGAAACAUGGCCACCACUUCCUUCUCCCUGGCUCCUGACUUCACACACCUGCCUAGACAAAGAAUGACUUUAGAAGUGGGAAGCGAUCACUUUCACUCGAAUUUUUAUUAAGGUCCCAAAGCCAAUUCCCUGCAUACUGAGCUCCACAGGAUCUCACUUUCACUAACAAACUUCCCGUGGGUUCUCUGUAUGCAAUGCAGAAAACAGUAGCAGUGCCUCCUUAGAAGAAAAGACACUGGAAGUUCCUUCCUCCCUGUGGCCUCCAUUGACCAUCUGGGUCCUGGCUUCGGGAUCAUGUUAAGAUCUGUUUUGUUUCCCUUGAUUCUGCGUGGGAUGUUCUUUGGAGACGGUUUCCACCAUGGACUUCCUUGCUUGGAUGUCACCGAAGUAAAGGCUCAGGUACCUGUUUAGACACAACAGUACAGCAGUCACAGGAAAAUGCCAUUUUUCCAUUUGUUCUCUAGGCAAAGGCCAGCUGGAGUAAAUCAAGACCGGGCUGGGGAGCACUGGACCGCUUUUACUCUCAAUUCUUGCUUUGGGAAGAAAGCAACCUGACACUUGGACUCUCCUCUUGAAGUGAAAACUUCAUUAUUGCCUCUCACCUACAGUUGCAGUGACUUUCGGGUGGGCUUGGCGAGAGUGGGAGUGAAAACGUAAUAACUUAGAAGAUAACUAAGAGUAUAGUCGGAUUUACUCAACCCUAACAGACUGACUCAGGAAAUUCCCAUCAUACCAAUCCCGUCGGCCAUUCCACUGUUGCAGAGUGUGUCGUAGGCUUGUGAUACAAUAAACAGAUCCCAUAAUAUAGAGCAUCUUACAAUGUUUCUCUUCCGUAGGUGAAGAAUUUUUAAAUUUUAGGUGGAGGAUACUGAGGUUGCUGUUCAUUCAAACUUACAUUUCUUGUUCCUUCACUUAAGUGACAUACAAAUUAUCGGGCAUUCACUCUGUGGUGGGCUUUGGAGGUAUUAAAAUAAAUGAGGCAGGUCCUCUGUCCUCAAGUAAGUCACAGUUAAUGGGAAAUGUGCAUCAAAACAUAAAAGCAACCACAUCUACUGUGACGAUACAGCGCUGAAGCCGGGGUGAAACCCACAGUUGAGAGCCUGACAGUCACAGUCACAGACACAGGAGAAAAUGCCAAUUGAAGAACCAACUGGCCACACUCGCCUCUUUAUUUUUUUUUUUUUUUUUUUGAGACGGAGUUUUGCUCUUGUUACCCAGGCUGGAGUGCAAUGGUGCAAUCUUGGCUCACCGCAACCUCCGCCUCCUGGGUUCAGGCAAUUCUCCCGCCUUAGCCUCCCGAGUAGCUGGGAUUACAGGCGUGUGCCACCACGCCCAGCUAAUUUUUUGUAUUUUUAGUAGAGACGGGGUUUCACCAUGUUGACCAGGAUGGUCUCGAUCUCUUGACCUCGUGAUCCACCCGCCUCGGCCUCCCAAAGUGCUGGGAUUACAGGCUUGAACCACCGCGCCCAGCCUAACCUUUUUUAUUUUUUAUUUUUUUUGAGAUGGACUCUCGCUCUGUCACCCAGGCUACUAGAAUGCAGCAAUGCGAUCUUGGCUUACUGCAAAAUGUCCUCCUCCCAGGUUCAAGCGAUUGUCGUGCCUCAGCCUCCUGAGUAGCUAGAUUUACAGGCACCUGCCAUCACGCCUGGCUAAUUUUGUAUUUUUAGUACAGACAGGGUUGGCCAGGCUGGCCUCAAACUCCUGACCUCAGAUGGUCCACCCACCUCGACCUCCCGAAGUGCUGGGAUUACAUGUCUGAGCCACUGCACCUGGUCACCUCUAUAACUUUCAAGGACCAGCUUAAAUUUAGUUUUAAAUUCAGAAAGCCGUAUUGUAUACCCACUACAUGCAGGUGUAAUAUUUAGGUACUUUCACUCAUAUUAUGUGGUUUAAUUCUCUUCCAGUGGCCAAUUAUUCAUUGAUAUUAAGAUUAUAGAGGUUCAAUAUUAAGAGAGAAUGAAGUCAAUCCUGUAGGAAGCAGAACAUACUAGAAUGUGUGACCUUUUCCUCAUCGGUUAUGGGAGAUUAUCCAAAAGUAUGAAUGUUCGAAAACCCAGACAUCUGCAGAUAGGGUCCCCUUCCUGGUAUUCCUUUCUUUCAGGUAAUUCAACACUUCUCAGAACAUCAGCACAUGUAAAAAUUACUAAACAGGGUUAACUCUGCAGUACCACUCAUAUAUUCAAGGUGGGAUUUGAGGGAUUUUCUAAGGCUAACUGGGUUAUAUGUAUUUUUCACUUAAGCCUGGACUUGGAGCUCAACCUCUACAUGAUUGCGUCUCUACUGCUUGUUGAAAGGGUGAUAUAUGUUCAGAGGAAAUUGUGUCUGAGUCCACAUUAGGCCUGAAAGAGGGGUGGUCAGGGAAGACUUCAUUGAGGUGGUGAUUUUCCAGAAUGCAUGAAUUAGGAAAGGAAAUUCCAGGCAGAGUGGCCAAGACUAGCCAAUGCUAGGAGGUGACAGAGUAUGGCUGGCUUUGGGUUGAAAGACUAGAAAAUAAGUAGUGGCAGAGGUGAACUUAGAUCAGUGGGCCGGUGCCCGUGCUCUGCUGGCUGAUGUUAUCAGGUUGCCUACCCACUUGUUUUGAGAUCUCCAGACCUGUGGUUUUUAACAGGGAGAUGACUUGGCCCCCAGCGGACAUUUAGCAAUGUCUAGAGACAUUUUGGUUGUCACAGUUAAGGAAAGGGUGAUACUGGCAUCUAAUGAGUAGAGACCAGGAAGGCUGCUAAAUAUCCUACAAUGCCCAGGACCAUCCCCCACAACAAAGAAUUGUCUGGCCUGAAAUGUUAAUAGCACUGAGAUUGAAAAAGCCUUUUCUAGACCAUGGCCACUUGUUUUCACACUAUUCUGGUGUCACGGAGGUAAAUGCAAAGCAAGUUUAAACUUUCUGUGUUGGAAUAAGGAUGUCUCAGGACAAAUAUUUAUUUGGAAUUCCUGUUCCUUCUGAGCCAGGGAAUGGGGUGGGGAGGCAGGGUGGAGAGCGACUUUAGAGAGAAAUAUUAACCUUGCAAAUGUGCACAUUUUCAAUUCACAUCCUAGUGACAGGCUACAACUUGUAAUCAGUAUAAAAUGAUUUUCCGGGAGAGUAAAUGCUUAUUUUCACUGUCUUGAUGUUGGCACUGGAUUACUUGGUAUUAAUCCCAGGGUGACACAGUCACAUUUGGAAGCCGCGAGAUUUAUUUGGAUGUCUCGUGGGGCCAGGGGCAGCCUUCAUUUUACACCCUUGAUCUUUGAGAAUUUAAAUUAGAGCUGCUUUUCUGUAUACACUAGUGGUGUGAAAAGGAAGGUAUCCACCCAGGACAUAUUCCAAGAGCCAUGGAAAGCCAGGGAAGGAAGGAGAGAGGAUAGAAAUGUCUCCAUAUUUAUUGACAACUUCAUACUUAGCAGUAGCAAUGACAAAUACUUAUUAAACACCAACUGUGUGCCUGCUUCCCUUGCACAAGAGGGCAAGAAACCUGAGAGUUUGUACCCACUUGCUCCAUCAUACAUGAUAACAGCCUCUUCUCUUGCAUAUGCCCCCACUAUGAGGCUAUAUUGGGUAUGAUUACUAGUGAGUCUAGACUGUGUAUGCUGCAAAAUAUCCUACAAUUCACCGAACAGCCCCACCAUGAUGAAGAACUGUCUGAUCUGAAACGUCAGCAGUACCUGGGUCGAAAAAGCCCUCUCUGGACAAAUUCUGUCACUAUCACCUCUUAUGCAUAACUUUCAUCUACAGCAGAAGCCAGCCAAAUUUUUUAAGGGGCCAGAGAGUAAAUAUUUUUGGCUUUGCUAACCAUAUGGCUUCUUUGGCAACUACUCAGCUCUGAUGCAACGUGAAACAGCCAUAGACAAUAUGUAAACAGGGGAGCAGGACUGUGUUCCAAUAAAGCUUUAUUUACAAAAAACAGGCAGCUGGGCCAGAUUUGUCCUCGAGGUUCUAAUUCAUCAGCUCCUGAUUGACAGUACCUGGUACACUUUUAAAAAAAAAAUAAAAAUCACAGCUCACUGCAGCCUCAAACUCUGGGGCUCAAACAAUCCUCCCACUUCAGCCUCCUAAAGUGCUGGGAUUACAGACAUGAGCCACCAUGCCCCGCCCAGUAUAAUAUUUUAAAGACAUUCUUUCUGAAUAUUUAAGUAAUGCUAUUAGGAAUGAUAAAACAGCCUGGUGUGGUGGCUCAUGCCUAUAAUCCCAACACUUUGGGAGGCUGAGGUGGGUGCAUCACCUGCGGUCAGGAGUUUGAGACCAGCCUGGCCAACAUAGCAAAACCCUGUCUCUACUAAAAAUAGAAAAAUUAGCCGGGCACAGUGGUGUAUGCCUGUAAUCCCAGCUACUCAGGAGGCUGAGACACGAGAAUUGCUUGAACCUGGGAGGCAGAGGUUGCAGUGAGCUGAGGUGGUGCUACUGCACUCCAGCCUGGGCAACAGAGAGACUCUGUCUCAAAAAAGACAAACAAAAAAGAAUUUGUAAUUUUACAUCUCUAAAUCUAGUUCUAAGAGUAUCUUUGGCUUUGCAGGUAUAAAUUUUUGUCCAAACAUGUUCACUGAGGUAAUAUUUACAUAAUAAAGACACGGAAGCGGUUUUAUUGGUCCAUGAUAGGACAUCAGAGAAAUCUUGUCUGCGAUGGAACAGUGGAAUAUUGGGCAGUCUUUGAAAGUGAUCAUUCUAGCCCAGGUACACUGGCUUAAUCCCAGCACUCUGAGAGGCUGAGGCAGGUGGAUCACCUAAGUCAGGAGUUCUAGACCAGCCUGACCCAACUUGGUAAAUUCCCAUCUCUACUAAAUACAAAAAAUUAACCAGACAUGAUGGUGCAUGCCUAUAAUCCCAGCUACUUGGAAGGCUGAGGCAGGAGAAUUGCGUGAACCUCGCAGGUGGAGGUUUCAGUGAGCUGAGAUUGCACCACUACACUCCAGUCUGGGCAACAGAGUGAGACUCCAUCUCAAAAAAAAAACAAAAGAAAAUGGAAGUGAUCAUUCUGAAAGGUUUUCAAGAUGUAUUUAAGAUGUAAUGUUAAGUCAAUAAAAGUGAAAUCGAAAUUGUGCCAACAGUUUUGUGGCAAUUGAGUGUAAAUCCACAUUGCAUGGAAAAAGAGCAGGAAGAAAUAUACCAAAUUGUUAAGUACAGUGAGGCUAUGGGGUGACUUUUCUUAAAUUUAAUUCCAACAUGGAUUUUUUUUUAGCAUUAUGUUCAUUCUUUUUUAUUUUUUAAUCAUCUAUAUUUCUUUGGGGCACCUAUGCAGGUUUGUUACAUGGGUAAGUUGUGUGUCUUGGGAUUUUGGUGUACAGAUAAUUUUGUCACCCAAGUAAUCACCAUAAUAUUGCAUAGAUAGUUUUUCUUUUUUUUUCUUGAGACAGAGCCUUGCUCUUUCGCCCAGGCUGGAGUGCAGCGGCAUAAUCUGGGCUCAUUGCAACCUCCACCUCCCAGUUUCAAGCAAUUCCCCUGCCUCAGCCUCCCAAGUAGCCGGGAUUUCUAGUGCACACAACUGCACCCAGAUAAUUUUUGUAUUUUUAGUAGAGAGGUUUUCCCAUGUUGCCCAGACUAGUCUCAAACUCCUGGCCUGAAGUGAUCUGCCCACCUCUGCCUCCCCAGAUGCUGGAAUUAUAGGCAAGCCACUAAGCCUGACCCAUAGGCAGUUUUUCAAUCUUCACCCUCCUCCUACCCUCCACACUCAAAUAUGCCCCAGUGUCUAUUGUCCCCUUCUCUGCGUCCAUGUGUACUCAAUGUUUAGCUCCCACUUAUAAGUGAGAAAUGCAGUAUUUGGUUUCUUUGUUCCUGCAUUACCUGCUUAGGAUAAUGACCUUCAGCUCUAUCCACCAACAAAGAAUUAUUAAAAGAGGGCAAGUGGUGGCAUCCAGCAGAUUUAGCUUUGUAGUUCACUGGCUAAGCAGGUGACCAAGGAGAGGUGACUUAAGCUCGCUGAGCUUCAGCUCAUUUCUUCUUGAAACACAUGUAACAUCUGACUCUCCAGAUUGAUGGGAAGAUUAAAUGAAGUAAUACACAUAAAACAUCCAGCAGAGGGUUUGUAACAUAGUAGGCACCAAACACAUUGUAGCUAUUAACAUCAUUAUUCCUUGUUUGUUCCAAGCAGUCUGUAUCUUGGUUGUGGUAGUGAUUACAUAAAUCUAUGCAAGGGAUAAAAUUGCAUAGAACUACACGCAAAACACACACACACACACAAGUAAAAAUUGUAAAAACUAAGGUCUGUAGCGUACUUAACAGUAUUGUACCAAUGUCAGUAUCCCAGCUUUGAUAUUGUACUCCAGCUAUUUAAGAUUGACAUCUCCACUGGGAGAAACUGGGAGGUUACAUGGGACUCUACUAUUUUUACAGCUUCCUGUGAAUCUAUGAUUAUUUCAAAUGAAAGAGUUUUUAAAGUACAGUAAAACUUUUUUAGAAAUUCUAACAUCUUCCGUAAUUUGCAUCUCAUCUAUUCAGGUGAGGUAGGAAAGGUGGGAAUGGUUUGUUAUUAUUUGUAAGAGGAAAAACUGACAGAGUGACUGAUUCCUCUCUAGGUCAAUCAGAAAAUAAGCAGAAAAGGAAAAACCAUGGCACUGAAUGUCCAGGACUUUUUAACAGUUGCUGACCCUGCCUCAAACGUUGUACUGUGUUUAAUGGCAUUUAUGUUCCCUCAAUAAAGGGUUUUUUCUUUA
This is a messenger RNA of Callithrix jacchus (white-tufted-ear marmoset), 94629 nucleotides long. It is a transcript of the gene TSHZ2, whose product is annotated as teashirt zinc finger homeobox 2. Lineage: Eukaryota; Metazoa; Chordata; Mammalia; Primates; Cebidae. Gene Ontology annotation, cellular component: nucleus. The record is from RefSeq and is a predicted model, not a curated record. Gene Ontology annotation, biological process: regulation of transcription by RNA polymerase II. Gene Ontology annotation, molecular function: DNA binding; DNA-binding transcription factor activity, RNA polymerase II-specific.